UCUCUCUCUCUCCCACACGAUCCCAGCAGCACACCCGGAAAAACAGCUGAUGUAUUGGGCAGGACGAGACGUGGCAGAUAAGGGAAAUCCUCCUCUCGUAAGUGAUUCAGUCUGUGUUUUUAAUCUGCUGCUACACUCGUCGAGUGAGUAAGUUAACGGUUUACAUCCAGCUGUUGUGCUUUAAGGAUGCUGGCUGACUGACGCUGACUGGUGGUGCUGCUGCUCGUUAGCUUGGAGGUUUCUCCAGGAAGUGGACUGAUUCUCAUCCUCCCGUGCAGGCCUCGAUGACACAUUGUCGUGUAUUUGAUCGGCAGUCACCCAGCAAGGUUGUCAGUUAUCAUAUAAACAUGAUUUAAGACAAAAGCUAGCCCACAUGUUUGAGCAUUUAGUGUGUUUGGCUUGUUUUUGCUCUAUGUAGCGCCUUAGCUCCAAACCGUUUCCAUAGUAACCUUGGCUCAGUCGAUGUCAUUCAUUCAGGAUUUUAAUCUCGGUAUGGACAUGCAUCUCCUGAUUGACUUCGACGCUCGUGAUGGCUAUUUCAGUCAUAUGCUGCAGCAGAUAUUCCUGUUUUCAAAAGGAUGGUGGGCAGCAGUUUGAUGUUAAAAUGGUUUAAUUCAGUGCCCCAUUGAAGCCUGUUAGGCCUGUUAGUGAGUGGCCUCUAUAUUUGAAAUGUUUGUACUUUCUGUCUUUUUCUUUCUUUCUUUUGACUGGGCUGAGUUUUUCAACUCAUAGGGGAAAGUGGGAUAAGAUGAGGCAUCUUUUAUGUUUCGGAUCACUACAUCAAGACAAUCAUAGUUUUGUCUCUAACUAGUGUAUCUAUAUUUCAAGAUGUUGUAUGUCCCUGCAAACCAACAGAAUGAGUGUAAACAAAACUGUCUUGAGAAUAUAGCAUGCCAAAAAAAAAUGGUCAACUUACCCUUACCCCGUGUAUGGGGUAAGUUGACCAUAGGAGUAGGUUGAGUUGAGCAGUAUCCCUACAACUAUCCCAACAACUGGUACAAUAAUUCCUUUUAUUAUUAUUGCAUAUAACUGCUGAAAAGCUGUUUUGUAAAAAGCCAUUUUAACAUGAGAAUGCCUUUAAGUGAUUCAGAACAUUCACAGCUGUAUUUUUGAAAAGAAAAAGUAACACGUUUCAACAAUCUGGACUGAAACUCUGAUCCUCUCAUCAGACUUCUUCACUUUCUCAGUUGAGCCACUGACUCAACUUACCCCAGAACUACUAUUAUGACUUUAUUAGUCCUCUAAGCAAAAAUGGUGGACUUUUAUGCUAGGUGUUUGACCUCAUGUUGUAGCUCAUAGAUACCACAAUUGGUAAAAAAAAAAAUUAAAGUGAUCUUUUUUGGUCUGAACACAAUUCUGAUAAAACUUAUGACAGACUAGAUACACUUUCAAGAGAGAAAAAUGUUUUUUUUUGGCAAUAAAUGUAUAACCCCUUCACCCAUGUGCUUCUAACCUUCACAGACUCCAUUAAUUGAUACCCAUCUCCUAAAUAUUUGGUCACAUGAUCAAUUUUUUUUACCAUUUCCAAGCAACAGGGAGUGGCUCAACUUACCCUUUGACUCAACUUACCUCACUCUCCCCUACCUGUCAAAGCUAGGGCAUUUAACUCUAGGCCCUCACAGAUUGGCAGGAAAGCUUUUAAAUUGUACUUGUCAGUAGCUACUAUGAAAAUAUUAGACAAGAAUUAUUACAGGCUUGCUACAUCCAAACAUUGCCAUUACUUUUAUAUCAGUGCAUUAGCAAAGGAUGUAAAGAAAACUUUCAUAAAGGAAUUGAAAACUGCUCAGACUGACUCCUUUAGCAGUAAUAUCAAAACAUCCAAAUCUGAAAGGCUGUACUUAUAGUUUUCAAUCAAGACGAGAUCAUAAUAACGGCAGUAUUCAGAGAAAACCUGACCUCCUUGGCCCCACUGAGCAAAAAGAAGGUUUUUUUUGUCUCAAUACAUCAUUUCAAUGAAUGUUAUUUUCGGAGGCACUUGGAUGCUGUUCAAGCUUCAAAGUUCAGGUAAACCAACUCUAUACUGUGUGUGCAGUUACAAACAGUAGAUUAGCACAAUUUAAUCUGAAAAUAGCGCUCACAUUAUACUAUUGUAAAGCUGUUCAGGGGCAUGUCUGUAUUAUUUAAUGUGGGUAGUCCUGCUGAUCACAGCUAAUGUUGUGAACGUUAUUUGUGACUACAGUUGCAAAGUCAAAUUCUCAGUGCUAAAUCCUUGAAAUGUCAACAACCAGUUAUCAAAGAUACUUGAAUAUUUCCUGACAAAGUUUUCUUUUUUUUUUUUUUUUUUUAAUUAAUAACAUUCUUUCAUGGCAGCAUAAUAGAUAUAACUAAUGUUUAACAAGCUGAAUAUCAACAUGCAGAGUAGGCUCAGUAAAGGUAUUUCAGACCAACAGUUCUUUACCUACUUGUUCUUACUGAGAAAAAUAAGCAUUUUCUUUCACAAUCUUAAUACCUAAAUCAGGCAAGGAGCAAAUUUAUCACAUAUUGAAAGGCCAUAAACUUUAAGGAAAAUUUGAUUUAAUUUCCUUUAACUCUGUCUUGGUCCGUACCAUUGAAAAAAUGUGCCAAUAGUUUACUUUUCAAGCUUCUAUGUCCAGUACUUAUUCACAACCUUUGUCUGUUUCCUGUUUGGUGCUUGUGCCAUGGUGUACUGUGUGAUUAUAAUACUUAAGCUUUGAGAUUUAAAAGAUCUGCCUGCAGCUGCUUGAGACGAGGUUAUUGAGAAUGAAGUUUGAGUGCUGAAGUGACAAAAAGAUAUCAAGAACCACAGAGGAUUAGGGUGAGAACUCAAAGUUCCAGAGCACCUUUAUGUGACACUUGAUAAUAUGAAGCACUGUUUAUGUAAAGUUCUGAUAAAUGCAGCCUCAAAUUAAGAGAAACUUUGUAUGAAAAAGAAAGAUCUAGGUAAGUGUAACUACUUUACCCUAGAAGGUGUAUAAGUGCACCAUUACCUUAGAAAUGUCUUUAUUCUUUCCAGGAACCAGAACAAACCACAGCUUUUUGAGGUGAAUGUGAAAUUAUACUGUGCCAAAUAACUUUGGAAAUGUGUUCCCUAUGUCAAACAAACUUUUUGUUUGCUGUAAUCAACAUGAUACAACUGGAGUGUACACUUGAAAAUUAAAACUUUAAAAAAGAAAGUUAGUACACUUCAACAAAUAAUCACAGUUACAAUUAAUCUGCCCAGCGAUCUCAUCCAGUCCGUAAGAAACAUGCCCUCUCUCCAAAUGGCAAAGUAAUUGCAGUCUUUGCCACCUAUACCUCCCACAUAAUAGCACUUAGACCUGCAAUUUUAUUUUCACUCUUCCUCACGUCUCCAUCUGCAUAUGUUAAGUGUAGCAAUUACACAGGGAAAUUGCUUUUAACUACAUGGGGUGUAGAGGAUGGACAGUUUCUUUUCUUGGUAAGAGCAUGAAAGGAAACAAGGGGUGAUAAUAUUACAUUGUUCCAUCUGCAUUCCCAUUCUCACGGGGAGGCUUUGUUCUGAUGCCAGUGUAUUUUUUUGUCUUUUUAAAAAAAAGUUUUAAAAGAUGUUCAAAGUUUUGUGCGUCAUUUGUCAAGAUGUCACUUGGGAACAAAAAGUUAUUUGUUGACUUCCAGUCAGCUCUGUGCAGUUAGGAUGCGACAAGUAGCAUAUUUUAAGACAUGACUGCGUUGACAUUUUAAAGCUUGGUUGAGACAGUGGAACUCAUUUCAGACGGUUAUCUCACUGACUGUUUCAUUAAAGAUUUAAAGGAAUGUACUAAUGUCAUUUUCUUACCUGUUUUGUGUAGUCAGCACAGCCAAACAGACCCUGCUAUGCUUAUUUUACAACAUAUCCCUUUUUGGAAAUUUUCAUUGUCACACUUGAUAGAUAGCACUAGAAUUACUAAUGGGCUACACAUUAUGAAUCAUUAGUAUUUUUAUUAUUGUAGGUACAAAAUGCCAGCAAGAUGUUAUGUCUAAGUCAAUCACCAUGGCUCUGGUCAACAGAGACAGCCAUAAUACUUCUGCCAUAUACUUCACUACCUGGAUGUAAACAAGCAUGGAUAACAGAUGGCUUCUCGGCAGUGUUUAGAUCCAUAAAACGGAGAUUAAGUUGUAUGUAGGUUGUCAGCCUAAACUGGCAGUGCAUAAACGGCACAGGUAUGUAGAUCUUAACCCGCAAGGAGCACUAAAGACAGGGGACGCUAGCUCUGCUAACUGUCAGCACUCUUUGCAAACUCAUUUAGCGUAAACUAUAUGUGAUCCUGUGUUUAGCCAUUUUUAUUAAUUGUGAUAAAUUAGGACUGUCUACUUUCAAAGUAGUGGUUUAGUCUUAACUUCGAAUUCAGUUGAAAAGAUUAGGAACUAAGUCUCUUUGGGACACUUGUGUUAGAAAACUUUGCUUUUGUACUGGCGAUCCAGAGAAAAAUGUUCAUUUAAGAAUCACAGAUGCACUCCAAGUUUACGUCCGUUCCUCUUUAAAAUUUUAUUUCUUUCAUGUUUGUGUCUGUUACUCCCAAAUAGAGCAGCAACAUCUCUGCCUGUUGUUAGUUAUGCCUAUUCAGUUACGUUUGUUUCUGACGAGAUGUUAUUAAGUGAGCACCACAGUCCUAUAGCAUUGGGAUGGUGUUAAAGAUCUGUGAUCACAUCUGUGUGCUGACAUCACUCUUGUAAAACUGUAAUCUCACCUUCUUUACUGCUCUUAUGACUGCUACCAUUCACUGGACGCUGCUGCUGCUGCAGGACCUCCAGGCCUUUGGGACUCUCUCCUUCUUGCAUCUCUAGUCUCUCUCUCUCUCUUUCUGGUUGGUCCCUCCACCCCUCUGUGACCUGGGGAUGAACGCACCAAUGAGGAGCCUCACAGUGAGUCCUCCUGAUCCACCUUCACCCCUCAUCUUCUUCUUCCUCCACUACACCUCAGUCACCACUCACUCACUCACUCACUCACAGAGUGUGUGUCGCAUAUAUGCCUUGAUGUCAGACGUGGUGGGCAUUCCUGUCUCUAUGAGCGUACUGUAGAUGUGGGUAGUGUACUGUAUACCAUAUAAGCCAUGAUGUUGACUAACUGUUGUGUGUUAUUUACAGGGUAUGCCUGAUCGCAUGUUAUGUGCAGUGCUGGAGCAAUUUCAGCUUUACUUUUCCCUUUGGUAUGUGCGCUUUGUCUCCAUUCAGAGUGUCAUUUCUUCUUGUGUUUCUUACGUUGAAACAGCCUGUACAAUUUUCUUUUCUGCAUACAGACACACACAAACAAAAACAUUGCACUGACUUGCACAAAAAAAAAAAAAAAAAAAAAAGUUUGGGUUAAUAUAGCUCUGACCUAACUAACUUUACCCACUACCAAUGGGUUGUUCAGUCAGGUCCACUUUUCAUCGAAUGAAUUCAUCAUUUGCACUGCAGUUAUAUUUGGCGGUAUGGCUUUGUUCUGAGAGCUUCCAUCCUUUCCAUGCUAAAGUCUAAAGCUAAGAGAGCACACCUUGCCUCUGUUUCAUGUGCACACAUGAAAGGCCGAGGCAGGGGGAGCAGCAGCAAAGACCUUUCGUAAGAGAACAGAGCGGGCAUUAGUGACAAUACAAAUGAGACUGGUAAAAUCAGACUCAGCAUAAACAGGAGGAGCUGGGGCGGAGCAAGGUUGCAAAGAGGUUUGCAAAGGAAGCAGCAAAAGGAGAGAUGUUUAAGUAGUUUAUAUAGAAACCUGUUUUAACAUUGGCCAUCAGGGUGCAUGAAAUCUAAUUAACUGAGCUUAACUGGGCUGGCAUAAGGAUCAACUGAUGCACUGUGCGGCCUGCUUGAACUAAUGCUACACUUAAUAUUCGCCAACUUCUUAGUUUGUUUUGUUUUUAUUACUUUGGGGUUGUUUAUCCUUUUCAAAUAUAGUCAAAAGAAUUCAGAGUUUAACACAAAUUUUACUUUUGAACUUUUACAGAGCUGAUGUUUGUUUAAAAGUGUUUAUAUCAGAGGGAUGGGGGUGUAGUGGUAUCAUCAUCUCAUUGAGUGAUAUUACUGUAAAAAGUCCACAGUACAGUAUUUAUUGUUGUAUUUAAAAAAGGGAAUGUGGUCAAUAGCUUUGGUCAGUUUGUGUGUAACUUUGGCCUUCUUUUCCUUUUUUGAAAGGUUCCAAGUAGUGUUUACUAACCUUCUGAACCUUCAGUGGUGACCAUGGAAAAUGUCUGUAGGCUGUUUAGUUUAGUGAUGAUUCCUGUAAUUUCUUAAACUCUUAAGUGUCUUUUGGCCUGGCUAGUUUAUUCUUUUCUUCUAUCUUCUUGAAAAUUUCUGAGGUGAAGAUUUGCCAAACGGCUUAUUGUAAUCAUCUUUUCUGAUGCAGUCACCGCAGUCUGUCAGUGUUAGCAUAUUUUCCUCUGUGUCCUGUCACCUUUUCCCUCUCCAUAAUUUCUUGACAUGAGGAAAUGGAGAUGCUUCCUCAUGUCAGAUUUAAAACCCACGAAACCAUUUAGGUUUUUGCUUCAGGUUUGUGCUUUGAAUCUGCACAUGCUUUGUUCACAUGACCCUUGAGUGUUUUACAGGCCUGUUUCUCUUAUGUCAGCUCAUGUUGUGAUUUUGAUAUUGGCACUGGGUAAUGUUGACCUGUUCUAUUGUUGGUGCUAUAUUGACCCACACUGAUUCAGUUUUGACACUGUGAUUUUUAGCCUGAGGCUAACAACAGCUCAAUCCUCACUUUAUUCACAAGGAUGUACAGCUUAAUCUACUGGUGUCUUGGUGCUCUGUAUAAAGAAGAUCACAUGUGAUCUUUUCCAAUGGUAAGUUUAUGAGAGCCUUCCCCGAUUAGCUGUUCAGAUACACUUGUCUUGUGUUCCAUGUGUGCUACGUUGUGUAUCACAGUGGCCAUCAAACAAUGCAACAUGUGUUAAAUUUUUAGGCGCUCAUCUCUGGCAGUUCAAGUCAGGGUAGUCUUUUUUUGCUGAAUACACAUCGUAGUAUACAAAAGCAUGGUACAUUCAGAAGCCACUAUUGAUACACAUCUUAUUUGAUACAAGAGUACUACAGUAUUUUGAAGUAUUGGUAAGCAUGAGCUCUUUACAGUAUUAGACUUUUUCUGAAAAAGCACAAGUUUUGGGUCAGUUAAUGCUAACAUAGAGCUGCAUUAAUUACAUAUUCAAAGCAUUUGUUCGGGUAUUAAUCCACCUGGUGGAGUAAAAAAAAGUCCUACUGCCCCUGCCCAGACUUGGAUGUAGCCAGAGUGUUCUCUUGUUGCUCUUUUAGCUUUGGUCACUGUGUGGUCCGCCUCCCUCUCUCUGUUAGAUCCACUCUCUGUAUAGCACGGCAAGCCCCAGCAUGCUGAAGAGGAAACAGAGCUCGCGGGUCGAGGCCCAGCCCAUGACGGACUUUGGGCCGGAUGAGACCCUCGCAGACAGCGCUGACAUCUUCUGGAUCAACAAACCAGUGAGUGGACUGGCAUGUUCAGCGUGGUUCACUUACCAAAGUGAAAUCCUGCACUGCUAUAUCUCUUCCAUUUAAUCCAGAGAUUUAAUCCAGAUAAUACUUUGUUGAUGUUCUUUGAAAUAUUGUUCUGAAAAUAUGGGAAGAGCAUCAAAAUAGAAAGCCUCACAGCACUCUGGCAUGUUUUUUUGUCUUUUUUUGCAGUGGGUGCAUUCUCUUCUAAGGGCCUGUGCAAUCAUCAGUGUCAUCUCCGUGUGUAUGAACACUCCCAAGACAUUCGAACACUACCCUCCGUUGCAGUAUGUGACGUUUACGCUGGACACAUUGCUCAUGUUCCUCUACACUGCUGAGAUGAUCGCCAAAAUGCACAUCAGAGGAAUCAUCAAGGUAGAUUUUGACUGAGAUACAAGGUCACAAGAAGCAUAGAGACAAAGACAACCAAGCAUAGAAAUAAAAUCUCUGAUUGCUUUGUUGUUUAUGAUAACUUUCUGUUGUGUUCUUGUUAAAAUUGGUGAUUUUUCACCUACAGUUGGCCAGCAACUGAAGAAAAGUUCAAAAAGUUAAAAUGUGGAGGCAUAAAAUUUUUGACAUAUUCAACCAUUCCUAAGUUACCGUUAGCUGUCAUGCAACACAAGCCGUAGACACCCCCUAUCUUAUUUACUGUCAGCAUUUGGACCAUUAGAAUAGCAAGGAAUUAACAGACUUAAAGUAAGCAUAACUUCAGCUUUGAACAUUUAGUCAGUGAGAAACUAACAUACUGUUUUCCAAGUGUUUAGUUUAAAAGUAAUUUUAGCAUUUGCAAAUUUUUUAUAAUAAUAAUAAUAUCAAUAAUUUUAUUUAUAUAGCACUUUUCAAAACAGACUUACAAAGUGCUGUUUAUGUUUGCUUGUCUCUGUUACUGACAACAUGAAGUUAGAAAAAAUGUCAAAUUGUUGCUCAUUAGGUCUAAAAAGUAAUCAGCAUGUUUGAUAAUUUGUUUGCUUGUCAUGCAGGCUAACAUAGUAGCAAAAAAACCUCAAUCUGUCCUUUUAUGUUGUGUGACACUAAAACAGGUUUAAAUACCAAUCAGGUUGGCUCAGUGACAUAUGACAUCAGAAUCACUUUCUAGCUAACAUACUAAAAAGGAUACUGUCUGUCUGUUUGACAGACAGUAUAUUUUCUAAAUUGGGGCAGCAGUAGCUCAGGAGGUAGAGCGGUCGAUGGUCGUUCAAUUCCCCCCUAUCCGAGUCUGUCCGCUGUGUCCUUGGGCAAGACACUUAACCUACCUUGCUCCCAGUGUGAAUCCUCCACUGGUGUAUGAUUGUGAGUGUUGUGUGGUGGUGGUCGGGGAGGCCGUAGGUGCAAACUGGCAGCCACGUUUCCAUCAGUCUGCCCCAGGGCAACUGUGACUACGAAGGUAGUCUACCACCUCCAGGAUGUGACUAUGUAACCAAUGUAAAGCACUUUGAGGGUCUCUGAUGAAGCGCUGUAAGAAAUCUGAUGCAUUAUUAUUAUUAUUAAAUUGUGUGUUUGCUGGUCACUACUACUAGCAAACACCUAAAGUGCGGAAAUUCCUCACUAACAUCAUGUGGUUCUUUCAGGGGAGUGGCUAAAUGCUAAUAUUAGUGGAAGGAUUAUUACCAUUAAUAGCGAAGAUGCUCAUAAAUCUCAGAAACAGUAAACUGUUGAUGACUUGCAAGUUCCCAUAAGUUCUUUCUUAGUUGGUACUCUCUUUAUAAGACAUAAGGAGACUGCUUUGAUAUUUAAGCCAGUCUUGUAAUAUCUUAUAAAUCAAUGAAGGGUAUAAUUACCAUCAUCUCAGGCAAUAGUUUUCAAAGGUAUGACUCUUUUGUAUAGCAGCGGAUUUUCAUCACUUUUUUUAGAUUCAACCUUACUUGUUUUGAUGAGCUGCAAAUUUGGAUGAAUCAACGCUAUUCAUAUUCAAGGUAGACAGAUAAUGUGCUAUAGAACAGUCCAGGAACAGACAGCUGGCGGAUGAAAGGACCGUAAUUACAGCCAUAAAAAGAGUGGACAGCUUAAUUGGCAAAUCACGAAUAACAAGCAGGGAGGCACUGGAGGACACAGAACAAAAAUCACCAGUACAACACCGUAAAACCUAAAACAUUCCUUCCUCUUUUGUUUCUUCUUGUUUUUAAAGUAGAAAAUACUUUAAUCCAUUAAUGCCUAUUUGUCUAUUUUCUGUGUUUGCAGGUUGAAAUGACCUUAUACAAUUGACGCAUCACACAGUUAAAGUUCAAGAUUUCAAAGUUCUAGUAAUUUUCAUUUUAACGUCAAUGACAUUUGAUAUGCUCAACAUGUCUCAACUCUCAGUGAGUGACACUUGAAAGUAGCAUUUUGGAGCUGGCGGAUCAAAGUGCCAGCACGAAACAAAACAAUCCCCACAGCCUGGUAAAAUUGCAUCUUUUGCCUUUUGUCAGUGUGUGACAAACAUGGUGUUAUCUUUAGAGUGUUUCAGAACACACCCUGCCAUUUGCAGCCUUUCUUCCUGUGGAAGACUGACCCCUUAAGAGCUUUUUACAGACUCUCUCUGUCUCUGUAAGUGGUAAUUAAGUAUGCCCAUUUCAGCUGGCCCCAUGACAUUUGAGUUUAUUCACACUUCAGGGCCUUAAUCAUUUCUGUCUUAUCGCUUUGAAAACAGGACAGUUUGAAUAUUGUGCUCUGCCUUUAAAAAUGUGGAAAUUUCUGUUCUGUUGUUUGCUUCAAACAUUGCCACUCCAUUACUUUUGCAAGCGAUGGCCCUCCAUCCCAUAAAAGCUUUUCCUGUCAGAAUGGUUGGUACUUGAUAUUGGCGACUUUCAGAACAAUAAAAACUGGCAGUAUGAAGUCCUGGAGAAACAUCACAUUAUGUUUUGUUAUUGGAAUGCACUGUCUAUCUUUAAAAUAUAAAUCCUUGGAUAAAAAUAAUAUUCAGUUAUUUGUGUACUUCUGCCCUUUUUUGAUGAAAACUUCUUCCAAGGACAUUUUGUUUUGGUCCUGUUUGUUUGUCUGUAUGCCAGUGGGAUAAUAAAAUCUCCUUUCCUUAUUCUAUUUGAAACAUGUUGGAAAUGUGUCGCAUUGGCUUAGGACAAAGGGUUACAUUUUAGAUCGGAUCCAGAUUCUGUUUAUGAAAAUCCAGUUGUGACUAAAUUUAAACAACCGCUGCCUAAGAAAGUAGAUUUUAAAAAACGUGGUUGAGCUACAAACUUAACUCUGUUAGCAAACCUAUAUUCUGUCUUUCAUUUCAAACAUUUUUCCUCUUUCUACAGGGUGAUAACUCCUAUGUCAAGGAUCGCUGGUGUAUGUUUGAUGGAUUCAUGGUGUUUUUCAUCUGGGUGUCCCUGGUGCUGCAGGUAAUUUUCUGCUAUUAAAAUUCCUGUGAAAGUUUUUAGGAUGCUCCUUGUUAUUAGUGAAGAACAUCUAUAAUUAGUCGACAUGAUGAAAUGUUUCUCAUUGUCUUAGGUGUUUGAAAUCGCGGGGCUUGUGGAUCAGAUGUCACCGUGGGGGAUGCUGAGAAUCCCACGAGCGCUCAUUAUGAUUCGGGCCUUCAGGAUCUACUUCCGCUUCGAGCUUCCUCGCUCACGUAUCACCAACAUCCUGAAGUAAAACAAAGCGUCACAUUUUUCAGUAGUCUUCAUUAUUAGUCACAAAUUUAAAACACAAAACAGAUCAGACCUAUGUAUAACUUUUUUUAUCUCUUCUGCUCUGCAGGCGGUCAGGAGAGCAAAUCUGGAGUGUCUCCAUCUUCCUCUUGUUUUUCCUCCUGCUUUAUGGAAUCCUGGGUGUGCAGAUGUUUGGAACGUUUAACCAUCACUGUGUUACCAACGACACACAGAAAGGGUAAGAAGAAAGAAGGAAUCCUACAUGACUCUUUUUUGUUUGUUUCUUUGUCUGCUCUGUUUGGAGUGAGCAGCGUUAUUGAAUAUACAGUUUCCUGCUUGUGAAUGAACAUCUUCGUAUGCUUUUAAGAAGGCUUUAAUGAAGUCAACUUCAUGUCUUCUAAAGCAGUAAUGGCUAAUAUGGAGUAGUUUUAGGGAGCUAAGAGAUGCACACAUUUCUGUAUCUUUGUUAUCCCUGUGUGGACAAUGCCAACACCAAAUGCAAAACACUACUGGACCUCUUACACGGCACAGAUUUACAUGCCUUUAAACUAAUCCAGGCAAACAUCAAAUUUGUGCAAUACUGGAAAUAAAACUUAAGCAGAGAAAUCUUCCUUUUGUUGCGGAAAAUAUUCACGAUGCUGAACUGCAAUUUUUGUAAUGUGACUGAUAAAAUUCCUUUUGUAUAAUAGCAAAUAGUACAAAUUCACACCAUAGAGAAUAUUAUGAAAAGUGUGCCACCUUAUCAAGUGUUUAGCAGAAAUAGAGCUCUGGAAACUUGUCCCUCUUUAAAAUGAUCAUUGUGUGAGAGAAUCUAUUUGCAUUGAUUGUAAAGAUAAAAAACAAUGGUUAAUAUUUAAUGUCAAACUUACAUAAAUCUGGUCUUUGACGCAUCAUGCUGCACUAUUUGUAAGCCAGCUGUUUGGGGUAAUAUAACUGUGUCCUGAAAACAGAAUCUCGUCUCUGCACACUAAAGCUCAGUUAUACACAGCUGGCAUUAAAAGGUGUAUGCAGUGUGGUAAACUUGAAUGUUUGUCUGACCCUGCAACUUUCACCUCGAGAAACGCUUUACAGCAGUUCAAGUACACGUGACAAGUUUUGUGUUUACCUGAUUCACCUGCCAGGAUUACCCAGGAUUCCUGACUGUCUGAAACCGAAAACGGUGUCUAGUUUAUACCCUGCUGGGGUGUUCUGCUUUGAUUCAUCCAUUCAGAAAACACCAAUGAUGGGUCAGCCUGAUCAGUUAGUAUUGGUCACCUACUGAGCCACAAUUUGUCUUUACUGAGCUUACGUACACAUCUGCAUAAACAAUUCUCAACAAAAUGAAAAAAAGAAAAACACUCUCAUGCUGAAAUUCUACAGAAAUCCUUUGGAAGCUGCACCGUAUGGAUGUGGCUGAUCUGAAGGUUUCAGAGUCUUUAAACAUUUUCAGACAAAAUGAAUUUAAAUUCAAAGCCAUUCAUUAAACGUUUGAAUCAAAUCAUUCAGUUAAGGGUGAUGAUAAUAUGAUAGAGAGAACGGUCUCGUCUUUGAGUCUAAAGAUAAAAUCAUAAUGGUCAAAGCCCCAGGCUGCAGGGAGAGCUAACACUGAUUAUGAUAAUUAAAGUUUCCUGCUCUGUCAAGCCUUUAUAUUAAGCUCACUUCUGCUCAUCAGCCACCCAUCUAUCUCUCCUUACUGAUUAUGUGCCUAAGCUCCCCGGAGACUGAGCAUACAUUGACCAUUAGCAGGAAGAAAGAUACAGUAGCUCAGAACAUUUUCACAUUUAUAGCCCUAUCGUCUGGCUCCGACAUCAUUCCAAAAGUGGCACAGCAGCUGGUCAUCUCAUUCGUUUGCUGCUCUGCUCCUUCCCCUCAAAAUCCCUCUUAUACAGCAUGUAUGUGUUUUUAAUGGAGUAUUUUAGAAAUGUGUCAUACAAACACUGAUGUGUCUAAUCUCUAUCGGCCAUAUGCCCUUGGCACAAAGUCAAAGCUCCUGAGCCUGUCACACACAAGGGAUUUGAUGGGAAUUAGGGAAAAAUAGCAGGGGUGACAUUUUGUGAUAUGGAUAUUAGAUGAAAAUGGUUUUGGAUUUGUGAACAAAACAGGGUCUCGUCCUCUGGAUUUCAGGAUGUCUGCCAUUGACCUUGUUAUUUAAGUCCUGAAUAACAUGCAUAUAUUUGUAGAGCAUUUGUAGAGCUAUUUUGUAUUUCUGUGAAGCUACAGGUUGCUGAUCCUGGAUUUAAAGGUCUUCUCCUGUCAUAUAAAAUAAGCCUUUGUAAAGAAAAGAAAACCUAUCUAUAUUGUGGUUAUGAUCAGAAAUAUUAAAAGCUCCUGUAAGCCUUUUUUUAAAGUGGUCAGAAAUCAAUUAUGAUGCCUCUAAAUGACCAACAAAAGGAUAUCACACUAUAAGCCAUAUGAUUCAUUAUUUUUUAGGAAUUAUUUCAUAUUUAUAUCACCCCUCUAACAGGAUAGGUGUCAGACAAGGGUCAUUGCAUCACACUGCACAAAACGCCUUCUCCAGAUUUCUCCAGUGGCAGUGAUUUUUUGUGAGAGGUCUUGCACAUAGUUUACAAGAGUUGCAACAAAGCUUGAAAAAUCUAUGCAGGAGCUUUAAUAUCAUGAGUUAUUUUCUAAAUGUGUCAGUUUUAUUUUAAAACUUGUUUGAGGAGUUUUAGCUUUUAUGCCUCUUAUUGAGUAACUUAGGCUAAAGAAGUCACUAAUUUUAAGUCUGAAAGAGACAUUGCAGCUGAGUGCAAACUUGUCAUGCACAAGUUUGUUCUAGUAUUGGAUCAAUAUCGGUAUCGGCCAUUAGUGAAAGCUACAAUAUCAGUAUGGUAUCGGAAGUAAAAAAGUUGUUUUCAUUGCUUGUAAAUCUUGGAGGGGGUAGGUGUAAACAUACUGGACACUGCUGGAACAGGCUUUGUUUACAGUACCUGAGGUAAAGAUUUAUGGUUGGUGACUUGUUUAACUGUAAAUUGGAAAAAAGAAUAUGAUUUUUGAAAGGAAACAACAUUUAGACAUGUACAGAAAAGGCUCCUUAAAAAUGUAAGACAUGCUGUCCACAAGGAGCGUCAAAAUCAACAUCAACUGAAAGUUCUUUACUGGAGCUUUAAGGAGAGCUUUUAACAGUUUUUUUUUUUGAGAGAGAAAUUGUAUUUACUGGUCAUUUGUGUCCAAAUAGAUAAUGGGCUUCACAAUUGCAUAACUAAGUUUGAAUUCAUAUGCUCAAGGCCCAUUUUCUGUGAACUGUGAGUCACUGAGGGGGUGUUAGAAAAGGUGGGCAGAGCUUGUUAACGGCACCUCACAUUUUCAAUUAUGCCUCACAAAUUAUUCUUUUGUGAUCAUAUGACUAAUUCAGUGUGAAAAAGCAUCAUAAAUUAUUUCUUAUCACAAAUAUGUUUUGUUUUUCAUGUCAGACUCACUAGAAUGAUAACAGCACAUUAAUACUGGACAUUGGGUUUUUCAUUUAAGGCUUCAUUUAUCACCCCUUUGUCAUCAAGAGACAUGAUUUCUUUGCUGAGACACAGUGGUAUUAUAAAACCCAGCAUAAUUAGCUUUAUCAGGAUUCAUCACUAUGCCUCUGGCUGCCCUUUGUGAUGGUGCAAUAAAUUAUCCCCUCUGAUCCUGUACCCCUUAAUAAACAAUUUGGAUGAAUGUCUGGGCAGCCAAUUUAUAGGCAUUAAUUUUCAUUAGAGGAAUCAAGCAGCUCCUGGAAUAACACCUGUGGCUGAAAGACAGGGAGACAUGGGAAGAGACAGGGAGGGGUGGCACGUGUCCUUAAUCUCUUUUUGCAUGCGAGUUAUUGCUGCUAAUUCUUCCUGUGUGUCAAGUUGUUUAAAAUAGUCAUUCACAAGCCAUUUUGUGAGAAAGACAGAAAGAAGGUUUGAGUGAAAAAGGACAAGUUUGAUCUGUUAGGAAACAGCACAAGCUUCAAGAAUUGCAUCGCUGCUACUGCUUCCUGUCAGCUUUGGGUGUUGAGAUGUUUUCUUGUUUCACUUCAGUACAGCCAAACACAACUAGCAUUUUACCACAGGGUUGGUUUCAUCUUCCAGAAAGUAUUUCCAUGAUUAGAAGUGCUGAGUCUUUUUGGCCUGAGCCUUUAGCUGUACAUCAGUGGUAUCCUCAUUUUUCCUGUUUACAGUUCUCACUUGGAUUAAAUGUAAAGUUAUAGAGUGCGGUGUAAAUUUAAAAGGGUACCUUUGACACUCAAGUUGUGCACAUGUAUCUCAUUUUCUUUUGUUUUGGUUUUCAUUUUUAGACAUCAAUUCCAUUCACAACAGAUUGCAUUAACAUAAAUUUAAAUGUACUUUACUUUUGGUCAGAAAUGUGUCGUGGAACAGCUUGGCCAUCCCGGACACCCACUGUUCCCCUGAUGGUGAGGGCUACCAGUGUCCUCUGGGCUUCAAAUGCAUGGACCUGGAGGAGCUGGGCCUGAGCAGGCAGGAGCUGGGAUAUAGCGGCUUCAAUGAACUCGGUACACUACAAGUUAAACAGACACAUAUUUAAGGCAUUCAAACACUAACACAUACUGUCUGAUGACUAAUUCCCUGAAGAGCUUUACAUAAAAACAACCUUGACAUUCUUUGUAUAUAUCACCUCAUUACUGUAUAUUGUAUAUAUGUGAAAGGGAGCCCACAUCUUGAAAAAACUUGUUUUUCCUUUCACUGACACACAGGUAUGAACUAUUCUUUCAACAAUCUUGGCAAAGAGUCAAGUAAGAGCUGAAGUGAGACCUGCAUGUACCAGCUUUUAGUGCAAAGCUGUGCCAUUCAGCAGCAUCCUGCACGCUUAUCAGCUGAACAGAGCUUAAAUCCAGUGUCGGUGCACAGUGCAGUGUCCCUAAUCUGUAGAUAGCUGUGAAGGAGAGCAAGAGUUUCACGGUAAACAGGACUGUGGAGGGCAUUAUGUUCUGGAAUUUGGCACAGUUACUGCAAUGGGCAACCUAAACGCAUUGAAGUAGCCAAACCUUUAGAUUUAGAGUGCUGUGAUUUAAUAUAAGGGGCUUAUUUUGUCCAUAUGAAUGGAGUUUAAUGAGGAUUUUGGUGCAUUAUUGUAACAACACUGAGGACACAAAGCUGUUUUUUUUGACACAAUUAAAGUAAUCUAGCCCAGAUUCAUUACUGUGAAAUGAAAAGCUCAAAGCAGUGAUAUGAUAUGAUUAAUAUUCCUGACUCUUUCAGAUCUGCCAGCUGUCUAUCAGCUGCUUUUGACAGCUGUUGGCUACUCUGAUGCAAGUAUACAAGUAAACACUAAUCUGUCUGUACUUAAAAUCACAUCACACGGUGUUACUAGACGUUGAAAUAAUAUAGAGUGAUGUGUCUUUCCUGAUUUAAUCAUCCCUGGCCCGGUGUUUUAAAGUGCAGACAGUUAAUUUGCAGAGAGCAGCCAAGAGUUUCAUUUUGUAGUUUGGCCACCGCUCAGUAUUUUGGUUAAUUAACUACAUCUGACCAAAUUUGUCAGUGACAGUGACAAAGACAUGCAUUAAAGAUAAUUUCAUCAGAUUAAUGAGGUUGCCAAAUAGUUAGGGCUCUUAGUCUUGUCAGUACAAAGAGGAAUGGAACUUCGAGGGUCCUAGGAGGCUAGAUUUUUCAUCCUGUGCGCAGUCAGAAUACGCUCCCUCUAUAGACAAAAAGAGCCCAACAGUGACAGAUUUCCUCUGUAAUAGCUCUUUUCAUGCUCUCUGUACAUCUGUCUGAUGAUCCUGUCUCUGCCUUGGUUUAGGCACAAGCAUCUUCACCGUGUACGAGGCUGCAUCACAGGAGGGCUGGGUGUUCCUCAUGUACAGAGCCAUCGACAGUUUCCCUCGCUGGCGCUCCUACUUCUACUUUAUAACCCUCAUUUUCUUCUUGGCAUGGCUUGUCAAGGUUAGAGCAAGUCUCUCUUUACUGCACUUUUCAAACUGCUCUCCGCUCCCUGGCAUGGCUGCAGGCUGUAGCAGAACACAUAAAAGGUUUUGGUUAAUUGACAUAACCUAAUCUUUCACCUACAGACAUUACCAUUUCCCCUUGUUAGUCGAAUGUUCUCCAGCUAAUGAGAAAAUGAAUGGCAUGUCAUGGAUACUGAGGGAAGUCAAGAGGCAGACCCGCACUUGGUCAUUUAUUUUUAAUUGUCACCAUGCUCUUUGUCUCUCCCUCUUUGUCCGUUUUACUCCCUCAUUAUCGUUUCUCUUUCACAGAAUGUGUUCAUUGCAGUCAUCAUCGAGACAUUUGCAGAGAUUCGGGUGCAGUUUCAGCAGAUGUGGGGGUCAAGGAGCAGCACCACCUCUACUGCUACAACACAGGUAGAGCCAUCACUUUUAUGGGUACAAAAUGACAAAGUAGAGCAACUUAGAUAAUAUAUAGCAAAGUCUAUAUCAUACCUUACCCUCAAAUGUCUUAAAUACCUGCUUUCUUUAAAAGCUGGUUGAGGUAUGGAGUGUUCAAAGUUGGUUAUAUCAUCAAGGUUCAGUGCAUAAAUAUUGCAUGAAUUCAGAAAAUCAAAGGAAUGAACACAAACACAUUUUGACAGGAUGACUUUCUUAAGCUUUGCAGGAAUGCACAGUCAUCAAUUAAUACCUACACUUUCAUCAAAACUGGCUCCCUAAGGGGUCCACAGACCAACGGAUGCCUUUUUUUUAUAAUAAACUGGGAAUUUUGAUCCUGAAAUCUGCUUCAAAACAAGAUGUAGGAGAUAUGAACUGUCAUUUUUUUUAUCUAUUUUAAUUCAACUGUUGAUGCAGAUUUUUAGCUGUUUCAAUAAAACUGUUGAAACAGAUUCAUUCAUUAGAUGAUGUUUGGGUUUUGGUAAGGGCUUCUUCACUGAUUUGAAAUUGUGUGUUUAAAGAAAGAUCUGUUUAUCACACCGUCUUAAAAUGACCUGGGUCUUUUUUUUGUAAUCUCCCAGUUAUAAAAGCGUUUCAAAGGUUUUAGACUGAGGCUGUCACAACGUCAGAUUUUCACCUCAUGGUCAUUGUGGCUGUAAAAUAUUGUUAUGAUUAGGGAAAACACAUUGCUUCAUUAACUUAACUAAUAAAUGCAAUUAACUUACAUGUUAUCAACCAUUUCUAAUAAUAUUCAAAUUUAUCAUUUAACAGCACCCCUGAGACUGAAACUACCCUAGAGUGGGCAGUGGUAUAGCUUUUUGAACAUGAUAUACCCUGCAUUAUCAAACCGGGCUUAUAUUUGGAAUUAUACUCUUUCCAGUCAAUUGUGAGUUAUAGAACUGAAUGACAACAGUUAAAAAAAGGUCUGAAAGUAUAAAUAUACAAUUGAUCCGUAACCUGAAGAGGCAAAAGUUAUGAUAGUGUUUUUGGAUUUAAAUGAAUAAAUCUUGAACAUCUGUGUUAUUGGUGCCCAAUCAUCUCUUGAAGGGCUGCUCUAGCAGAAGAACCUUCUCCAUCUUCUUCUUGCCUACCCUUUGUUUUAUGAGCAUUGAGGACCACUGCUAUGAACUCUGGGUAUUACCUUUAGCCUAUGUGUAGCAAAGAACUUGAUUUUUUAAAAAGACAGUUAUUGUCAAUACCAAUAUAUUGUAACAGCACUUAUUUAGAAUCAGAUUUGUGUUACUCAGAGAGAGACCUGCUAAACUAAAAUAUAUGCUAAAGAUUGAUGUGGAGAUGUUUGUUUCAGGUCCUUAUUUCUCUGAUUUUAUACAUCCCACUUCUUAAAGAUGCAGUUUGUAGAAGUGGAGAUCUGUAUCUAGCAGUAGUAUUCCAGAUUGAAACACUCAUUCGCUUACCCCUCCCUUUGCUGUGGAAAAGAUAGAUAGAAGGAGUAGAUAGAAAACGCUCAUUCAAAAUAUUUGGGUGAUUAAAAUUAAGAAGAAGAAGAAUUUACACAUUCUUACAAAUUAAGCUCCACGUCUACAGAGUCUGUUUUGAUAAAUGCUACCAAACACUGUACUCUGCAUCUUUAAGGUCAUUUCCUCAUGUGUCUGGAAUUUGGGAACAUAUUGUCCAUCAGUGCGUCUAUAGCACAAGGAAAAGCAAAACUUAUGUGAUAGAUGUCUGGGGAAGCAAUUUAGAUGGAAGUUUCCUGGCCUUGGAGGCACGGUGGAAAAAGACUCAGAAAGUGGAGGCAGGGUCCUGCCACAGCUGGGCCUUUGCCGUGCCACCUGGUCCUCAUAUAACCUCAGUAAGAGCUGCCAUCCUAUGUAUUCCAAGCAAUAAGCCAAGCGAGUUAUAGGAAACUUUAUUUUAUGGACAUACUCUGAUUGUGAAUGUGAUUUUUAAUAGACCGUUUCACAUAGUGAUGCCAAGUGGAGAAGACUUUUAGCUGAAGUGACUCAAGAUUCCAUCACCACCUCUUGAUUAAUGUGUGGCUCUUCAUGUGGACUGUAUUCAAGCUGUUUCACACAAAACUAGUGGAAAGGGUCUAUUAUAGCUCAACUCAACAAGUACAACUAUUUUAAGGCAUUGUAACCAGCUCAUAAGGAAUGAGACGUCCACAUUUGGGUUGGAGGGAGUUACUCCACUGAGGCAGUUCUGGUAUCAGCCGAUUUAAAGUAAAACGAAAGACUGACAAGCAGAAAAGUGCACGUCCAACAGCACCAAAUUAUUUUGGCAAAGAGCGAGCUGAGCCUGAAGGGAGAAUUCUUUGAUUUAACAGUCAGUCAGUCCGUGUUCAAACCAUCCUCAAAGGUCACGAGCUCUGGGUAGUGACUGAAAUUUGAUCUAAGAUACAAGUUGCCAAAAGAAGUUAAUGCCACGGGAGGGGAAGGUUGAGAGUUUGGACACCUGGAAAGAGUUUGGAGAAGAAAAGCUUGUUCUGGUGUUUAAAGGAAACAUUUCAGGUAGUUUUGGCACCUUUAAUAAGGAUGCUCCCAUGACAGAUCUCUUUGGAGAUAUUCUGGGAAUAACAGUGUGGAGACCCUGGGGCAGACCCAGAAUAUCCCCCCUGGAUCUACCUUGGAAAACUGUAUAAGGCUCAGAAGAAUCUAGGCUGCCUGGCUUCGUCUUACUUUGCUCAGUUCUACAUAGUAUUGUUUAGUCUAAUAUGAGCCAUGUUUGUAGAGAACUGGAAUUUAAAGGUGAAAACACUGACACAAGUUUGCUUGUGUUAUUCAUAAGUAGGGUUGAGUAAUAUGGCUACAACAAAAUUUUAAACUUUUUAAAAUAAAUUUUUCUUUUCCCUUUGAAAAAUGACAAAGAAUGACUCAAAGAAAUUACUCAAAGCAAGUUUUGUAGUUAGAUAGACUUUAACAAAAGCAAGAUUAAUUUCUCCUUUGGGAUUAAAGUGCAAGCUGUAAACUCUUCUUUAACAGUGCACUAUUUAUUUUCAUAUACGCGAAGUUGAUAGAUAUUCUCAUGCUUUUCUACUUUAUAAGAAUAAGAAUAAGAAUAACUUUAUUUUGUCCCUGCAGGAAUUUUCAAAUGAAAUAUAUGUAUAUUUAAUAUAUGUUAUAAUAAUAAUAAUGAUAAUAAUAAUAAUAAUAAUAUUAAUUGUGCAUUUUAUAGUUAGUCACAUUUCUCCUACUUGGGUGAAAUGCUUUUACUUAUGAUGUAAAAAGAAAUUUUUGGUCUGACCACUUUUUUAGCUUUUAAACAAACUUCGCAGUGGACUGUGGUUUGUUUGAAAUCCGACACCACAUAACUUAACUAGAGCCAGAUCACUGAGAGGACUGUACUUUUUUGUAGAACAAGCUCUUCAUGGACACUGGCAGCCACGGUGUUGUUGUUGUUGUUGUUGUGUGUGGAAGUAAAUUGGAGGAAAAGUGUGGACUAUGGAAGCGCAAGGGGAGCAACAGAGGAAGUAAACGAGCAAAUCAAGAUUUUCUAACAAGAUCUUUACCGCAGAAGGUUCUUUGUAUUAAUACUUGCCCUGGUUCCUUUCCAAUGAUUUCCCAUAAUUUGCCAUGGAGUCAGGUCUCUGAGGGAAACACACAAGGGAGAGAUAUAAGGAAUAUUUACAGAUUUGGUUAUGUGUGUGAAACAUUCAGUUCAAUAAAGAAGAGAUCUGAGGAAAAAGAAAAAACAUAAUUAUAAAAAGGUUUGAUGUAUUUUGCAAACUUCUUACACAAAUGUGUGCAGAUUUCUCACCUCAAUUAAAUCCAGACAGCACCAAUGUGUGUUAGUGAUUUCUAUUGGUUUGACAUUUUCAACUUUUAACAUUUCGCUAUCUUACAAAUGCAUUUUUGUUUAUGAGGGAAGUUGAUAUUUAAUUGCCUCUUAAACGUUUAACCUGAGCUACUCUGUAUUGCUCAGGAGAUGGCAAGGAAGCUGAUUUGAAUCAAAGAAAAAUAAGACACAUGAGCAAAUUUACUUAUUAAACUUUACAACAAGGUAUUUAUGAGUCUAGUGAUUUAGCAAUUCACAGGAGAUAUGCGUAUCUACUUGAAUGCAACAAUUGAAAUCACAGAUGAUCGGUGGGUGUAUGCAUUUGCAUUUGCAUUUUAUUUUGCAUCUGUUCAGUAAAUUGUAAAGACAAAUAUCCAACAUUUGUAACCAUUAUAGAGUUACUCUGACAAGCAGCAAUCUGUAUUAAUUGUACCAAUUUCCCCCGUAGUCUUUAAAUGAUGCAUUUCAUAAAGUCAAGAAGCUGGAGCUCUCAUUCCUCCUGUCAUGAUGGAAAACAGGCGGAUGUCACUGGCAUGCAUACACAGCUAUAACCUUGAAAACAAUUAACCUUUCUUCUCAUUAUCAAAAUUAAUUGUAAUCACAUAGCCAUGCCCCAAUCUUUAUCUUAGAGGGGGGAAAACUAAUUAGCAAUGGUGUAACACUUAACCGUCAAUCAAAGAGGCUGAAACAGUAUGCGCCCUGCUUCAUAUUCCCCAGAGAGGUAGGCUGGUAGAAAGGGGGCCCCUGGGAGACACAAACCAUGCCACACUCUUUACUCCUUGACUUUGACAUACCAUCUCAUGGUUAAUGAUUCUUUUAGAAGAGAUAAAGCUGGAAAGUCUUACUGUUUUGAUUCAAUGGAAUUAAUGGAUUCAGGAUUGAUUUACAGGACUCUGCUUAUUUAUCCCACACACUGAUGUGGAGUCUUUUUUUAGAGUAAACUGGGAGUUGCAUCACAUUAAAGUCAGCGUUGUAAUUUCAAAGGCUGAAUAACGUCAGCUCUUUGUGGUCCAAACGAGAGUUGAAAUUGUUUUCAUUGAUGUCGCUGCUCUAAAAAAAAAAAAAAAGAUGAUCAAAGCUCACAAUGUGGCAUGACAGGUUUGCUGGGAUAUGACUCAGUGAGAUGACCUGAGGGUCAUAGUUUGGAGGCAAAACUUGAGAACUAAUGAGUAGUUGAGGGUUUUUUCAGUAACAAGGCCACAUGUCGUUGCAUUGCUUGUGUUCUGCAAACAACUUAAUUUAAGAUGACUACGUACUUUCAGUUUUGUAGCCUACCAUAUAGUUAUGCAAGUCUUCCACCACCUGACAGUUAUCCCUGGUAUACCAGAACUCCUCCCCUCCAUGCCAGCUUCUGCUGUCCAUUGUAUACUCUAGUAGGAUCUCCCUAUGUUACAACCCAACCCAAGCAGCACUACACUUUUAACAGACCCACUAAUGGACAAAGGGAGAGCAACAGCAAAGACCCCCCCAAUGAACAAAACAGAGCAGGUAUCUGUGAUAAAAAAAAAAUUAUUAAAAACAGCUACAUAGGAUAGAAAAGGAGAGCGGGUGUAAAAGCUGCAAGAGAAGGUAGGCUAAAGCCAGGCUAAAAGUCCAGCUGUAAGCCAACGUGGGUUGGUGUUUGGAUCAGCUGAUGUACUGUGGGUUUUUGGCCUGCCUGAAGAAACUCUAAGCUCAUUUUUUUAAUUGAUUGGGCUUAUCACUAACUGUUUGCCUCCAUGUUAUAAAGAAAAGACUGUUAUUGAUGAGUGAAACAGCUGUUCUGUGAGUGUGAACGUCUCUGCUGUAAUAUUGGUUUUUGUUCUAUUUCUGGAAUUAUGUCCUCAGGCUUACAUACUGUAUUUGGUAUCUGUCCUGCUCUGUGUGUGUGUGUGCGUGUAAGAAACUGUGAGUAUGCCGCCUUCAGACAUUUUUUUUUCCAGGCCACAGAUGUUUUAUGGAGAUGUAGCCAAAGGGUAGAUAUGUGCGUUUCGGAUUUGUCCAGAACUUUGAAUGGUAGGCACGGAUUUUUUCUUGUGUGUUCUGGCGCUCAUGUGGUGUCCUUGUGCCACAGAUGUUCCAUGAAGACGCUGCUGGGGGAUGGCAGCUUGUGGCUGUGGACGUCAACAAACCACAUGGCCGAGCGCCUGCCUGCCUCCAGGUAAACACACCACAUAAUUAAUAUGCUGCUGAUGCUGCUAGUGUUAAGUGUUUCUUCUCUUCUAUUUUCCCUUCUCUCUUUCACACAUAAAGAUCCAGGAACAUAUUCUAAUUUUGUAUGAAACUUGACUCGUGCACAAACAUUUGAACUUAGCUGAAUUACAAAAUCGAAGCUGUGUUUUUGUUUGUGCUUUAUUUUUAUUCAAAUGUCUCCCUUGAUGUCCACAUGCUUUGUAUAACCAGAGAAUCAGUAAACCUCAUCCAUUUAACAAGAGCCACAGAUGCAUGCACCAUCACCUCAUUGUUUCCACGUUUGUCAGUGUCAAAUGACUAAAUGAUGUGUUUUUAAAUGAGGGGAGGCUGUAUGAUGUGUAGAACGGCACUAAUGAUGUUGCUUCGGUGAUAAAUGACGUCUACAUGAUGGACACCACCGUUUCUAUUGUGGUCAGUGUGAUCCAAACGGUUGGGCUUUAAAGAUAAGCUGAAAGCAGCAGGCGUUGCUUACAGCUGGCGCACUGUUGAUAGCGGUGUAGAGUAGAAAAGCUGAGCCCUUGCUGUGAGAGACUGGCAACGGAGUCUUCAGCUAUGGGAGGAAGGACGGCUGUCAACAAAACGUCACGUUAGAAAUUACUAUUUCAGAGCUGAGCGCAUACACACAAACAAGAACAAAGAGAAGAAAUCAAAACAGAAAAGUGGGGUAAAGGAGAAGGGAAGAACGUGAAAUAUGCAGUACUCCCAUUAAGGCAGCGUGUCCCCUGGAGCCUCAUCAUCAGUUGGAGGCAAGAUUUAGAUAGAGGGAUAACCAGAGGGAUAAACACGGCUGACUUCCCUCUGAGCCCUGUGCUCCAUUACGUGGAACACCCAAAGACUCCUUCAUCUGCCUCAUUCCCUUAAAGCAAAAUAGCUAUUACCGUGUCUCUGUAACAAGAAGGAGAGAACUUCUAACGAUAGAUUGAAGGGUAAACAGAUUGACAAAGAAGAACUGGGCCAAUGCUAAGACCACUAAGAGCACUGAGUGAAAAAAUCAGGGCUUCCACUUCAAGGUGGAUGAAGCCCCUGGUUUUAUAUGUAAAGCUUUAGUGAGUUACCAUGAAUUGCAUGUUACUUAAUGUCCGUGGAUAGUGAUAGAGGGGGAACUUUAUUCUUAUAUUACAAACAUAAUCCAGUCCCCCGACUUUCACCUGUGGAUAGCAGUGUGGUUUGUUAACAUGAUGUCAAGGUAGGUGAUUUUUUAAAUGAUGCAGUGUGGACACUAUGCGACCAAGCAGCAAGCUGUGGGCUUGAGAAAUUAAACUGACAUGGAAGUGCUAAAAAACGCAGUUCCCUUUUUGUCCUCUAGAGGCUGGCUCUGGAAACAUCAGAAACCACAUACACACCCAUUCAAAGAUGAACAUGUUUACAACCUGGGACUAAAAAACAUUUUGAUCUGAAUAGCUAACUUAUAUACUGGUACACAGUAUGUGGAGGAAGAAUAUUUUAAAAUUCAUUACUUUGGAGGAAAUUAAGGUUAGGGUUAGCAAUCUGUUAGCAAGGAGGCUAAAGGCUCACCCCAACUUUUCCCUCUUAGCCUUAUAGUUGGUCGACUGGUUCGGUUGAGUCAUCAUUUCCACUUGGCAUCUGUAUCCAUAUAAGCUCCAAACCAUUGCUGUAGAAAUGAAAGGGUAAAGUCUCUGGACCCUGACACUACAUCCAUGUUUUACAUAUUCUGUGGAUGUGACAAGAUAUUCAACACAGACUGAAAGUAAACACAUCUCUGCUCAUUCAAAAGAGAGUGAGAGGAAAUAUGGCUGGACUUCACCUUCUGUCUGGGAAAGAUAAACAGAUGAUUGGCUAUCCUCAGUGCUAUUUCCAAUGUCAUCCAAAUAUGUUUGCAUCUCUCUCCAAAAGGAGAUGUUGAUGGCCAAGAUGUGAAACUUAAGGCUUUUAGCAAUCCAGUGGGUGACGUCACAUUGACUCAAUCUGUUUCUUUAGUACAGUCCUUGGUUGAAGUACAUGCUCACAGAGUAUCACUUUAUAGAAGUGUCAUAUUUUAGCUGUUUAAUGGUGAGAUUUUAGCCAGAGAUGAUUGCAUCCAUUCUAACUUUUGAGAGCUCUAAAACCAGCGAAAAACACUUUGCAGUGUUAUGUGACCUCUCCUGUAGCACUUUACCCACACCAGUUCAGACCCCUUGAUUUUUUUAUACUGCAGCACAUUUUUUUUUUAGCCUGCUCAGUGCCUUGAGGAUGUAGACUUUGUGAUCACGACUCCCUGUGAGACGGACGGAGUUGCAGAGUGUUUUAGAGGGUCAGAGUGUAGAACAACUCACACCUCCAUCACAUGGACUGUUUCAGCUCAGGGCAAUGGUCCAGAAAUUGUGAUCGAUGUCUCCUGUCAAAUGGAGUCUGACACAUGAAUAGCCCAACAUAAGGUGAAAAAGCAGAGAGAAACACACAAAACAAUUCUCAGCUUAUUGAUUAGGGAAUUGUUUUGUUGCAAUCAGAAAAAUUCAUUCCAACUCAAGUAAUGUAUCACACCUUCUCAGUUUUAGCCCAUCACAACACCUCUCAAAAGUUGACUGAUCAAUCAAUGUCCCUGCACUAAUUCACAGAUUACUCUUUUAAAUUCAAUUUUUUUUCUUCCUAAGGUAUGCAGCUUUAGAUGUCAGCUCAGGGUUUCAUUGAUAUCUUUGGAUGCUACGUGCUAAAGACUAACUUUUUGCCACUGACAGCUCAGUUGUGGAUUGGGUCUCUUCACAAGUUACCCAUUUAGGUCUUAACAAUAGUGUCUUUAAAGAGGUGAUAUUUUCCUUUCCUUAUAUUAGGGAUGGGAAUUGAUCUCUAGAUUUUAUCGAUAUCAAUGCAAUUAUCGAUUAUGCUUAUCAAUUCAAUUCUUUAACGAUUCCCUUAUCAAUGCCUUUUUUUUAUUUAAACAAAAAAAGUAAAGGUUUUCACCGUUAACUCACAAUUUUAUUGAGUCUCUGAUAACAGAAAAUGAUGUGUGCCACCUUUAGUGAGAGUCUAAAAAUAUUAUAUUUGUACAGCAUUUGUGGCAUGCAUUGGGCUUAAGUUAGCACAGGACAUACGCAUACCUGCCAACAUUAUGGUUAUAAAAGCCGGGAGAUUUUUGCUGUGCGCACCCUGCAGUUUUGAGGUUACCUUGUAUCGUGGAUAUGAGCUAAUUAUGAGAGUAUUUGUAAUUAGAUUGCUCAUCCAAAUAAGUAACCCCAUCAUGUGUUCCUUCAAUGCCGUGCUGAGACAGAGCAGCAGCGGCUGACGACCGGUGGAGAGCAUUGAAUACAUGUUACUCCUUAUAUUUGAUGCCGUGCCCUGCUGAAAAAUGUUUGAGCAUGUUGCUGGUGUUUCCACCUUUGCAUGUUAUCUCUGCUUGAAAACGUUGCAAUGUUGUUGUCUUUCUUAGUAAAAUUAAGCCAUGCUUUUGCUCGUUUCUGCCUACUUUUUGUACCAUCCGGCAUAUUUAUUUCUCCGUCUCUGUUCCUGUUCACGUAGAAUAGCACUCACGAGACCGUUUUUCAAGGCACCUGGAAGAAAGGAAUCGUUAAGGGAAUCGUUAAGAUAAAAUGUAAAUGAUGUUGAUGGAUUGACCCAUUCGGAACCGGUUCUUGAUUUCCAUCCCUACCUAAUAUUGAAAGCGUUGGAUGUCAGCACCAAAUGUAGGAAAAGUGUCAGAUAGUGAGGUGAACGUGUUAAAACAAGUCCAGGUCAAGUCCUGAACAGCUUGUUUAAAAGGUCCCUUGAGAACUUUGCAAAUUCUGCAUGAGAUUUGCUCAAAACAUGACAUUACCAAUGGAUGGAUCUCCCUGAAAGGCCACAAGGGUUUUGUUUUGUUCUUUUUCAAACUUUCCAGGUCAGAUUUGUGAUUCAGAAUAUAUAACUGUGUUUCAAGAUUCAUCAGACAACUGUUUUUGCAUGCACAGCAACAGUGGAGGAGGGUCCCAGAGUGCUAGUUCUGGAGUGCUUUCAAAGUGCAGUAAUGAGAAAGCUGAAAUUAAGUGUCUGCACAGCACAGGGGCUGAAAUGAGGGUUUGUAAAAAUGUGUGGUUAUAUGACUGUGAAAGAAGCAGAGUGAAAAGAGAAUCUCGUAGUGUUAGAGGAAGUUUGUUUUUGGUGAUUGUGGUACAUUUUUGAACUGAUGGUAGUUUUUAGCUCUUCUAAUCUCAUUCUAUUGGACAUACAUCAUGUUCUUUGUUGUCAUUUGCAGAGCACCUAGAAGUAUUGCAAACAGUUAACGAGAAAAAAAACUGAUAUCCAUUGUUUUGUUGCCAGUCUCAGAUGCAUUAAUGGGUGUAGUCAUGCUAACUGCAGCCCUUGAAUUCUGAUAAUGAUGGAGGAACUAUUUUCACAGCCACAUUUGAAGCUUAAACAGAGCAAGCAUUUGGCACUGAAAUUCAGAUCGAGCCAGAAGUGCCACUUCUUUCUGCCUUUGUUUUUAUUUAAAUUUCAGCCCACUGGAGUAUCAAACAUGAAGCAAAUAAAAACCAGGCGGUUUAAAGGUUGAAUAGGACUCAGAGCGACUUUGACAUGCAUCAUGCAGUACUUGGUUCCAAACAUUGUUCAUUGUUUGCAGUCACUCUUCACCCACUGACAGCAUUUCAUGACAUGUUAAGCCAUCACAGUUCUCUAGAAAAUGUUUAAAAUUUUCUGAUGGUGUCAGGAAACUUUUAAGAUCUGAGCUGGCUGUUCAAUCCAAACCACAAAGGCCUCAUCAUAGAUCACAGAGAGGAAUAAUAAUGCAGCGGUUUCUUCUGUCUUUACAGAACUUCAGUCAGAAAGGGCCCUUCGUGACUAAAAAUGAUCCACCUCUUCAGAAUUUUUUUCUUUUUUCACCAGAGGUGCUUAUUUUUUGAUGAAACAAAACACGAACUGUUUAAUUGCUUUGAUAAGUAAUAAAAAGAAACAUGAAGAGAAAGCAAAUGUCCUGAUUAAAUUGAUUAAAUGUCUGGUUAAAAGGCUGUAAAAUUCAAGAGAAUAUUUGUGCUGCAGAUGGUUCUUUCAUCAGAAUUUUUGAAGUCUAAAAUGAAAUAUAUGAAACUUUUAAUAACCAGAUCAAACAAUCAGAUCAGUGCAAAAUCAUCAAACUGAAAUAAAAAGGGAAAGAAGGAGCCGGAUUAUAGUGCAGUCACCGGCAAAUGUACGUUAAUUCAAUUUGUGUAGAGCACACUUAAGGUUGGCAGAUGGAGUUUUGGUUUGUUUGACAUAUAAUCUACAAACACCUGCUUGAUUAAAAGAGAAAGUGAAAUUCUGUACAUGUAAACAAAAGUUGAAGGCUACAUACCAACUAUAACCCCCACAACUGCUGUGUUUCUAUGAUUUUUCAUGCUUUAAUUAGCACUCAGGCACAUCACCUGAGUCCAAAGUAAACUCAAAAAGCAGCUUUUUGUUCCUCUAAAUUUGAAUCUGAAUAAAUCAAUUAAACUGAGAGUAGCAAAUUGAUAGUUUGAUCUCCAUUUUACUGCAUCCAAAGGGUAUGAAAGCAUGGCUAUCACACCUGGGCCUCUAUCCAACAGAUCAAUAGUGUACAUGCCAAAUGAGAGAGCACUGAUAAAAUGGUUUUCUCAUCCAUCUGAAUUAAUCCUGACUUUGAAAUGUGUUUGUAGUAAGGCUGUCAGAGUUAACCAGUUUGCACCUGUGGUUAACUAGGAGACUUUCUUGUUACAUAAUUUUUCAUGGAUACAAUGACUCUUAUUAACAUUCAUUAGCUUGGUAAAAAACCUAUAUAAUGCUAACAAAAAUAUAUGAUAUGUACUUAUAGCAGAGAAAAUGAGACAGCAAGAGACACAAAAUAUUUGCUAUUGCACAGAUCCUCUUUAUGAUGCAUCUGUAUCCUCACUCGCUGUAGAAACAUGAACUUGUGGGUCACAACUCCUGACUGAGUCACUAAAGCAUAAGCCUCCAACAGUCCCUAGGUGGUUGUCUUUUUGCUCCUGUGUUUGCAUCUAUAAUUGUUGUGUAUUACUGUUGCAGGCACCUUUGUAUCUUUGUUGUGCUGCAUUGGCUCAGGUAGGGUACUCUUGCCUGGGCGGCAGGGGUGGAUCCAGGAAGUAGAAUCAGGGUGGCCUUGGCCCAACCCUAAUUCUACCCCAAAGUUUUUAAGAAAUGAUUUGAGCUUUAUUGCACCAGUCUGCUUAUAGCUUCCUGUGCAUUUCAGUGUGAUACAUCUACACUAGUGAAAACAGUAGUAUUUUGAAACUUCUGAUUAGUCACAAUGGCAAUGUUUGUGAAUUGUAAUUGCUCGAAUUAUGAUAACAAUGAUGCUGCAGUUAUCUUGUAGUUAUGCUACCACUAAACUGAACUGAACUGAACUGAGUUGUCUCUCUUUGUUCAGAGUAAGGACAGAGGUGGCUAUGUUGUUAUUCUUCAGCAUUUUCUGCUCUUUGAAGUUGUAGAAGAGGCUUUGAGAAAGCACUUCGCAUUACAGUGGCAUCAGUUUUGAUUAACGAUGGAGAUCCCAUUUUCUCUCCCUCCAAAGCCUUGCCAAACACCUUAUUACAUUGCUUUUUCACCCAUAUCAGAAGGAAGCAGAGCUGGCUGAGUAGACAGGUAGAGUGAAGACAGACAGGCAGGCGGUAGAGAUCCAGCCUGCAGGCCCAUCUGCGAGUGCCAGGGAAGUGAAGUGUGAGUUUCUGUUCUGCUCUGCCUGCCUUCAGAGUAAUUGGCCGUCAAAUGAUUAAAAUGUUUCAGGGCUGGCAGGUGGGCGCUAUCUACAGGCGGCUUGUGUGUGUGUUCUUCUGUUUGUCUGCUGCCAGCUCACCCGCACAUGUUCGGCGUGUCUCUUGAACCACCUGUUCAUGUCCGGUCGGGUCUCUGUGUGUCUCACUGUCAGUCUGUCAAUCUGUCUGCUGACGUCUGUCGGUUUGAGGAAGUGUGUACGUCUGUGUGUGUACAGGUCUGGGUCUGUCUGGGUCUGCAGCAGUUGGAGGUAACACAUAAUUGAUUAAACACCUGCUCCUUUUGGAGACAGAAGAGGAAACAGGCAACUUCUCCUGUUGAAGGGGAUACAAACCAGAACAACCCUCAGAGCAGGGAAAACUUCCUCUCUCAAUCAGGAAGUCAUUUUUCAAUGUUUUAAUCAAUCUAGAUAACACUAAAUACAAAGUAUUCAUUUUGACAUUGGACAGUUUAUGUUGUUUUAUUAUCUCUACUAAAAUUAAACUUUUAAUUGGGUUUGACUCCGAAAAAAGUAUUACUGUCACAAAAUGACAAAAAGCAGCAAAUCUCUUAAAUUAUAAUAUGCAGCAAUUUUUCUUUAAAAAAACACAAAAUUGAGUCAUGAAUUUUGUAAUUUUUGGUAAUUAUAGUUUCUUUGAUUAAUAAAUCAAUUCAUCAUAGAAAUGUUAAGUGACAUUUCUGUUAUUCCUGCGGCUUAAUUCACUUUUAGAUUUGAAGAUUUGUAGUUUUUCAAGGUCUUCAUGUUACUAAGGGUUGCAGUCUUAUAUCACUGGCAGAGAUUUCCCCACAUUCCACCUGGCAGAGAAAUAUUUAGUUUUUUUUUUUUUUUAAACAAAUUGAACCUACCAAGAGUAAUAUGAUCAUGAUUAAGAGAUAAACUAGCUAUUUCCCUCUUUACUGUUUUUUACACUAAGGAUAGCUAAGCUAAGCUUGUCAUGUCCUUCCUUGCUUCAUAAUCAUUAUAUAGGCAAUGUAUGAAAAAGUUAACAUCUUACUCUAUUCAAGAUUUUGAACUAUAUCUUUAAAGCCAGGACUGCAGCUUGAUUGUCAUUGUUUUUUGUUUUCCACAACUGCAAUGUAGUCAUUGCUAUGUGCCACGUUAUCGCACAAGGGAGGUAUAGGGAAACUCUUAGCAAUGUCAUUCUCGGGACUUGUAAUGACAACCUGAACCUGUCAGUGGUGAAAUAAAGCACUUGUAUUGGAUGCCGUUUGGCGAUGUGCAAUUGCCCCGCUCGAGCUGCAAACUACAUUUAGCUUGUUUUGUGGUUGCCAGCUGCUCAGCUCUCCCUCAGUACAGGACCAAUUUCAGAGAUUGUUCUCCCUUUCAGUCAAGCACACACUAACACAUGGGAAAAAAGAGCCCAGGUUGAAAAAGACAGAAGUUUCCUUUUAAAGGUAUAGUAUGUAGAAAUUGAAAUUUUAGCAAUAUCUAGAUGUCAGAUAUUAGAUGGAAGUGCUCCCCUGUUUACCCCUCCCAUUAGUGAUGCAAUGGUGGUUUUCAUGGACAAAAAGCCCAACAAUGCUUUGUAAGAAUAAUUGAGCUACCAUUUUUGCACAGCCACUCACAUGAUGCAGAAAACGCAUUUGUUAAGAGUGUGUUAAUUCUGUGCUAGAGUAGAAAGAAGGGGAGUCCUAUGUGGAUGGCUUAUUCUGAGUUACAGAAACAAAUAUAUGUCUAUAUAUUUCCAGGUGAUUAUACACUAAUUUAAACAUUCUUGUGAAUAUUUAUUUCAUUUCUACCAAGUCUGUUCUGCUAAAUACCUCUAAUCCUCCACACUGCACCUUUUAGCUAGAAAUGAUAUUCUUCAUCUUUGAAAACCUUCCAGUCAGGAGUAGAAUUUGAAAUAUGGUUUUAUCAGACUGAAUGCAUGAAGUAAUAGUCAUUUGUCACACAACUGAGGUGCUAGAACAACAAAUUGAUGUAACAGACUUAUAUAAUGUCUUUCUUAUUUCAUAAUGCUGCAUUAGUAUCCCACUGACUUUAGUACAGACAAUGUUAUUUUUGAAGGUUCUUGAGUGCUCUCCUGGCUUUCUCAGCAUAUUUCUCAUGUUAGCGGCACGGACCAGUGAAGGUUAAUGACGCGUCCUGUUUUCGUCCCCACAGACGUGCUCUGCUAAUUAGCCCCUGGUGCGCCUUCAUGCCAUAAUUACACUACUGAUUGGAGCUAUAAGCAAAAAUAGAGGGGGACACUCUUUACAGGUUUGCCUCCACUGGAAUUAAAUAAAAUCAGUUUCAUAACAUGUGUGUUACUCCAAAUAGAAAUCAAGAAACGGAAAAAAUUUUAUACCAAGAAAUUAAAUCUUUAGAAGGACAUAGGAGAGGUAUAAAAUCGAAAUAUCUUUGUAAUACGGGGGAAAAGUUUGAUGAAUUCAGCAGGACUUUUUUUUUGAUGAGUAGCUGUGUCUGCCACACAUAGUCCAGCAUCCCUCCCUGCUUACACAGAGCUAAAUACAGAGUGAUGGAUAACCCAGCAGCCCACUGGAAGGGGAUCUGAAGUCCAAUGAAAGAAACACCUCUCUGACCUCUCCCUCCUGAGCAGGAGGUUAUUGAUUCUCUGGAACCCUCUUUUUACCCCUGCCACCAAUCUUCACCCUCUGGAUCUCCCUCAGUGACACUGCUUGUAUCAUUUGAAGCUCUUCUCUCUCUCCCUCUCACACACACAUACAGAGAGUGUCAAGGUUAAGGUCAGUUUGUCUGUGUGUGUGGGAGGAGAGCGAUGGCACAGAGGAAAGAGAAAUAGGCUGCAGAGAAAAAAACAGCAGAAAGGAGCUUGAAUAACUAAGAGAGCAUUUUCUAGAUAGCUAUUGGGCAUUUUGGAGUACGAAUACUUGAACAAAGGAAAGAAAGAAAAUAGCCAAACACUUGAACUGCAUGUGAACCGUCUUCAUUCACCAAGUGUUCCUGCAUUGAAUUGAAAAACUCUUAUUUACAUCAACAUUUUCAACCCAAGCUUAUUUUUUUAUUUUUGAUGACUUAUAUAAACCUUUGGACACCGUUUGAGUUACUAUGCAUAGCAAACAAGUUUUUUUUUUUUUCUAGAGUUGGCUAAUUUUAAAGGCAUUGGUAUUUUUGACCCUUACUCAUACCUUAUCUGUAAGUUGGGAACACACACCUACAAAUUUUUUUUUUUUUUCUCGGAUUUCUUGAAGUGUCUGUGUGCCAUGGUUCCAUAGUGCACCUGGAAGCAACUGUAGAUACCUUAAACCAAUCAGAUUAACACAGCAUGUGAUUGAGUGCAUAGCAAAGACACCUAAGAUAGACCCCUUUGUUACCUGCAAGCUCUGUAUUUGUAGCUGUUUAUUCUUACAUCAGGGGGUCAAAUCUUUGAGAAUGACAGCAAAUCCAGACAUGCACCAGCCAAAAUGAACAUGGGUUGGUUAUGUCUGGCAGUGCCAAGCGAGUUGAGGCCCCAUUCUUGGGAACAUCACAUAUUUUUUGGUCAUCCAGGAUGGUGUUCCUUAUUUAGAUUUCACUGAUCUGAUUUGGAAAGUUUCAAGUUUUCAGAAGCUUUAUUUUGGGCGAUUUCACAUUUUCCUAUAUUGUGAGGUAUGUGAAGAGUGAUUUCCCUUUCCCUCAUCUGCUUUGACAAUAAUUAGGGUUGUUUGAUCAGAAAUCAUAUAACGAAACAUGGUAAAAACUAAGCAUACUAAUCAUGCUCAGUAUUUACCAUCAUAAAUCAUGUUGUGUGAGGGUAAGGCAGGGCAAACACUACAAGAUCAUUUUGCCAGUUUUGGGGCCUGACUCCCCCUUUCAAACAAAAUCAGCAAAGGCUUACUCAUGGAUGGUUCUUAGAAUUAUCUCCUUAGAUUAUUUUGUCAGUUAAAGUAGAUAUGACUAGCAGAGACCAAAAUAUUUGCAAAAUUUUAUGCCAUCCAUUCCCCUCUGGGCUGGACCACCUUGGUUAAAACAGUCUGGACACACCCCUGGGUCUGGCUUUGGCUAUGACUUUUUGGACUUCUUUCCUCCUCUUUGUAAUUGUUUGGUUUUUAUGAUGAACAACAACUUCAGAUCCCAGGCACACACAAGUCUGCGGUUAGGUAACGCAUGUCUUAGACUUUUUUGAGGACAAAUUCAAGAAAACAAAAUAGUGGAUAUCGGUAAAUGAGUCCAAAAGCUUGUUUUGUCUCAACCUCAACCAGCUAGAUACAAGUUAAGUGUUAUAUAUUGAAGUGAAAUUAAAGAAAAGUCUAUAAGGGACAGCCAGGAAGGAUCUUAGAGGUGGCAGAAGCACAGCAGAUCUUAUUAAGAGUAGGAGGCUGCAGACAGGCAGGCCAUCAUGUUUUAUUAAGACCUGUUUUCCAGCCAGACCCAUGAGUCAGCCCGCUCUAGUCAGGGCCGUAUUAAGCCAAGGUGGCUGCCACUUCACUAGAUCCCCAACCCAGCAAGAUUUAACACACCCACUCCUUCAGUCGUCCGGCACACACCACAAGUAGGCUGUGUGUUUUUGCCAUAAUUUGACAGUAGAUUUCUGAAUAAGCCUGCCUGUUCUUUCUUGUUUUGUUCAGACUUGUUUACCACCCAAACGCCAGAAUCUAGACACUCUGAUUAUUGCCACUUGUCAACAAACACCAGUGGAAUGACAAGUCAAGUGAAGCAGUCUGUAAUCCCACUCAGUUUCUUCUUAAUCUUGGUAAACAUGAGAGAGAGAGAGAAAACUGUAGCGGGAGACGUUUGCCAGAACAAGGCCCAGUCUGUUGGUGACAAUUCCUGUGUGAAUGCUGCUACAUCCUGCCAGCUCUGUGCACAUGUGCCACACUCCUCUCAUGUACCGGCAUAAAGAGCAUUUGUCCUUCUUGGCAGAGUGGGAGAACAGACGGAGGGUGAGGAAGGAAGCAGUGACUGGUCCGUCAGUCUGCUUCUUGGUCUUGGUGGUGUUACAGUCGAUGCCACUCGAGAUGCUCCAGGUAUGAUGCAUUUAAAGCCCCCCUCUCAACCUCCUCCAGAUGACCAUCUUUUUAUUGACAGCCAAUCAUGUUGGGACUUGUUGUUUGGAUUGUCUCACCUCUUGUGUUAGAUUGCCGUUUAUCUCAGCCUUUAGAGAGCGAGGCUUUGCUGCGCUGUUUAAAUUGACUGGGCAUAAAUUGAGUGAUAAAGGAACCAGACGAGCAGACAGAAGGCGUGAUGAAAAGAGACAACGGUGUUUGUUUCUUUUAUCACCAGCGUUGUUUUGUUAUAUAUUUCCUCAUACAGAAACAUUUUGAAAUAGCAGUUUACCCGUAUAGCAAUAUACAUGUCGGUUAAAAUCAUGUCUAUUUAUCUACUAAUUUCUUUAUACAUACUUUGUAGUGUUCAAGAAUAAAGAGAUGAGUACAUGCUGUUAUGCAGAAUGUACUUUCCACCCGUUCCCGGGCAAUAGCUCAGGGAAUGGGCGAUUGUGUAAAUUAGAAUUCUGACAAGGUGAGCUAAUGUAGAAAGGAAGGUUUUGUAUUACCCUGAAAGUAAUGGUUUUGUUGACCGAAGAAACUAUUCUUACAGCUAAAAUAGAUAGCCUCUCUGGUUCCACAAUCGAUAUCUGAAAUAGAUAUAUGAUAAGCAUUUAAAUUCUUCCUUUUUUUGUUAUAUUUCUGGCUGUUUUUACCUAUAUUGAAUAGGACAGCUGAGAGAGACUGAAAACAUUAGGAGUAGAGAGUGGGGCAAAGGGUCAUGGCUGGGAAACGAGGACUUCAGCCGCUGCAAGUCUUAGACUGCUAUGCCAUUUGCACACCCAAGCACUUAAAUCCAUGGUGCAGUUAAAACAUGAACCAGAAUCUUUCGCAUAAUAAACUUACAAAUUAACAUUUCCAUUGAAGUUUAGGUUCAACAAAAUGAACUUUGCUUCUGCAGGAACUUUUAUGUUGACAUUUCGUCCCCCUCUCGGACCCUGACGCACAUUAAAUUAAACACAAUUUUGAUCAAGGAUUUAGCAAAGCCAAGCUGUAACUAAAUGAAAACUCUACAGGGAGAAUAAAGCCUUGUUAUCCAUCUACUUUCUUGAGACAAACAAUCUGAUUUGAUAGGUGAUAGUCUAUUUGAACCCUAGAUUGUAUAAAUCCUUGACUGAGUCUCAGUAAAGCCGCCCAUAGGAAAGCAUGAUUUUAAAGCCUGUUCAAAGCGUUCACCAUGUCGCAAAUGCUGGCUCAACCAAACUCUUAAGUCAACCUACCAAGAGGUAAAGAGGUGAAGUCGAGGCAGGUCUUCAGCCUCCCUGCUAACGCCUUGUGUGCCCACCUGUCAGUCAAAUUAGCUGUGCCCCUAAUUAUACAAACUGGGAACCUUCAGGUCUUCAAGACUAUUGAAUUGUAAAAAAAUUCUUGACACUUAGAGAAUGUGACUACAACUCAUUUGCAACUCAGCCUGCAGACAUGAGGAAAAUGUGGAAAAGACUGUUUUGGCACUGACAUAUUUCACCACAGUUUGAAAAAAUCUGCUGUCUUAUUUCAAGUCUUGAAACAAGAGCAGCAGCCUUGAGACACUGAUGACAACAGUCUUUGAGUGUUAUUACGGUAAAAAAUUAGGGAAACUGGGCGAGCUUUACAACUUUUUAACUUCAGUUUAUCAUUAGAUGUUAGACUAAUUGCUGCCCUGAUGUAUAAGAAGUUUUCUUUUCUAUCACCCAGAAAGAUGCCGGUGAUCCCCAGCCAAAUGCCAGAGAUACAACUCAAUGUGUGGCUUCUUUUUUUGAAAUGUGUGUGUGUGUUUGUGCACAUUGAGCACCUGGUGUUUCAAAGAGCCAGCCAGAGGCGCCACAAAUAAAUAGCAUCCAUCAAAGAAGUGUGAAAGGUUUUCAGAGACACACAGGCUCACAAGAAACAUCAAACAGCAGGGGAUGGCCAUCUUGUCCCACAACUGAUGCUGUAAAAAUUGAUUUUGACAUCUUAAGGCCAUAAAUGGUGUGACAGAGCCUUCAGCUGCACUGGGCAAACUCAGCCAUUUUUACUCCGGGAAGAAUCUGGAGAGUCUUAUCUGGUGAAAUGCACCAAAGAUGGGGAAUGUGAGGCAAAUAGUUUAAGGCUAUUCUGUGGCAGAGUUAGACGUGACUGUAUCUCCGUAUGACAGAUGCUGCAAACAUACGCUGCGCUCCAGCUAGCUCUCCAGCUUUUUCUUAGCCAUGCGAUUCCCAGAAGCUGACAGGAAAUAUGGGCAACUUCAGGGGCCUUGAGAAAGCCAACCAUGUCAUACACAGAGCCAUGCACUUUCUGUUCUCUGUCAGUCUGCCUCUAUUUCUCUCCUUCUCCUUCUCCUUCACACACACACUACCACACACAAGUCCUUUCAGCCAAAACACCCAUGGGGGGAGAGCGUCUGGUUGCUGGAAAUGUCAAACUGCUUUGUCACGUCCAAUCUCAGUCAAGGAGCCUAGUAUCCAGUGAGUGUGUAGAGUGGGUAUGUGUGUACGCUCUGCACGAACACCCGAUCCCACGGCUAUCAGUACGGACCAUUUGUUCAGCUAAAAUUACGGUAAAAGCCCACCUUUGUGACUGAAGUGUUCUGCAUGUUGUCUCUCAUAAAUCGGCUAAUACCCUAAGAUAACAAGGCCAGCUAGCCGGAGGGCCAGACAACACAGAAGUAAAACAAUAACACAGAGUCGUGGGAGUAAAAAGGUGGCAUUAUAGAGGGACUCCUUUCCCCACAAGAGAUGAGAAGAUUUGAGGAACCUUUGACAGAGACUCUUCCUGCUAUCAAGCUGACUUUCUGUCUGCUGUGAAUGUGACGCAACAGGGUCUUGUCUCAUCCUGGAGGGAUUCCUCUGCUGUCUCUUCAAACCACUUUAGAUGCUGUCAUCUGGUGAUUAUAUACUAAAAGAUACCAGCAACUGAAUGUUAAAUUCUGUAUCUACUGAUAAUCAUCUUCAGUUUGGGGGGAAAAAAGAGUGGUCUAGGAAGCCAAAGGAAUUAUAUUUUGAUUUGAUUUGAUUUGAUAAUUUUAUUUAAGUGUCAUACACCAAAAUUGGUGCCCAGCCUACAUGGGCUUAUUAGACACUGAUCAACAGAUUCAUAACACAAUGUAUCCAAGACAGCCACGCAAUAUAAUAUACAACAACAAUACCAACAAAACUCCACUAAGAAUCAUGACACAUACAAUGAGAAUAAUGAAAAAAAAAAAAAAGUUCAUCAUAUAGGCUACAAAAUACUUUGCCCCACAUGCCAAGCCUUUUCAACAAAUUUUGCCAAAACAAAAACAUCCUUUUCAAACAACCAACCCAAAAUCUCACCUUCACUCUUCCAAAAUAAAUCAGGAUUUUUAAACUGAAUUGAUUAAAAAAUGACAUUCCUUAAGUCAUCGUACAAGGGACAAUUGAAAACAAAAUGAAUUAUAAAUCAUUUGGACCACAUUCUAUAAUCUCCAUAAUUGCAUUUGAUAUAAAUUGGACAGAGCUAUAUUGCAAAAUGUGAUAAAUGUCUGCAAGUAAUUGGUUAUUUUGACAGUGGUCCUGCCUGAAACUUGUUUAUAGCCUUGUCCACAAACAGUUUUGAGAAUACAGCUCAUUUAUUUGUUCGUACACACUUUGAAAUCCAUCUUAAAGUUAAAGAUUAGAGUUAUAUAUUUGCAACGUCGUCAGGGGCAUGGUUGAGUUGACGAUGGUUGUGUUGAGUCCAGCUCAGCUCCACCUCUUUGCCAGCAUUUCCAACAUGGAGUUUGCUAUUGUUGGACUUCAAAUGUCUCUCUAGAAACAAAUGGAUGUUGUCCAUGUUUUAAAAAGUCAAUUGUUGAUGCUUAUACAUGUCAUUUUAUGAGUUAAAAUGUCUCCCUUUGCUUAGUUAGAAUGGUCUUCCUAAAUUUCUGGUCUUUUUUUGUAAACUCUUCCUUAUAUCUCCCUUAAAAAAAGAAUUCUUUCUGCAAUAAAAAGUUCAACUUUAAUCAGAUGAUUUUGUCCACAAAUCACCACUUGUUUGCAGAGCACUAAAAACCCUGCAGUUCAGACUUCAGAGACUUUUUACUGUAAGUGUGUUUGUGUGUAGGAGGUUGGAUGGCAGUGGUCCCAUUCUCUUGGAGAGGAUUUGAUCUCCUCUCCUCGGUAAUGCUGCAAACACUCUUCAGCUGUCUAAAAGUCUUCCGCUCAAUUUUCAGUCCACCGUUGCCUCUCUCGCAUGCAAGUCUUUUUUUAGGGCGGGUGGUUCUACCCACUCACAAGCUGUUUGCUUUGCCACAUACAUACAAGCAGUGCAGGGCUGUGAUCACAUCUGUCAUAUUGUCUGAAAACAAACGCAGUGACAAUCUCUGCAGGAAUGAGGGGCGCAUGAUUGGUCUGAUUUUAGAGGGGUUAUGGGUUCAGCAGGGUUUUGGGUAUUGCUUCUAUUAUGUGAUGUUUUUGUCACUGUUUUCAUGCCAAUGCAAUCCCCACAGGAAAUAACACACAUUUAUUGCCCCUUUCCUUUCUUGUUUCGGCUGUCUGAAUACACUCUGAUUCUGCUGUCUGGGUGGGUGUUUUUUCAACCCAGAAGCCAAUGAAAGGUUCUUGAUUGCUUUGAAUUUUCUGCAGUUUAGCUGCUGGCCUUCCCUGUUUCUACCUAUUUAUGAACAGCUCUGACUUUGGUUGGCACUUUGGGAAGGAAACAAAACCUGUUUGUGUGACUUGAUUAUGUAUAUGUCAGAUUUUUCUGUCCUCAAACAUUUGCCAUCAAUCAUCUGUUUAUCAGCCUGUGUACCUCAUCUCAUCUCUUACACUCUUAAAUCUUUCUACAUGAUAAUUUGCUUUACUUCACAGCUUUAUAAAAGCUGCCAGUCUCAUUUGCUUGUCUGAGGUAUAAUCUUCAGUCAGACCUGAGACAAUACUAUUCUCUGUCAUGAGGAUAUUCCUGGCUGUCAUCUAAACCAGAUUUUAAGAAGCUUAAUUUGAAACAAAUGAAAAAUGGUUGCUGAUUUCCUCUGCACUUUUUCACAGGGCGUAAUUUAAAUUUGAUUGUAAUUGAAGACAUCUCUGUUUCCACAGCAACUGAUGCGCUCGUCUGUGUUCCACAUGUUUAUCCUGAGCAUGGUCGCCGUGGACGUCAUUGUUGCUGCUAGCAACUAUUAUAAAGGCGAGAAUUACCGCAGGCACUAUGAUGAGUUUUACCUGGCUGAGGUGAGAUGUUUGUUGUUUUGUUUUUUCCAUCCUGGUCUUUACUUUUUUUUCACAUUUUCAAGCUUUUUCCAAAUGUUGAUCAAACACUCCUUGUAUCACAAAAGGGUUUCGACCAAGGUUUCCAUGUGCCAUGUUAUACUGAAACAGACGAGGAUCAUGUGUAUGAUUUGAUCUUUUGCAAAAGGACACACAGUAUAUUUGAGUGUGAUCAUCUUCAGCACACACACACACACACACACACACACACACACAGAUUACUUUAUUAGCUUUUACAUUUGUAGGUUAAUUCUCGAGAUUUUCACAUUCACAUUAAACUGUACUGUGGGUGUUAUCCUGGCUGGUUUGAUGUCAUCAGUAUUCAGGUGGUAAAGCGCCAACUAAGACGGAUCACAUCCCCUUCAUACCUCCCUCUCCCUCCUAAACACAGCUGAAUGGAGGAGAUAAGGAGAGGGAAAAAAUCAUAUAGUAUUACCUUCUCUAACUCCCUCCUUCCACAGCAUACAGACAUCGAUCUGCAGAUUUGUUCUAACUUGCGAGACGGAUGUGAAGGGAAAAUAGAGAAUGGAGUGCUGAGUUUAGAGUUAGUUACAGAAAUAAACCUGUAAAUUGGCAGGGUACCAGAUAUACUUCCUCCAUCCUACUGUGUUUCCACUGUUGAUGACCAUGUUAGUGGGGAAAUCAUGAUACAUACUUAGAUAACUCCAUCAUUGACUGCAGGUUUUCAAAACUAGGUGACAGAUUUAAUCAUGAAAUUAUUAAAAAUGAAGAGAAAAAAACUGUGUGGUGUUCAUUUAUUUAUUCAGUGUUUAAAAAACCACAGAAGCACAAAUUCAAAAUGUCUAAAUGACAGUUCAAGGACCCAUAACUUUAAUAACCAGGGAGAGCUGUACUCCUGCCGUACAACAAGAUGUGUGUUUGCUGGAUGAAAAUGCCAAAACUGAUUCUAUCAUCUCUCUUCCCUCCCAGGUGGCCUUCACUGUCUUAUUCGACCUGGAAGCCCUUCUGAAAAUCUGGUGUCUGGGCUUCACAGGUUACAUCAGCUCUUCGCUGCACAAGUUUGAAUCUUUGUUGGUGGUGGGCACCACACUGCACAUCUACCCAGACCUCUACCACUCUCAGUUCACUUAUUUUCAGGUAUGAAUACAGGCCUGCAAACAAGCUUUCUUUUGCUUACAGUGAAUCAUGCAGACAUUGAUAAUUUUAGGAAAAAUCCAGUUAGGAAUGAAAGCUCUGAAUUAUUUCUUUCUUGUAAAAAUCAAUCAUGUCACUCAUCUGUGUGAACUUUAUUACCCAUUCUUUUAAUUGUCACGGCAGAUGUUUUUAAGAUUUGAUUUUAAGAUAAACUGUUUUCUAGGUUAUGACAACCCUCUGAGGAACAGCUUGAUGUGUCAUCUUGGAUGUUCUUAGAUUUCUUAGAAAGAAAUGUUGUACUACAAACAAUAACAAAAAUUACAAUUCCAGAUCAAUCUAAUAAUUUACAAUGCUUGAACUAUGUACUUAAAUACGGCAAUGAAACUCAGUACUUCUUACUCAAGUAAAUAACUAAGUUGUGAGAAAAACAAAUAGCACUUGUCAAAACUGUAGCUUAGGUUUGUCCCAGGCAUGCAGCAAUCAUAGAAGUAGCUUAGCUCAGGAUGCUGUCUUUCCAUUACAGCAUGGUAAUAACAGUAUGUAAAUGUUAUAAUACAAGCUCCACUCACACUAUAUUAUAAGAAUGUGUCUCCAUUUAGUGAUAUGUAGUAUAAACCAAUGCUCAACUGUGUCGUCUUUGAUUUCAGAGGCAGUGAGAUGGUUAAAUCCUGUUCAUAACAGUUUUUUCUAUUCUCAGUUCUCAGAGCAGGAACAUAAAUCAACCCUGAAUAUUAUCACCCUUGUGGCAAUGGUGUAUUGUUCUAUAGCAGUGUCAUCCCUGAACAGAGCCUGUAAGUAAUGCACCCAAAUUGAACCCUGCGACCUAGCCGCGGGUCACAUAAUGUAACUGAUAAAGAAGGGCUCAGAGGACGAUCUGGUGGGAAAAGGCUUUUUGAUAUGUCUUUAAUGAGCCUUGACCACACAAGCUGCCCUCAUGUUGUUUAGCUCUCCUAACAGCUGCAGUCAACACAUACCAACAUACAGUACACCUCCUCAUAAAGACUUUAGCCCUUGUGUAAAAUACUGAAAACCCUAGAUAAGUUGUCUCUCAUAGUUUUCAUGUUUUUACUGCACAUUUGUAUCAAUACUUACUAAUUGUAAAUAACCACCCGGUGAAAAAUUGAUUUUAACAACCUCAAUCAGUAAAACAUUUACGUGUGGCAUGUAUCAUCAAGUCUACAGUAAUACCUAGAGUUUGUAGCAAUUCCCUUUUUUACACAUUUUCACACACCUCAUUUUUCUAUUCAUGGUCAGUGAUUCAGCCUUUAACAGCAGCUGUGAGUUUUUUGCCAUACUUACUCAUCACUCAUGAAACAGUGUGUCAUUCACCUUCACUGUGGAUAAGCUACCAAGUCGAUCUCUGUUUUAAGAGGCGACAUCAAGUCACAUGUGAUUAACCUUCAUGCUCUGUGUGAGAGACAGAAGUUCUGUGCUCAAAAAUCAAUGAUUGUUUCAGGUUUCUACCACCAAUCAAAGUGCGUUUCACCACCAAAGGUUAACCUUACUAAUUGUCUUUCAUUGUGAAGCAAAUGUCACAAUAGUUUUGAUUUGGCAGGAUGAUUGGUAACACUUUAUAAUAACUAUACACUAUUAAGCAUUAGUUAAGCGUUAAGCAUUAGUUAAUCCUUAAUUCCUCAAUGAAUUCAUCAUUAGUAAUGCAUUACAAAGCAUUAGUAAAGACAGUUUUAAAUGUCCAACUAACACAUUCUUAAGCAUUAGUUAAACAUUAGUAAAGUGCUUAAUUCAUCGUUACCUCAUCAUUUGUAAAUAAUUAGUUAUACAUUACUAAGCAUUAGUAAACACAGUUAUAAACGUUUUAAACUCAAACCCAUUUAUAAUUACUUAAGCAGCAGUUGAACAUUAGUUAAUGCUUAAUUAACUGCUUAAUUCAUGAUCUGUUUAGCAUUUAUAAUGUAUUACUAAGCACUUAAUAAACCCGGUUAUAAAUGUUUUGUUGCUCAUUGAUAACCUGAGUUGUUAAUACUUUAUAAAGGGUUAGCAACUGUGUAAGUAUAUAUUUUACAAACACGUAUUCAUACUCUAUGAAUAACUUAUUAAUGCUUAUGAAUGCAGUUACUACUCAUUAGUUACCCAUUAGUUAAGUAUAUUCUUGAGCCCAUCUAAAGUGAGGACUAUCUAUGCUUUAUAAAGCAUUUAUAAAUGACACAGAAGCAAAGAUAUACAAAGUGUCAGUUUUAUUGGUCCCAAACAAUACAAGCUCUUUUAAAUACACACUUUAAACAAAUACAAUCUGAUAAUUUAAUCAGCCAAUGAAUCCCAUCUUGACACGUUCCCUCUGUGUUUUCAGAAUUGCAGUAGCUUCCCAUUUCACAGCUCCAUUCAGAAAAGGCACUGCUAUUGUGUCAUUUUUGGACAGAUCUGACAAGGGCGCUCUGAUCCGAUUCUGGUUAUUGUUAUUUGGCCAGUAAUGGUUUGGAAAUGCUGACUGGGAUAUCUGUGGUGCAUAAUGCCGUUCAAUUUUACAUUAAGCAUUGCUUUGUCUUGCACCAAGCUAGAGCCAGGAGCUAACACAGGCAGCACAGCUGGAAAGACAUUCUCAAGAUUAAUUAUUGCUCUUCUCAUGUGUGCAAUUUAAGGGAUGAAAUAUGGUUUCCUCUUGGAGAACUCAAGUUCCUUUUUUAUUAUGAACGAUUUCACCAUAUGCAGUAAUAAAAUGAAUAAACUCAACAUCAGUGCUCUCCAUUGACUGAUAUUCAUGGUCCUUUGGCCUUGGAGAUAUGCAGACAGAUGAGUUGAGUUCUUCAUGGCAAAAUCAGCAUUCUCAAACAGGGACAAGAGCUUAUUCCAGUUUCUGAAAUUGGGGUGUGAUACACAAAAACGUGAUACUUCAGAACCAGUGUACUUGAGUUUAAGCAGAUGUUGUCAUUGUGUUAAGCCAUGUUAUUUAUUUCCCUUAGACAAGUCAGUUAGCCACUUAAGUUCACGUUUAUAUGGCCAAUUUUUGGAAUUCCCCCCUGUGGGACUAUUAAAGGAAUAUCUUUUCUUAAACAAACUGAUUACUUCAGACUUUUUCUUAAGAUUUGUGUGCAUUUGCGGUAUAUCCUUACAGUUCCAUCUAUCCUGCCACAGAAGAGACUAUAUUUUAUAAUAAAUAAAUCCCUGACUACAUAUACAGCACUUUGCCACUUUGCUUUGAUGAGAAGUCUUGGCCACACCAAGGACUUGAACUUCUUUUCAUUGACAAACUCUUCGGUGAAGCCUGAGAUAAAGUUAAAUUUUAUUUAUUCUGCCAAGUUUUCUUUAAAGCUAGACUUGCGUUUGUGGAAUGCAUCAAACUAAAUGAUGUCUCUAUUAUUUAGUUCUUUAUUCCUUCAAUUGAGGCCUUUACUGCUGUAACUCAGAUGCGAAAACUAUGUGGUCUCGGACAAAAGAUAAGAAAAUAACUAGUUUUGCUUUAAUGGCCUCAUAUCCUUUGUGGACUCACCCUCACAGCCUCAGAGCUGCAUCUGCUGUGAAAUGGAUAGUGGUCAUCACGGUCUGUCAGGACUAGAAGGUAGUGUCUUCUCAUCCCAUCUGUCAUCAUGCUGUGAGUGUUAUUGCUGUAUUUGUUUACUGUGGGUUCCCUUUCAUCCAGCAUCCCCUGUUAGGCUUCUUUAUUUGGCUGCAUAUCUGGAGAAUGAGAGAAAAUUCUUUGGCCAGAGGCUUCACAGAGAGGGGCCCGAUCAAUAGCCACUCUCUGGAUCCCCAAUCAAAGGAUGACCAAGAUGCAUUACCUUUUGGGGGUUGUUGUCACCACAAGCAAUUUAGGGCCUAGGCCAGUUGACAGAGCACAAUAUCACAGCAUCUCUAACCACCAGGUCAUGAUCAAUGUUCUCGUCUUAAAAAUCAAUACACAAUCAAUGAGCUUCUCUUUUUCCACUUAUGAUUUAUUUUAAAUUAGCUUCAAAAUACCACUUUCUCUUAUAAUGGGAUUAAAACACCUAGAUUUUCCAAGACCAGAGCUAACAAUGGUUGUUUUUCUUCCCUUCAGGUGCUGCGUGUGGUACGUCUGAUAAAGAUUUCUCCAGCUCUGGAGGACUUUGUCUAUAAGAUCUUCGGUCCAGGUAAAAAACUGGGCAGCCUGGUGGUGUUCACAGCGAGUCUCCUCAUCGUCAUGUCGGCCAUCAGUCUACAGAUGUUCUGCUUCGUGGAGGAGCUCGACCGCUUCACAACAUUCCCCAGGGUAAGGAGCCACUCAAGUUAAGAUUUCAUUCUAAGACUGAUUAGUUUAGACUUUUAGACGCCAAGUUGAUGGAUAGAGGUACUUUAAACCUACUGUUCCUCUAGCCAUCCUAGCUCUAUCAGCGAGGGUAAAUGUAUAGUGGGUGGGUUGUAAUGUGAGUUAGAACCGCAACCUUAAGUUCCCUGAAAAUAUUGAUUUUCAGAGAUUUAUUUAUCCAGCAAAAAAAACAGUUCUUUGGAUUCCUUGGUCUAUAACAAUUUCGUUCUUAUUGAGGGUGGGAAUUGGUAAGAAUUUAUCCAAAGUGAUGCAAUUAUCAGUUCUGGUUAUUGAUCUAAUCCAAUCAGCAACUAAGAGAUGCUUUUACCACCUCUGCUCCUGCUGUCUGGAUUACAGGACAGGAUGUUUUACAACUUCAGCCAAUCAGAAAUGGUCAGGGCCCACUGGCUUCUCAGGCUGCUCUCACAUCUGCACCUGCUUGCUCUCAUAAUUUUCCAACUCCCAAGUCCAGCCUUGAACAGAAAUGAUUUUUUUUACAGUGUGAACAGGCAGAAGUGAUAUGUGGCUGACUCCUUUCUUUCUGUUGAGAAUUAAUCACAAUUUUUACAGGGUAUGAAAAACUGUAAUAACAAGAUAGGAACAUUUACUAUAAAAGAAACACAUUUAGCUCACAUGCGACUUGCCACUUAUGCUGAAGAAUAUAUGAAUAGUAAAGAUGCUAAAAAUAAUGAAAAACGUGGUAUUUUGUUUUAGCACAUGGAAACAUUCCCCCGGCCCCCACUCUCACCAUCAUCAUCCUCAGCUUGCUCCAAGGAUGACGGUAUUGGAGUUAAUCUUGGAGUGAUAGCAUUAGUAAGAUCUUCACUGAAUUUGGCCGCUAGCUGUCCGGCUUUGUUUUCCCCUCUAACUCUAUUAGGAACCUUUUAAUGAAAACUGAAGUCAACUUUUCUCAUCACUUAAUGGUUUUGUCCUCUGUUGCGUGGCGGCGUUGUAAUGCAGUCAGUGUCUUUGGUUUUGUAGGGGAGCGGAAUAAAUAAAGGGAACCAAAUAAAAGUACUAUUUUUGUUGUGCAGUGUUAAGCUUCAUGUGAGUCACUGCUUCUGAAAUCGUGUUUCAGUAUCUUACCUUUAAUACAAAAUCUGGAAUUUUGUAUUCUGCACUGGAGGAUUAUAAUUCUCAUUUUACUUUAAGUUGCAGUUGUAUUGAUUUUACCUGCACAGAUGGAGCGGUAAACCUUCAAAACACUGCAUUCAACAGCUAUCAGCUCUGAACACGCUGGUCUAAUUAUGCCCUGAUGUUCCAGUAAUUUCCUCUCAGGGACAAAUGAAAUGUGAUUAAAUCCAAAAGAUGCAGGUAGUGUGUAAAAUAAGCUACAUAAAAUUUUAGGAAAUGAUACGAGCCGUUCCAGAAGGACACCUCAGACGAGUGGUGGGGAGGCCCACAGAUGUUAAUGAUGGGUUGCAUGAUGGGUCGACAGAUGUGGUUCCUCCUUUGAUUCCUAAGUGCUCAUGAGCUUUUUUCUCUCUCAUUAGCCACAUCUUACCAUGCUCGGUUUUUUAUCCUCCCCCUCCAACAUUUCACUGAUCCCAGGCACUGCAGGACGUGAAGAUUCAGUCAUUAACAGAUGCCACUUGUAUGCUGUAUUACCCUUCUCUUACAUUUUCCCUUCAUUUCCAUAUCUGUUUCUGCCUCACACAGCCACAUGUAUGCACACUGACACACACACUCACACGUCAUGGCUAAUGAUGUUUGGCUGCCUCCCCCACAGGCAGACCUGUUGCUGGGUUUAUCUUUAUCUGCAGUGACUGGGACGUGCUUGGGAGCAGGUGGGAGGGGCUGGGGAGGGAGGGGGGUUGGGUGGCGGCUGUCUGAAGGUGAGAUACUAAGGAGGAGGCACAGGCGUGCCAUUUGACUCCAGGGGCCAGAGUGUUGCAGCUGGCUGGUCUCUACACCUUCAUCUGACCUCUACCGAGUAGAUGAGAGGACAGCAGAGCAGAAUGAACAAAACACAGCUGCUCCCUCACGUCUUCCUCUCUUUCUUUGGUUAAAAUCUCCACUUCUUACAGUUAUAGAAGGAAGAGCAAAAGGAGGAAAUAGGGAUUUGUGGGGCUUUUGGAGUCUACACAGGUGUUUAUUUUUAGUAUUGCUAAUACUUUAUUUUUGAAUACUUGUUUCUGAUUCGUAGAAACCAAAUGGUUAUGAUUAUGAGUUCUGAGUAAGAGCAACCCAAGAGUCAGCCAGCAACCCAAGAGUCAGCCAGUUCAUACAUGUCAUUUCAAAUCAAUCCGUAGGAAAAGGGUUACACUGCAAAAAAGGAAUUUCAAGAAAGCAGCCUUGUAUUAAGGAAAUAAGUCUUAUUUUUUGUACAAAAAGAAUAUUAAUCUUGUUGAGCAUGUUUGGCAUUAGAAAAAUUAUCUAAUUUUAAGAGAAAAUGGCUAACUUUUUCUUGAUAACAUAUUCCAGCUAAUUUUGAGAUAAAAUGAACCAGAAAUAGAGUAGAAAAAUGUUUUACAAUAAAAUCCAGCGGAGCAACAAGAUCAUUCGUCUCAUUUUAAGAGUAAGACAUAUGUACAACUUCUCAAUUUAAGAAUGCCAUAUAAAGAUGUCUGUACAACACACAACAUAAUACAAUGACCAGAUGAAAACUGCAAAACAACAAAGAACAACAAAGAACACGCUUGCUUGUGGAAUAAAAAUAUAUAUUUAAUGAGAAUGUUUUGGUAUCUUGAUUUAAAAACAAAAUCACUUAUAUUUGCUAUGCUGUUUUAAGAAAUUGUGUCUUAUUUAAACUACUGUCAUGCUCGUUAAUAAUCCUAGAUUAAGGUGUAAUUUCUUUAAGUUCAUUUAUUCAGGAGACUAAAAUUCUAAUUUUAAGUAACUUCAUCUUAAUUUUUCAUUGCUUGCUGUAGAGUAAAUUAGAUUAAUAUAAGACUUUCUGUCUAGUUUUAAGUUUCAUUUGAGUCUGACAGGGCCAAGAAAUUUGUUCUUAUUCUGAGAAUUCUUAUCAUGCAAAAAAAGCUUACCCAAUUGGCAGUUUUUUUUGCUUGAUACAAGAUUAUUUGAUUGAAUAGAAUAAUAUUUUGCUUCUUUCUUGUAGAGCUGUUUUUGCAGUGUAGGAAAAAAAAACACUGCUUAUUGACUUUGUGGCAAUAAUGUCAUUUUUUGUUGUAAUGACAUGGAGGACAUUUCAGUAUUCAAUCCUUUCCUGCAUUCAAUCCACCACCUAGAUGUGUUGAGUGCACAUCUUGGUGGUGGAUUGCUGCUAGGUAACCUAAACCAUAAGGUUACACGCAUUAUUACAUAUGUACAUUUAAACUAACAAGGAGCCCCUCUGUAAUAUGUCAAAUAUGUGUAAGUCAAUAUUUUUCAAUCACUGGGAAUGGUUGGCAAGUAAAAGAAAUUACAGCUAAGGGACCCUGAACAUACUCCUCUUUUUUGAUUGUACACAGAAGUCAGUGCAGUGUCUCUUUAUUUGAACUUUUUUUUUAUGUCACAGAUAUUUGGCCUAAAGGUUUGUUUGAGGUUGUCUCAGGCUAUUUCAGAGAAAACUCAGCAACCUGCCAGCCAAUACUUCCUACCAACCUUGUAUGCACAUCAGCCUCGUGAUAUUUGCUCUCCUGUGAAAAAAGCAUGUUCUAAAUGUCAGACCUGUCGUUUUUCUCUCGGUGUAAUUUCCUCCCGUCUCUGCCUUUCUUUACCUCCACUCACCAUUUCCACUUUGUGUACUCGGUUGCCCUCUCCAGCCUUCCGCGUCUCUCACCUUUUUUUUUUCAUAUUGUGUUUCUCUCCCUGCAGGCAUUCAUGUCCAUGUUCCAGAUCCUAACACAGGAGGGCUGGGUGGAUGUCAUGGACCAGACUCUGGUGGCUGUAGGUCACAUGUGGGCUCCCGUUGUUGCCAUUUACUUCAUCCUGUACCAUCUGUUUGCUACCCUGGUGAGGAACUUACUUUGCUCUUUCAAAUAUAGAGGUCAAAGAAGUCAAGGACAGUGAGAUUUAAAUUAAAUUGGAGUUUAUUGCAUAUUGGCUGCAGAACUCUUCUCAAACUAGCAUUCUUUUAUUUCAGUACAAGCAGGUCGAGGAAAUAAGUGGUGAAAGGCUACAUUAAUUGUUUUCUUAAUGCAUUCAAUUAGUGCCCCCUGUCUCUCUGUUGUUCUCUCAAGUGGUACAUCUAAUCACAGUUAAUCAGACUUGCAGGCAUAAGAAGUGCUGACAUUUCAGUGUUUGGCCUUCUGAUAUGGAGAGCCAUCAGACAGCACUGACAGUCUCUAGAUGACUCAUGCUUCACCCCAGACGGACAGGGAGUCUUUGAGAACAGAACGAGCAACGAAUCUAAUUAGGAGGCAGACUUUGUACUUGUGAGACAGUCUUAGUUCUAUUGGGGUAAUCAUAUCAUUAUGUUGUGAUUUUGAUUCCUCUCCCUCUGGUCGGGUUUCAGAUCUUGCUCAGUCUUUUUGUGGCAGUCAUUCUGGACAAUCUGGAGUUGGAUGAAGACUUGAAGAAGCUCAAACAGGUAGGAAGCUGACACCGUCUGAACACAUUUUUUAAUUGUCUGGAGUGAGUUUAGUUUAGAUAUUAACACACACAGGAUCAAAGUGUUAAAUACAGAGAACAAAAGAUGAUCAUUAAGGAUAGUUUGAAGGUUUUUCAUGUUAACUUCUGCAGUGAAACUGAAAAAAGUACAUUCAGUUUUGUCGCAUUAAUGAAACACCACUGCAUACACUGACAGAAGUCAGAUUCAAACCUGUACACUUUGUACAGACUAGUCAGCAGGCAUUAAUAGACUGAUAUUACUCAGUGCUGUACCACCCGUGAUUCAAGAACAAUCAAGACUUGUAACAGCCUAUCAAGGGUUUUGUGCUUUAUGACAGCAUAGCAUGGCGUUGCAAAGCUGGGUCACUAUGAUGGCUGAUCAAAGUGAUCAACUUCCCCCUCUUGGUAUUUGGUGCUUCAAGGGGUUGAUUCAAAUGUCCACUCUAUUUGCACGCUCUUCCAUAUGGAGGCAGUUCAAAAUAGUUUGCUUUCAUUUUUAACAGCAAUAAGGGUAUCUGAGUGUGUUGGAAAUAUGACCUCCACUGUGUUCCAUUUGAGUUGUUUGCAGUAAACAUGGUCUCUUUUUAGGACACUACUCUCUUUAAUGAUUUAAAACAGAUGCAAGGUCCAUAUAAAAGCAAUCUUCUUAUGUAUUGUAUGUUUAACUUGUGUCCCUGCACCCUUUUUGGGGAAAAAAGCCCAAACAAAAUGGAAAUUCUGGAGUCUUUAGCAUUUUAGAAGCUUAAAGGAGAUUCAUUAUACUCAUUUUCAUCUUUCAGUAUAUCAGUGUGGGACCCCCAUAGAGGAGCUCAGCAUGAUUUGCAGUGAGAGCCCUUAUUUCAGUACCAUUCAGUGUCUGCCUGAAAUGCUUUGUAUUGGCUGCUUUUUAAGUUAGACGCAGCAGGUGUAACUUUCCUCACAGUCGUGUUCUACAAAUCAAAGCAGAAGUUAUGGCUUUACAGAAAACAUCUGAGGCCAGCCAGUAGCUGUCCAUGAACAGUCGGUUAUAGUUAAAGGAACUGCUGUUAUGAUUUAAUUUAGAUCCUGCUCUUCAGCUUUGUGAAGGAAAAUAAAUUACAAUUUAUUUUGUAAUUUAUAAAUUUUUUGUAUUUAGCUGCUAUUUUAUGAUAGUUUUUGUACAAAAAGGUAGAAAUACAUCAAACGAAACUACCUUUGAUAGUUCAGUAACACUUUAUUUGACGCCUAUAUCUAUAACACAUUAUAAAUAUAUGUAUAAUGUGUUAUAAUCACAUUAUAGCACUGUAUAACUAUAGUUACAAACUUACAAGGUCAGGUGUUAUAAUGUGUAAAAACUGUUAACAUCUCACUGACAAUGCCCACAUAGAUAAUGAAAUGCAACUGUUGUUAACAGUUAUAACACAUUAUAAUACCUGACCUUGUAAGUCAUGGUAAAAUGCUUUAUAAUGAGUUAUGAUUAUUGUUAUAAAGCAUUAUGAUCAUUCAUGAUAGUUAUGCAGUGCUAUAACGUGAUUAUAACACAUUAUAAAUAUAUUUAUAAUGCGUUAUAGAGAUAGGCGUGAAAUAAAGUGUUACCAUUAGUUUUUUUUGUAUCCCUACAAACAUACAUUGAUUAAUCUGAAGCUCACUGACAUUAACAGGUUCAAAUGGACACACAUGCUAACAUUAAUAGCAUGCUCUGUGUGCUUAUAACUGUCUGCCAUGUCUCAGCUUGCCUGGGCAGGUUAUUUCCCACCCACAGCUGAGUGAUUAGGCGCACUGACUGUAAAAUUGCCUAUUUUACAGGUGCUUCAAUCAGGGAUACACAGACUGACUAUAAAUAGACCAUAGAUUAUGAUCACCCUCUUAUAGGAGAGGGCUUCUGCAAACAUUUGAUAAAGAACCAAUGACAUGACCAUCCUUUCUAUGAGAUACACACACGUUGGCUGUGAGCGAUGAGAAACCAAUUAUGGUCCAUGUGAUGAAUCAUUUUUGCCCGCUGUUUGAUGAACGACUUCGUAGAGCUGGUAAUGUUUGUUAUUUGUCAUUAAUGUGACUUGUGUCCAUGACAAGCUCUUUCAAAGAGACCAUGUAGAGAAAAUAGUACCUGAUGUUUUUUUUUUCACUUGGCUGAACUGUUCCAGGGAGCGUCAUGAGCGUGGAGAGGGUAUCAAUCAAAAUAUAGAGUGAGAGUUUGACACACAAAAUUCACAUGUGUAUUCUCCUUCCCAAGACAUUUUUAAUCCUUUCCUCUUCACAGCUGGUUGAACAACCAGACAGUUGCUGUGUUCGAGUUAAUUGGAAAUAAUGGAACAACAAAUUGGAGCCGAAUAAACUAUUCAAAGAGUCUGUUCAUGCAAAUCAUGGGAUUUUUGUCUGAGUGUUGUUCGAAGUCAUAUAAGGUGGAGUUUGUGUGGGUUUCGGUGGAGAGUGGGAUGCUAAGCAGAGAAUAUUUCAUAUGGUAACAGCGUUGAUGGUACGAUCAGCAGGAGUUAAUAGCUAUUAUGUCAAAAUUAGCUAAUGACGGGUGUUUUUACUGCCAGACAGACUCCAGAUUUGUGGCUAUGCUGUGAAGAGAAUCAUGUUAUAAUAAACAGUUUGUGACCGUAUCUUGCCUUAGCGUCACUGUUGCCUGUUUUACUGAAAAGGACAUGUGCAGCCAAGCUUUAAACAAUAAGACCUACUGUAUCUGCAGAGCAGUAGUCAAAGAUAAUACUAAACCACUCUGCACUCUGCUUGACAUUUUUUCAGUAAAUUAAUGCCAAAGUCGUGUUCGAUGGAAAAUGCUUUGGAUUUAGAUGGAUGAAUCAGUAUCCUACCUCUUUAGAUGACCAAAACACACAUUUAACUUAUCACUCAGAUGGCAAAUGGCAAAGACACCACCAACCACAGCAAAAUAGCAGCUGAGUUUGUUGACAGAGCUGACAACCAUGGAAUAAUACUCGGUCAUAUGAUUCCUAAGCUUCUUGGAAAUAAAUAACCAAUACAUGAAUAACUAAAACUAUUUGGAAACUUUGUCUUGGCAUGGAAAUGACAAAUUGAGAAAAAUGAUUUGUAUCAGACCUUUAACAUGUUAAAUCUUGGUGUAGAACUUGCAUUGCCAGCCUCAAGUGGACAUUCCAGGAACUGCGGGUUGCUGCUGAUUUUUUCUUUCUGCACUCAGGGCUCUCUGCUAAAAAAAUAUUCAACUUUGUGAAACACAAACAUGCUUAUGAAUGCCACAUCUUUAUCACCAACCAAUCAGAAUCUAGAAGGUUUAGAGCCGCUCUAAUGCUGUGACCUGUUUCUGUCAAUUGUUUGUUUGUGUUUGUAAAAUACCAUCAAAUGAAAGCCCGAUAUGAAGCACACAAUGAAUUUUAGAGCAGACUCAACAGUCAAAGUGCCAUGGGACAACUUCUAUCAUCAUUGUUUGUUGUUAAAGCAGAUAUGAUCAGUGGGGGGAGAAAAGCUGGAUAAAUGCCAUCUAUUAGUAUAUUUAUAUGUGUGUGUGUGUGUGUGUCUGUGUGUGUGUUUGUGUGUGGAUGCUUCAAGCUAUUAAAAGAAUGCAGAUUCAGGGUUCUCCCAAUACGGCUAACUUUUAAAAUCAAGGCUCCACAGUCUGUGUGUUUUCAUAACCCCAGGGUGCAAUGGCCGGAUUAUUAGCCGGUAACUGUGAACAGUAUAUUAACUCUGGUGUUCAGUCAGCUAAAACUUUGACCCACCAAUGUUUGAGAUUAAUUUCCCUUUCAGUCAUAACCCUCUUUGAAAAUAGUUCACUGAGGAUGUUUCUGCACCGUCAGUUGUUGCGUAUAGACUGGGAACUACCUGUGAGUCACAAUGUUUAAAAAAAUUACACACUGCAGAGGCUAAACACUCUGUUUGGCUGCAGGCAGGUAUAGAAUCACCUCGUGAGUCAUAGAACUUAAAAUAGAGUGAAUGUUUGAAACAACUGCAUAAAAGUAAGGCACCUGUGACAGACUGAAUCGUAAAAAUACAACCUUAAUGGGCAUUUAAAAGUGAAAUUGAAGCGCUCUGACUUUCCUCAGGUAACUGUUUCGUUAUUGCUCAUAGAUGAGAUGAAAUUCCAGACAAACAAAUUUCUCUUUGGGGAUCAAUAAAGUUCUUGUUUUGUAUUAUAUUGUGUUAUCUGUUCUCACUUGAGCAGUUCUCAAGCUGAUCAGCUUGGAUCGUUACCUGGCAACAGGUUUUGCUUGUCAUCAUGUCGUCAUCACAGCCGGUUUGUACAUUUCCAGCUGUCACUCCACAUGCAUAAGCUCCUUUUCCUUCACUGCUGCCCUAACCAGGUGUGUGCAGCAGGACCCCACUGUGUCUGCCCAUGUUGAUGAUUUGAUAAUGACAUCAUCAAUAAGGCACGUAGCUAAAAACAUCCGUCAUCAUUUGUAUGCUGAUUGCAGUCCAGCCUUUUAGGGCAAUGACUUGCAUCUGUCAACCAUGACAGGGCAUUUGUCUUGAUUUGAUGUUUUUUUUGUCCAAGACCUGAAGCUCAAAACACAAGGAGAAGCACCAGGGGGGAUUGUGGGUAGUCUCGCUGUGAUUGAGCAAAUCGGUGUUACAGCACCCUAUGGCUGGAAAAGCCGGCUGUUUUAAUGCAAUCUGAUGUGAGCUGCUGUGAGAGUCAAACCGUUAUUAAUCUGUCUGUUUCAAUCACAGCCUGAGAAGAGAAGUCCAGGUUGUUUUCAACGCACAGACUGAAUGAACUGUAUGUCUUCCUGCAUAUAAAAAGCGGUCAUAAUUACAGAAAGCAAGGAAAGCAGUUCUAUAACUAAUAAACAACCAGCCUAUUCCAUCAUACUUAUGAACCAGGAGCACAGAUUUGGCAGAAGUUUCCUGAUAGCAUACACUCAGAUGAACGUGAGCAUCCUCGACUCAUCAGCUUUGAUUAGGAUAACACAUUUAAUGCAUGAAGUUAGAUUUGCAAAGAAUUUGUAAUCAAAUGAAACCUGAGAGAGAAGAAAAGUAGACGGUAGAGGAAAACACAAGUGAAGGGAGGAAGUAGACCUCCCCCAACCCCAGCCCUAACAUCCUAUUUCACACCCAUAGAAGCCUCCUGGGCAUGUUUCUGUUCAUAGCUGAUGUGAAACCUGGUCGAGGCCUGAACCGCUCAUGAAAUAUACAUAAAGCAGAUUCUGAUUGAUUUUUGCACUCCCUUAGAUUAAUUAUUUAAAUAAUAAAGCUGAACACAUUCUCAGUAAGAAUGAAAGUGGGCAUCAAUUUUUUCUUCAAAUUAAGUCAAAUUAAUUUAAAACAUCAUGACUCAUGAGGUUAGGAGGUGGCGCAAGUUACUGAAAAAAAAGAAUGACCCAUCCAGUUACCCACACAGGUUCUCAAAACUUCCACUAAAUUAUUGAAACACAUUAUUCUGCUUUAGUUUGAUAUGACAGAAAUAUAACAUAUGACUAACUGGCUGAUCUUAAGGAAGAACACACAGAAAACAGUCACUAUUGAGUAGGGCUGGGUGAUAUGGCCUGAAAUCAAUAUCAGGAUAUAUUGAGCAGUUCACCUCGAUAAUGAUAAAUGGACGAUAACUACUCCACAAGCUGCUCACCCCCUCCCCCAUUAACUCUGUCUACUUCAGCCGCUACAACUUUUGAGCCUUCCUUCUUGAACCUCCAUCUCACCUGUCUUUCCCUCUUUGUUACGGACUGGACGGGGUGGAGUCACGUAUCCGACGUAGGACACAUUUUUUUUUUUUUGUUUAUUUUUUUUUUUGACACCGAAUACAUUGACAUGGGCAAAAUGAUGUUGGUUAUCGCCAUAAAUUUCGGUAUCAGUUAAUUUUCGAUUUAUCGCCCAGCCCAACUAUUCGAGCCCAAUUUUGCUAACACAGUUGAAUACAAGAUCACAGAAUAUACUGAUUAAUGAUGAAUUGGUUUGCUGCUUAUGGCUGACAAUAGCUGCACUAGCACCACUAGCCUUCGGUACCUGUAGCAGGUUGAUAUAAACAUGCUUUUGCUGAUAACACAUUGCUCUAGUGGAACAGUUAUAUGUCAGCUUUUCAGUCCAUAUAUAAUUUUUUCUGUUUGCUUAAAAACAAAAAAAAAAAAAAAAGAAAUGCGAAACUGUGUCACUAUAAACGAUUCUGUCUAUCAGCCGUGCUUGUUUACAUCCAGAUAGGGUGGUAUGACAGUAGCUGUUCACAGGCCCGGCUAUUGGUUGGUGGCAAUUCUGGUCUACAAUACUAAAAUCUGUGAAGUUUUGUUCAACCCGUAGGCUAAAACAUUGCCACUCUUUGAUUUACAUGGUGAGUCUUGGGCUGCCGCCACACUUUCUUUGAGUGUUCAUCUCACAGAAAAGUGCUGGACAGGGUUUGUUGCACUCUGAGGACUUUUUAUGCUCUGUCCCAAAAACUUGUACAAAAAUCAAUAAAAAGGCUUUUGAAUUUUCUGCACCCUCGACCUGGAAUUUAUUAUAGAAUGACCCAAAAACUCAGGAGCUGGUGUCUUCAAAUGUUUUCAAACCUAAAGUGAAAGAAUUUGAAUCAUUCAAGUAAAGGGCAUAUUUCAUUGCAAAGUCUUUGCAAACACAGUAAGAGGUUUACAAUUUGUUUCAGACAUUACAGCAAUAGUGAGAAGAUUUGAAAAUAAGAUGCCGCCACAGUAAGGUUGACUUGUUCCUUCCAUUGCAUUGUUACCUCAGUUGGCCGUGACCAUAACGCGGCUGGUUUUAUGCAGUCAUGUUUGAGUGCAGAGGACGAUAACAACACCAAGAAGAAUCUGAAAACCAAGUUUGUCUCUUGGACAUUGUUAUUGCCCCGCCUUUAUCUGCGGUGUCACAGGUGGGUGGGCUUUCUGAUGGGAGAGAGUAAUGACCCAUCCUUAUCCAACAAAUCACUGCUGCCCACAGAGCAACUUCUGCAGGGGCCAGGGGAGGCGCAGGGAGAGGGGAAAAUGUUUAUCUUGAGCUGCUAGAUAUCAACCAAACUGAAAGAGGUGUUUACCCCUAAGGGCGCUGAUAAAGAUGAUAAUAGUGUAUGUAUGAGUGUGUCUGUGUGUGUAUGAAAAUGAAUUGUUAAGACAUGAUAAAUUUGUGUGUGCAUGUUGUACACACAAACUUUUUGGGCAUUUCUGUGAGCGUUUGUGUGAAUGUGAAAAUGUGUGGCAAUCAAACAGGUCCUGAGGCCAGGAGGAUGAGUCAUGAGGAGCACAUUUGGGAGACUGUGCAAGUUAAAAGCUGAGGCACAUAGCGAGGGCAAGCUGAAAGCAAAGCUUUUGUCUAUAGUCUGUGUACAUAAUCCACUCAGACAAACAGACAUUUGAAUCCUUUACACCUUGAACUCAGAGACCUCUCAGUCUGACCUUUGACGUCUUCUUUUUGUCUUCUUCAAAGUCGGCCAACCCUCAGAGCAGAGAGGAGAGGAUGUAUCAUGGAAAACACUGUACCUGCUCUGAGGGCACCACAAGAGUUUUUUUCCCACUCUUGAAUAUUUACUCUUAAAGUAAACAAAACAACAGCCUGUGUGCUUACAAUCUGAUUUUCUUUGUCUGUCUUCAGGUCAUAUUUUAUGACCCUGCAAUGCCUGGUUGAUCAGCUAAAUGAGGUAAAUAGGGAGUUUAACCUGAAGGCAGAGGUUUUAACUUAGCAGUCAAUUUACAGUAUGUUCCGUCUUUUACUCUGGUUGGUUACUGAGUGAAUCAUCGGUGGCUGGAAUCAGUUUUCCUCUGAAGUGCAGCCUACAUAAGAUAGUAUUACUCCUUCACAUCCAAAGGAGGCAGUUGUGCUGCUUCAUGUUACUGUGAUAAGGAUGCCUCUUGGGCAGACCCCACUUGUAGGAGACCUAAGGGUACUAAGCUUAGAUGCAGAGUUCCCAUACAUCCCAUCUGACUUGGAGGUUGCCUCAGAAUCUCCAGAAUUAGCUCAAAUAGAUCGUCAGUGAGAGAGUAAUCCUGGUCAACUUGUUUGUCCUGCUGCUGAAGGGAGGGAAAUGAGUGAGUGUAUGGAUGGGAUUUGAUAAUAUUUACUGGCCAGCUGAUUGCAGACACUGAUUGGUUGAUCGACCAAACCAAAGAUAGCAGUCUCUAUUUAACUUUGCCAGCUAGUAACAAAAAAGGGCACUGAUAUAUAAGCCAUCAUAGGUUACCUUUGUUUCUGAGAGAUUGAAUCUGGACAGUCUCCAUUGAGCAUAAAGGCAAAUGCUGGCUUGAAAUAGCUGGAACUAGUUCUUAAGCUUAGCUGAGUGAAGUUUAAAGAUGUUCAUUACAUUUACAUGCUGAGAUAUAGCUUGAUCAGAAAAUUCAACCCAUCUUCUGUUCCAUCCGUCCAGUUGGGACCUUCUUCUGGUUGACCUAUUGUGUCAAAUACUAAAAAUAUUGACAAGCAACUUGGUAAGGGGAAAACUGGUUGUAAGUUGGAUGAUGAACACACUAACAGCUUAUUAUCUCUGUACCUUUCAUGCGACUCCAUGCUUUCUUUUCCUUUCUUCCGUUUUACUUCUUGUGUUGAAGUUUAGUUUCUCAUUCAUCUUCCUUCUACAUAUUAGUUCUGCUCAGGAUCAAAGUGCAAUGUACUCUCAGCUUGUUUGGGGCAGAUUGAGGGGUAUGUAUGCGGGAAAAAAUCAAUCCCCAACUGCAUUGUGGAGGUUUGUUUGUUUGAUUUAAAGAAAUUCAACUUGAUGCGAUUUUACUCAGACUGAUUUUCAUGUACUUCAAAACUCCAGUUCAGACUUUUGCAGUGAUCUUUCUAGCAUCACUUUACCAAUGUGACUGUUUACAACAAAAGCAAUAUAUUCCAAGUCUUUUACUGACUGAAUACAAAUAGAAAUGCCAGAGAUUGAACUUUUUAUAGAUCCCCAUAUAGAUCUUAUCUGGUAGUGAAGAUAUAAUGUUUAAGAUGUUACUUUUUGCUACUGGUUGAGCAGCAACAGAGACCAAAUAGAACAGAACUGCAGAAACAUGCAAAUCACAAGAGAGCUUUGGAGAAUCACAAGUUUGAAAUGGCGAGCUUGACAUCUUUGUGACUGUAUACUCUUAAAUUUGUCUACAGGACAAUGAAAAAGGCUUUUGGGGGGCAUUUUGAAUGUAUGACAAUCCACAGUCUCACAGGAGAAGCUUGAUGACAAAAUUCUGGUUCUAUGCACAAAAUUAAGGACCUCUCAUCAAAAAAAUGUGAAUAUUUUGUGUUGAUUAAAAAAUUGAAAGCCAGACAUAAUACAACACCAUAUAGAGGCAGCGAGGGGUAACCUUUCUUGAGGCGUUGUCAUUAGUUCCACCCACAUACUCUGUUCUUGUGUGUACCCAGAGUCCUCCAGCCUUGACUUUUUUCAAAGCUACACCCUCACUGACCUCGGAGAAGGAUUUCCUCUGCUCUCACUUGGGGUUAAUUGUGGUUUUAAAUAUCAGAUUUCCCACAUUAUCAGAGCAUGUUUGGCUCAGUUUAAAGCUGCAAGUGACAAAGCUGGACUGCUUUGUUUCAUGGCCUGUACCAGCUAACCAUACUGCCAUCUAGUGCAUGAGCUACACACUCUAAGUUUGAAUUAUGAUCUGUUGUUGUUCAAGGAUUUAUGGCUCUAGCAGACAAGUGUGUGUGUUUGUGUUAAUGAUUGUCUUUUUGUGCAGCAGAGGUCUGCGUACGCAUCAAUUGUGCAAUGAAGGAGCAUGAUGGAUGACUUCUAUUUCCAUUCUCCAAUAUAUUACCCGCGUAACCGACAUGUUUUCGAGGGAGUCUCAGUUCCAACAUGAACAUCCUUAAGGAAGCACUGUGGGGAGUCCCACACGCCACAGACAGAUGGUGCGAUGCGACACCGAGGUAAUCAGAUUGCUGCCCCCAGCGUGUCAGGCUUGUCAAAGCCGGCGUGGAGAGAUGCUCUACGGUGACAGUGUGUGGUCGGUAGUUCAGUUGCGUCUAUCUUUUUGCUCCAUAUUUGUCAGCUGAUGUGGCAUCCAUGGUGAGAGAUCAAACGAAGAUGAAGAAGGGGAGGGGGAAGGUGGAGAUGGAGGAAAAGAUAAACACACAGGGAGGUGAGAAAGAAGAAAAAAGAGGGGAGUUUCUGUUGGUAUCACUGAGGUUUCUUACCGUAUAACUUCUGCUUUACCCUAAAAUUUGGCAUGCAUGUGUGUGACGUAUUUUUACAUGGGUAGUUUCUCUGCUCUCUGUAUUUUAUUCACACCUCAUACUGAAUGUUCUUUUUGUCAAGCAGUAUUUAGUUUGAGCAAAUAAGUCAUGAAGAGGUUGUGUUUUGGCCUCUCACCGAGGAUUUCAUUAUUUAUGAAUUAAACUAAAAGCCUGUCCUCCAGUUAUGUGAUUUAAUGGCCCUAGGACUUAUUUAGGGAUUUAGUGGAGGAGAAGAAAGGCGAGGAAGACGAAUAAAGGAGAGAAAAGAAGAGCAAAUCCCUCAGAGAAUCCAAAUACAAUGUGUUCUUAUCUUUUAAAAUGUCACCUUCAGUUUUCUGUUGGAAGACACUCUUGGCUCUUGUUACGCUCCUUACCCAGCAUUAAGACAUAUUCAGCCACGGCCACAAAUACCAAAAAGAAAAAUCUGACAACGCAAAACAUGCAAAUCCUUAAUUUAAAAUUACAGUGUGAAGAAAUGGGAAGACAGAAAUGCUCCCUUACUCAUCCGUCUUGUUAGUAAAAGAACGGAGGCCUUUGAGGACAAAAAGCUCAUGUAAUGCAUAUGGCAGCAGGAGACCCAUUUCUUUGUAGAUAUAAAAGCCUCAUUCUGAGUCACCAGAAACAAAACCCUUUUUUUUAUAUUCAGGUGAUUACACACCAAUUUCAACAUUCAUAGAAAUAUCAUUUCUGCCAAGUCUGUUCUGUUAAAUGCCACUAUGUAGUACGACACUGUGUCUUUAAAGGUUACUCUAAUCUUUAUUUGUAUACCUGAAUGCUGGCAAAUUACACAGACAGGCAGGGAACAUGUGGAAUGAAAGAAAUGACGUCCAACAAAGGUUUCCAGCCAGGCAUGCUGCCAUUCAGGGAAUCAAAUUAGUGCCUGCCAGCUGCCAAAUGCAGAGCUAAUGUUGGCUGUAGCAGGUAAAGAUCCCAGGCCAGCUGCCACCAUGGCAGAUAGGUUUCCUCGCAAUGAGUGUGUGUGUGAUUUUUGUUUUUUUUGUAAUUUUAUCAUGCAAUUCAAAUAACCACCUUCUCUUCAUGCUAUGUAAACCUCCACAGUGAAGCAUUGGUAUGAAGCAGUGUAAAUUUCUGUCCAAAGAAGGAUAGCUGCAAUAAUGCAUCUUUGUGGCACUGUUUUCCCACACAACCAUUUCCCUUUUUGAUGGUUUUGCAACUAAAAUGAGAAUAGACAGUCAAUAUAUGGAUGGACCACAGGUAAAAACACUGUGAUUUGAUAACCUUUUAUCUAUUUAGACAAUAGCUAUUGCUCACAUCACAUCUGGCCUCUAUCUUGCUAAUAUUGAGGUUGAGGAGAAAUGCAAAUUGCUAGCAUAUGUUGUGUUGGCUUAGAAAAGGUUGAAUGCUUAUGUUAGCUGUCCAUGAAAAAUAUGUUUUUUUACAUUGUGUGACAUUGAUAGGGGUGGAAGAAAAAAUCGAUACAGCAUACUAUCGAGAUAUUUUGUCUGGUGAUAUAUCGUAUUGUGUUAUUUACCAAGUAUCGUUUUUUUUUUUUUUCAAAUUAAUUGUUAAUAUGAAGUCAAAUCUAUGAUAAUGGAAAAAUAAAAUCAACUGUUUGUCCAGUGAGAUUAGACUCUGUCUCGCUAAUUUACCCACUACUCAAGAAAUGUCUGUCAAGAUGAAUUAGGCAGUGUUACAUUUGGUUGAGGAGAAAUGCGAAUUGUUAGCAUAUGUUGUGUCGGCUUGGAAAAGGUUGAAUGCUAAUGUUAUCUAUCCGUGAAAAAUAUGUUUUUUUACAUUGUGUAACAUUGACCUUUAACCAUUCGACUAGCUGUUGGCGGAAACGUCCAGUUACCUGACAGUGGUGCGUCAGCAUCUUAUGUGAGUGCACUCAGAUACACAGUUGUGGAUACUGAGGUGGAAUAUAAAGAGUAUCUGCAGUUGUUCUGGGUGUUGGGGGUAUAGAGGUUUACAGGCUGUGUGGUUUUACAGCAGCUCCAUAGCAUGGCUCAUUACCCAGCUAAUGAGAGGAGAGGGUGACCCCGCUGACUCGCUCUCGGCUUUUCCACCCCUGGGUGUUUCGGCUCGACUAGCUCAGGGCCUAGACAACCCAACUAAGAGAGUGAGAGAGAGACUUGAGAGUGCAAACAGGUUAGCAUGCAUGACAGUAACCACAGUUGUUUCAGGAAUUUUCAGUUUUACACUUAUUUCACCUUAAAUAAGAAAGUAUCUUGCUGAAAGACGGAAAGCAUGGCGCAGUAGUCCAUGAUCACACAUACACACACUCACACAUGCACAGCUGUUAUCUAGUGGUGUUGCUGAAUGACAGGCUCCGAUGUCUGAAUGGUAAAAUACAGAAGGCUGUACAUAUCCUCCCGCAGGCACUCAAGUGAGUGUGUGUGGGCAGCAGCUACGUAGGCGGCUGCUCAUCAGUUCCUCAUUGUUCUGUUUGCUCCUCUCACAGAUAUUCAUACUUUUUUCUAAGCAUGCCUUUGAGGCCCUUUUACCGAGAGCACCGAGGGAAUUGAUCUGAGAGUUUAGUGGAAUUAGAGAGAUGAAACGAGUGUUCACCAGCUUAUCUGAGUCAACAACCAGUGUUUGUGCUUUUUAUGCCAAAAAGAACAAAUGACUCGAAUGCUUUAAACAUUUAGGCUGUUGUUGUUUUUACUGACAUAUCAGUGAUUACAAGGAUAAUUUUGAACUUUUCCCUCUUUGCUGUUAAGCUAAAGUGAGGGAUCUGUUAGCUCAAUGCCUGUCAGCUCAGAGGUGUAUGGUAAUAUAAGGGUUCUUUACUGCAGAGUAUCAAUAUCAUCAAUACAGCUUUAAGUGUGGCUUGAGUAUCAGCUAAUAGACUAUUCUCCUGGAUGGAUAUGAUACCAACAAGGAUUCACUCCCCACAGUUUAUUUUAUUUUUCCCCUAUUUUUUCUUCCCUGGCAGACCCUAAAAAAGAAACACUGUCAUCUAUUUUUGAAGAGCUGCAAGAACCAACUAAUUUGGCUUGAAUGACACAUUUUCUCGUUGUUGAACUCAAAUCUAAACUCUCUCUUGGCCGCUAGUCUAAAGAUAAGAAAAUACUCUUUCAACGGUCAAAAUUGAGCACAGUUAAUUGACAUGGCUGAGCAUAUAAGUUGUGUCCCAAUUUAGGGGCUGCAGCCUUCAAAGGAUGCAUUUGACGAGUGAGCGUGUUACAGUGGUGAGUCGAAGGCUGCUCCAUUUCGAGGGCUUCUCCAAAUGCUGCCAUCAAAUGUGUCCUAUUUUUCCCGGGCCUUGAAAGCAGCAUCAGGUGCUUCCUUCGCAGCCUCACUUAUCCUCUGAUUCUGCUGAGCGAUACACUGUGAAGUAAAAGUACAUGGUUUUAACUUAAAAAACUAUACAAAUGUUAUAAAAGACAGACAUAUUACAAUUUGAAUUUAUCAGAAACGUUGGCGAUAGUGUUCAACUUCUGUGAUGCUAACUGCAUUAGCUACUUAGCUGGGUAGCCCUCUGUUUCGAGGUAAUACGAGCGGCACUACGAGAUGCACGCAAUUCUCAGAGGGUUAAUCUGUCUUAAUUCAGAGUUUAGUCAUUCAGAUGAGUCAACGCAAACAUUGUGUUAUGUUGUGUGUUCUGUAGCUCUGUGGUCUUGUCCUGAUUUCCUGGUUUAAUUUGUAUUUUUACCUUGUGCUGUAUGUCUUUCUUGAAUUCUCUCAUAGGUUAGAUUACGUUAUUCUUGCAUCACAUUUACAGUAUGUUGUUGUGUCCUGUAUCAUGUUCCUAGUGUUUCUGUUUUUGCCUAAUUUGUCAAGUCUAGUUUCACUUCCUGUGUUUUCCCUCCUUUUUAAAGCACCCUGAUUGGUUUCACCCAUCACAACUAAGCUGAUAGCAUUUUACAAAAAGAAAUACCCAAUGAUCUUUGGUGGACACAGAGUAUUAAUAGAGGCUAGCCAUCAUGUUGCUAACGUUGGCUCAGUUAGUAUAAGUGCUUUUGGUAUUUUGAGGCCAGGGUUCUUUUAGUGAACUAAAGCAGGCCCCCUCAUACUGAUCGCAAUAAUUUCACAUUCAUACAAGGCUAGCAAUAGGUGUAAAUAAUGCAAAUUAUGUUUUUCUUUGUUUUUCUCAAUGGUAUACAAUACAAGAGAUACUCAAUGUGGGCUAAUACUGCAGCCAUAAUCGUUAAGAAACUUCUGAAGCAUAAUGCACAUUUGGUAAUAUAGUCCUUGUCAUGCUAUCAGUGUAGUGCAGCCUGUGUGUCUUAACUAGUCCUGCAGCUGUAUUAAAGCUGCUAUAAUAACCACAAUAGCUUGUGUAGUGCCAUAAUGAGUGUAUGAAGGUAAAUGUAUUAGUAAGUGUUAUUAUAAAAGGGUUUGUCCCUUUAAAAGAGUUUUGUUCACUUCUUUUAAAGGCAUUUCAUCCCAGCUAGUUUUCACUCCUCCAUCAUAUUAGACUCCUCAGCAGCUUGUCUGAGACCAUUUUAACUCAGACCACUUUAUCUCCUCCCAUGCUCUCGCUGAAUAAUAGCUAUGACCGAAUUUGGUCUAAUGCUAAUGGCCGGCAUUAGCUUUUUUUCUUCCCUCCUUGGGUGCUGGUCAGGAAAUCUGUGGAAAUCCCAGACAGAAAGCUCCCCAGCUCAGCCGAGCCUGAAAUUGGCUUGAAUGGAGGGGGAAGCAGCAGCAGGUCACCUGAAUGGGUCUCAAGGCAAAACACAUUAGUCUCGGCUCCAUUGUUACACCAGCAUACACUAAAUCUCCUCUGUGUCAAGUCAGGCAAUACUUUUGAUUUAUCAGCCAUUGACUCUGACAUAAAGAGAACACUGAGACAUUUUCUCCUGCUCAGACAGGUGGAGAUGGACAGAAGAAAGGUUCAAUUAUGUUUCUCACAGACACAAACAGGCACUUCAUAUUAGUAUUUACUGAAAUAACACAUUUUGGCCAAAUAGCAACGUUGUUUUAUUUUAAAGGAGCUGGUGUCCAAUUAAAAGUUCUCAAAUGUACUCUCUACAUUCCAUUUAAAUGUCCGAGUACUCUUCUGAGAAAAUCUUAAGUUUUAUCAUUAGCUCCGACAAUUUUUUCAUCUUUAUUCACAAGAUAGUUUGUCUUUAACUGUUAUGCAGGUAUUUGGUACUAGAUUUUUACAGGGCUCAAUGAUAUCAGUACCUCGCACAUAAGGUCCAUUUCCAAUGUAUGAACCAUAGACUGUAUAUAGAAUGGACGCCGUCUGCCUCCUCGGUGGGUGAAGCCACUCUGAUUACAGCACCCUCUGGUGACGGGCAGUGUAGGUCAUAAGUCCCGCCUCCGCCAGCAAAGCUUAUGGAGCUGUGGACAAACUUUAGAAAUUUAUUACACAGAACAUAAAUUUUUCUCCCCCCUGUUUGUGAUGUUGACAUGUAGUUACUGUAAGACUGGUUUGUGCUCAAGUCCUCUUUUUUCUGUACAGCUCCAUUUUUAAAAGUUAUUAGGGGUUCAAGUUUUCAAUGAUUGACACUUGAUACAGCCUAUGGUUUGUAUGAAGAUUGCGUAGCUCACCCGAGAGGUACGCUGUUUGAGCCGAGCGUCAUCACAGCGACUCUCGGCGUCUCUCCCGCGGAAUGUGUACAACACUACUGCGCAAUAUUGGAACCAAGUUGUCCAUAGUAGAUACAGUCUAUGGUAGGAACUUUCUCCAGGGAUCAGGAACUUUAGCGGGAUGUCAGAGCAUCAGAGACCAAAGUCUAAUUAUGGUGAAAGAUAAAGCUCCCAAAAAGGCCCUUAGAGGUUGGACUCCUCAACCUAACAUUAAGACCUCACUUAAUUUGCCUCAUGUUUACACAUCCCAAGGCUUUGAUAGACAAUAGCAAGAUAAAGGAACCUUUGUGUACCAUGAAGAGAGGUUCCUGGAACUUAAAGUUAGGAUCCCGUGUCGCCAUAUUCAUAACCCAAAUCCGGUUAAUCACCCAGCUCUUGCUGAUGUUGCCAACAAUCCAACCCUUAUUUUUUAUGCUUCACAACAUCUCUUCAGACACCAAUGGGUGAUGUAACAGGGACUGCAGGAACUGUGAAAUACAUACUGUGGUGGAAAUAUGCUGCAAGCCCCGUGCAUUUACAGCCGUAAAUGUGUACACACUAUGAAUAAUAAUCUUGUGUAUUUGUUGGAGAAAGUCAUUCCUCUUCUCUGAAACAGUAACAUGUAAAACCAAUAAUCAUUAGAGAAUAGAUUUUGCUAGUAAGUGCUCUUUUCCUUAGCUCCUCCAUGUCCAUGUCUGCCUUAUUGAUCCUUUCUAUCGACCUGACAGAAAGCCCUAUGUGUUAGCACAUACAGAUAAUAGUGAUUUAUAGCAGCUUACCAGUGAAUCCCCUCAAACCCUUCACAGAUAAGCCUUACACAGUGUCAGUGCAAAGAAAACUGUUAUUUUAGUGGUGUAUCCAUGUUCUUACGCCGACCUCUUCUAAUUUAUUUUCUAUGUUUUAAGGCCUCACAGCACUUCUUCUAAUAAAAAAUGUCUCAUUGUUUCAUGGUGGAGUGGAUUCUGAUUCGCUUUCUGGGGGUAAAUUGAAAUUAAAUUCAGUGCUAUCUAAUUUAUUUUCACAGUGGGUGGGUCCCCAGAUGCAGCACAUCAGUAAAUAAACAAACACGUGAAUUGAAGGGCACAAACAAGCGUGUAACUCACAGUAGUCAUCUUUAACAAUAAAAAAGAAUAAAAAAGUUAACCUCUUUCUAUGCAGCUACUUAUUUUUCUGGAAGUAAGGAGUGAAGGCGAGGAGGCAGUGAACAGAAGCUGAUACUGAGAUCUAGUGACCGGGCAGCCUUGUGUGAAGAAUGUAGACCGACGUGCUCUUUGAAGGAAGGAGCAGACAUUUCAGAGAGCUAAAAAGGAGCAAUUCACAGAAGGACAAUAGACAGAGAAGAGAAACUUUAGCUGUAAUAGGACACUGCUUGCAGUUAAGGGCGCAGCGCCUCGUCUAAACUGUACAUCUCGCUGAGUUGGCCCAAUUGAUUAGGACCAUUGGGAGCAGUACAGCCCAUAUUAAUUCCUCACUGUGUGUGUGUGUGUGUGCAUGCUUGUUUGUGGAUUUUUUGUUUGCGUGUGUUUUGCUUGCAGGGAAUUUCAGCAAGUAAAUGUAAAGUUACUGUAGAAGAUGACUGCAGCACUUUUCUACAAGUUUCACCAAGAGAGCUGCAGCACAAAAAGAAAAAGCUGACCAAAUUUUGAUUCUUAUUUCCAAGCAAUUUUGUAAAAGAUGGUGUCUGUUUGUCAUUACAUCUUAAAAAGCUUUGUCUUCUGCUUGUUUUCCAUACAUUUCUGUCUGUCUGUCUUUUGCUUGUUCUAGCUUCAUGCUCUGUUUCACUCCAUCUCUCCAUCUUGUGUCUAUCUUGGGAUUCAGAUUAUAGACAGAAAGCCUAGGCAAGCAAAUACUGGUGCAUAACUCUGUCUUCACAGCAUGCCACUCACCACUCAACCCACUCAGGGUAAAAAAGCCGCUCCUUUAUUUUAGUCUUGUUUGAGAAAGAAAAUGGAUAGACAGAUUUCCAUUCCCUCCUUUGUCAGGUCUCUUCCUCUACCGGCUGUUAUCCCUCAAACACGAGAGGCUGUUCCAAUCAUUCAGGCGUGCUCACAGACAGAAAUACCAAUGCACAAGGACAGGGGUUUGCAUUGCAAGACAGACAAACGUUCAGAUAGCAUGACUGACGGAGAAACAUUCAGCGAGCCCAGUCAAUAUGUUUCACAGCGGUUUCCCUGCUCUGCAUGAUAAGCUGCCACUCACCAUCGCUCCAAAUGCAGUUCACUUUCCAGGCCUUAAUCUGCAAUGCAUCAGGGGUUAUCUCCAGGCACCCAGACAGAGAAUACCUGCAAGGGAAUUUCAAUCAGCCUCCCUCAUAUGUAAUUAAAUGGAAAUAAUUGGUUCCAUUUCCCUUUGUCAUCUUUUUAUUUCACCAACCUGCAGCCUGCUCACAUGCAUUUUUCUAAGUGUCUUUGCCUCUUUUCUUUUUCUCCAUGAACCACUCCAAAAUAAUCUUUUCUUUUUCUUUUGUUGCUUUCUUCAUUCUUUUUCUAAAAGUAAGUGGGAUCUUGUGUUAAAUGUGGUAUAUGUAGUGUCCGUAUGUGUGUGUCGUAGGUAAGUGUGUUGCUGCCAUCAUCAGGCAGAAAUACAAAGCUGCAUUUAUGAGACCUUUCUCUUGCAAAACCUGGCUCAUUCACUGCCUUUUUUCUCCUGAAACACCAGAGGCUACCUUAUCCAGCUCUCAGAGAAACCCUUAACUUUCCUCACCCAAACUGCUGUAACAGUGUCCUUCUUUCCCUUUAAAAAUCUCAUUUUAUUCUCCCUCUUCUUUACUCUCAUCCUGUGGGUGACUCCUUCCCUUUACUGUACCUCAUAUCUCACUUCUCUUCUGUGCCUAAUCUGGAUUUUAAACUCACUUCUGUCAGCUCAAGCAAAGUGAAGCCAACGCUGACACCAAAGAGAAGCUCCCCCUGCGACUCCGGAUCUUUGAGAAGUUCCCCAACAGGCCUCAGAUGGUGAAGAUCUCCAAGCUCCCGUCUGACUUCACAGUGCCCAGGAUCAGGUAAACAGUUCAUUCAAACAGCGUUCAUUUUGUAGAUAUGCAUACAAAUCUAGAUGUCUGUCAUAACACAAUAAAGUGCAGUUGUGCGAUCAGCAUGAAACGAUUUGAACUGAGUGAGAGACAUUUUGGUCAAAAUGUGAGAGGUAUUUUUGAAAGAAAGAGAAUAACAAAUGAGUCAUUAGGGUGUGCAACAGUACCAAAAUACACUAUAUCAAGAGUCAAGCAUGGGUAAUAAAGAGUAUUAAAACAGCACAUUAACAGAGUGUACAGAUUGUUUUACCUGUAACUGUUGCCCGUAUAUGUACAGCGUAUAAGGUAUGAAGUAGAAAAGGAUUUUAGACCUGCUCCUCUCAUAGCUAACCAUUGAUAUUUUAAACAAAGUGUUUUUUUUGCUCUGAGGCAGCAGUGAAGAUUUAACUGUGCCAAAAGAAUGAAGCACAGUCAGAGAAAAACACUUAAAGCUUCAGUGGGUAAUGUUAUUUGAUUAGUUUUGGUUAAAGGUCCUGUGAGGAGUUUGACUGUUUCUAGAGAGUAUAUAUUUGAAAUCUGAAACCUCUCCUGCUAGGCAGUUUGUCCGAGGCAGUGAUUGAUGACAUGCUGCAACAUGAAGCUGCUAUUUUUUCAUUCUUUUUACAUCUGUGCAGCAAAGAUACUUGGUGAGUGAAACUUUUCAGUGUUACAAGAGAGCAGGGAAAAAUUCUUCUCUGUGAAACAUCACAACUCACAUAUGUAGGAGACUAUCAGCAAGCUGCCCAUUCCACAGGGGGUACCUCAAAUGAUUCAAACCAUAAGUUCCUGCCAGGAGCUUCAAAAUGUGAUAAUUUUAUAUCACAGACAGUGUUUCACUUUUAUGUCAUUUAAAGCUCCUGUGAGGAACUUUUGGUUUGAGUCAAUUUGUGUACGAGGCAGUUUGUGCUUACUUUGUCAGGCUUAUCCUUUAGUCUCACCCUGACUCUGACAGUCAAAUGUAUCAUUCAAUGUGAUUUUUUUUUUGUGUGUGUGUGUGGAAAUGGUACGCAACAGGGACACUUUUUUGCUCCUCUGCUGACACCAAUGCCUCACAUCACUUUCAGGCAUGCAAAAUAGCAAUAUCAAAUCAUCUAUCUUGUUGCUGCUGGUCGUAUUUGCUUUAGAUGUCAUGAAAAGACACCAGUAUACAUUUUAGUCAUAACAUCAAAAACUCCUCACUGGAGCUUUAAGUACAGUUAGGUCUGAUUUAUGUCUUUGAGUCAACAGCUUGAGAGAGACAAGAAAUAUUGAGACAGAGAGAGAGAAAGAGAGAGAGAGAAAGAGAGAGAGAGAGAGGGUAAUGACAUGCACUAAACCAUGCCAGGACAGAGAAUCAAUUCCUCAACAAGUAAGUACGAUGUGGACCACAGUGGCACCCAGUCCACCAGCUGAGCUGAACUGACACUCUCUUCUGGGGUAUGCACUGAUGGGCUUUUAGUGCGUCUGUCCCCUGAGUCCAAUAUAACUGUCUGAAUGGGAGUAACACCAGUUGGCAUGUUUGGAGCAUCAUUCAGUGGGACAGGCUUGGAGGAGGGUUAAGAGGCAUCAGAGGCAGAGGGAUAUUUUAUCAAGACGUUCACUUUACAUACUGAUGUUUUAAUACUACAUGUAUUUUUUAAAUGCAUAUUGAUCCAAAGUCUGUUGUACCACUAAGAAUCUAUCAAAGUAGAUGAUCUCAAGCUAUUACAGUUAGAUUGUUAAAAUUCAUGAUGUGAAAACGGUGUAUUUAUUUAAAGAAUCCUUUGGGAUGUACAAAAGAAUCCAAUUAUUUAUGAUUUAUGGACCAAAAACAGCACUUCUUUGAACAAAAGGCACAAACUUGUCUGUAAAAUGAGAAACCGUUUCCACUGUACUCAUAAAGACUUUGAACAGAAAAUCAAUGGAAGAAACAAAACAAUUGAACAUGGAGCAGCAAUUAUCUUUAACCCUUUCAGAGCUGGCACCAUUUGACAAACACUUUCCUCUGCAGUGACAUGAUGUGAUUGAUUGAAUAAAUGAAUAAAGACAAGUCAUUUUUGCUGCUAUAAUAGAUAAUUAUGAUUAGUAUCCUGUAAGGACUCCUUUUGUGUCUCCUUCAUUUUUUAGCAGGAGAGACUUACUGUGUCCAACAAAGUAGAGCCCAUAAUCAGUUUAAUCAUUUAGUUGCUGAUUAGUGCACAGCGAGGUACUUCACUCCCCCAGAAUUCCCCCUCCUCUGCAGCCCAUCUGCCGGGCCACUGCAGCAAGAGCCUCCCCUGACAUACUUUGCAGCAAGAAUAAUGCACCAAGAUGGUUUGGCAAGAUGAUCCAACUGUCGGCACUUCUAAUUUCUUUUAACACUUGGUUUAUUUCUGUUGGGAAGCAUGCAUUUUUAUUCAUUGCGUUGUAUGUGUGUAUAUUUUUUGUGGUGUCCUCUAGGGAGAGCUUUAUGAAGCAGUUCAUUGAUCGACAGCAGCAGGACACCAGCUGUUUGUUCCGGCGUCUCCCCUCUGCAUCAUCCUCCUCCUGUGACCACUCUAAACGCUCAGCCAUCGAAGACAACAAGUACAUCGACCAAAAGGUACUUUAAGGCACUUACGCUCUCUCUCACUAACACAAACAGAAAGUGGACAGGUUCUUGAUUAUUUGUUCUCAUCAGUUUAUGACUGAACACUGUUUACAGACACACCAUCUUUUUUCAUGAAAUCUAACUGAGAUUAUGGACAGUGUACCUCCCUUUCCUCUGUCAUCUGCACUGCUUUAAUUGCCACAUGCUGAGGUAAAGGCUAGUAAGCCAGCCAAUCACUGGGAUUCCAUUAAAGGUGGGGUAGGCAGGAUCUGAGGAAGUGCCAGUUUUUGGGAGAAAUCUUGAAUGUAAACACUACCCCUCCCAACCAGUUUUCCCCUCAGCUCCUCCUCUCCCCUCCGUCUCUGCUCCAGCAGACGCAAACAGAUGCUCCCUCUUGCUCGUACUGUUGCAGUUAAAUUCAAAUAUAAUGCAGAUAAAUACCUAAGAUAAUUACAAAUGGGGCCCAGUCAAUGUUAAAGUAAAAAGCAGUAGUGUUACUGUAGAUGCCAACAGACUACCAGCAAACACAAUGUUUGCAGGACGGCUACAACUAGAAUAAAGUGACAUACUCCAGGACCCAGGGUAAACAGUUAAGGUGCGCUACAGCAUGCAGCAGAUCCCAUUUUACAAGAAACACCUCUGUUACAGACAACGGGCUUACUUUGUUAAAGCAAUUUAUCUGUCUAGCAGGAGGUUACAGGGUCCGUAAGAUCCUGAAGCGUCCCCUAUCUACCCGGCUUUUUAGCUCCUGUCUGGUCUACCUCCAUUUUAGGCACCCGUUAUUCCGGCAAAGUCUCUGGUAUUUACUUCAUUUUCUUGCUUGUGUUGGCAGUCGUGGUCAAAGGAGGAUUCAGACCGUUUUCUGUACUUUCUGGUUGGUUUCUACUGUCUGAUAUUGUUGUACGCUAACUUUGUAUCGGGAGCAGCGUCCACCUCACAACCAAACUGGUUGGGGAAGGCAGGGAAUGGCUUUGUUUACAGUCAGAAAGAGCGGGCCACUCAAAAAAUGUAAAAUGUUGACUACACAGAUAUAACAGAACACUGCGACACCGUUAUAUUAGCAAGCGUCAUCAAUAACUAAUAGCUAUUGACUGAUAUUUAAAACUUUUUUGUAUAUACACCACGAAAAAAGAUGUUUCUUUAGCGGAAUCCUGCCUACCCAGCCUUUAAAACCAGGACUGCUUGGUCCACUUGAAACUAAUCCUGGUCUAAUCCUUCAAACAGUUCAGUACAUUUUGAGCAGUGUGAAAGUUAUUCCAGCUCUACUGCAGAGCUAUGGUAGUUAGUUUGAGGUGUUAAGCAAAGUGGACCAACUUACUGAAUUUUUUAAAGAGACGGAUCAUGAACAUAUUUAAACAAUCCAAGUUAAAACAAUCUGUUUAAUUUGUGUUUGAUGAAGUGAGCUCUGUUGGAUAAGGUUUUAACUCAUGAACUCACACUUUUGCCUCUUUCAGCUUCGCAGGUCUAUAUUCAGCAUCAGAGCUCGAAACCUACUAGAAAAAGAAACUACUAUCAAUAAAAUACUACGGUAAGAACAUGGCCACACUUAAGUAGGCACUUGUUUUGUAAUAUGCAAGUAAAACUGAGCGUAAUUGGGUUGAAUUGUGUUUCUCUUUUUACUUUUAGCGACAAAUAGCCCAGUUUAAAGCCGCAUGUGUCGGCACGUGGAGACUGCAACUUCACACAGCUCCUCAUUUAUGACCCUCAGUUGUUUGUGUUCUUUUAUUAUUAAUCAGGACAUCAUAAGAUUUGGGAUUGACACCAUCCUUGGAGACCUCAGCUAGAUGUGUUUAAUAUGCAUCAUCCAGAGUCAUGAAACACAUGCCAGCCUUUGUGUGGGUGAAAGCAAUAACGUGUGUGCAUAUUAGAUGAAGCUCUCCUGCAACAGCACUCAUACAUAUUGUUGUUUCUCUCUCUCUCUCAAACACACACACGCACACACAGACCCACUUCAGAGUCAUUUACUGUCACGGUGAGGUAAAUGGAUAAUUUGCUGUUCAGCAUGGCAGAGCUGGCACUAAGUGUAGAUUAGCUCGCCGGCACCAUGUCCAAUCUACCCCCCCUUCCCCCCGCUACUCCCCCUGUCUCUUAUUCAGUCAGUCUGAAAGAUAGACAGCGCAUCAGUAGUCAUAACACGUUCUGUCUGGCUCGCCGUUUGCCACACAAACACACAAUUGGGCCCACAAUCACACCUACACAGCCUAACACACACACACACACACACAUGCGCGGGCACUCAUGUAUGCUUACUUACUGCCAAUAAACAAGUAAUCACCCAGAGUCUCUCUAAUGAUUAAAGUACACACGCUGCUUGUGCCCACAGUGUCAUUAGCUCUGUUCUGGUACAUGACUCUGCUGUAGCCGGGACACACAGGGAUGCCCGCACACACACACUGACACAAAUACACACACUAACUAAUGGAAUGAUUGGAUCCUGACAGCCAGCUUCACCUCUCUUUGAGGUCAGAACGAGGAAAGACAAAUACAGCCUGUUUUUCAUAAACACGGUCCAGAUCCGUCUGCGUUCAGAUUACACCCUUAUAUUUUUCAUUAUACUGAUUAUAAAGAGAGAAAAAAAAGGUUUAUGUGUUUGUUUGUUUGUUUUUACAGAGCGUGUACCAGACAGCGCAUGCUAAGUGGUUCCUUUGAAGGCCAGCCAGCGAAAGAGCGCUCCAUACUCAGCGUGCAGCAUCACAUACGACAGGAGCGCAGGUCUGACAACAAUUAAACACGAGUACGAGAUAAUGCAACUUCUCUACCUCGAGAGUGGUUACUAUCUGCUUUUCGUUUCCACAGAUCCCUGAGACAUGGCUCCACCAGUCAGAGGAUCAGCAGAGGGAAGUCUCUGGAGACGCUCACCCAGGAUGUAAGAAUAUACACACAGAAACAAAAUGGGGGUCUUAAAUCUUUUAGGGGUCGGAAUCACUAGUGGCUCCACGAUACGAUGUUAUCACAAUACUUGGGCCACGAUACGAUAUUAUUGCGAUUUUUAACAUUUUGCAAUACAGUGAGUAUUGCGAUGCAAUUUUGCGAUUUAUAUUAUUUUUUCAACUGUUUAGCUAAUUUAGCAUUUGGCUUUCCUUCAUGUUUGUCGUAUUUACGCUGUAUUUUAUUUUCAUGUUGUACAGAUUUGUUGCACUGACUUUUUCCUGCUCUAUGAUGUCACCUCUGCCAACCUCACUGGACAAACAAUAGAUUUUCCGUUAUCAUAGAUUUGACUUCAUAUUAACAAUUAGUUUAAAAAAUCGAUACUUGGUAAAUGAGACGAUACUAUGUAUCACCAGACUAAAUAUUGCGAUACUACGUGUAUUGAUUUUUUUUUCCAUCCCUAGUAUCCUUAGAAAAUGGCUGUUUAAACUCUACCAGCAAGGUUUACUUUGUUUGAGUAUCUGCCGUAACAGGUGAUGAUUGAAAUUGGUGGGAGGAAAAAUGAAUAGUAAUGUCCUCUUUUAAACAGCAGAGGGCGUUAUCUUUCUUUGACUUCAGUUCAACAUCGCUACAUCUCAUACGUCUGUAGCCAAACAAAGGGGUACAAACAAAACAUCAGCAAGUGAAGAUUUUGCAGUUUAGGAUGCCCCGCCUGAGCCUCCUACACAUAUUGAUACCAGGACAGUAUUUUUAUUGAUAUAUUGUUAUUGUUAUUGAUAAACCAGGGGGUGCUCUCUCUUUCUCAACUCCUAGCAUGGGUGUUCCUGGUAGUGUCUCUUUAACACUCCCAUACCUGUUCACUUUGGUGAAAGUGUUUGUGUCCUUUCAAAAUAAAAGCUAGUCAAUCAUCAUAGCAGUCAAUCAAUACAUUUUCAAAUUGUUUCACUGUUUACUCUUAAAGUAUCUAGACUCUAGAUACUUUAAGAGUUAACAGUGAAACAAUUUCUAGAUUAUAGAGCAAUAAAUAGAUAAACCUUAAAAUCAAACUUUCCUAACUUUAUUGUCUUGUCUCUUUCCCAAGCAUUCCAGCACAGUGCGUUAUCGUAACGCACAGAGAGAAGACAGUGAGAUCAAGAUGAUCCAAGAGAAGAAGGAACAGGCGGAGAUGAAAAGGUAUGAUCACACAUGUGCGCCCAACAUCAGCCAAGAAGGUAGCCUUCAGUCCUCGUUUUAUGGUAGAUGUUUGGUGUGAUUUUUUGUCCAUAUCUCUGUUCCUUUAACUGAUCAGAAAAGUUCAGGAGGAGGAACUGAGAGAAAACCAUCCUUAUUUCGACAAGCCUCUCUUCAUUGUGGGCCGGGAGCACCGCUUCAGAAACUUCUGCAGGAUGAUUGUUAGGGCUCGCUUCAAUGCGUAAGUUGGUCUUGUUAGAUGGUAGUCUGUCUGAAUAUGUAUUUUUACUCUCAUGUAUCUCUGAGUGGCCUUCAGCAUUCAAUAACUAUGUAAAAAAACAAGCCACAUUUAUUUUUUUAUUACACCUGUCCAUAAUAUUUUCUUACAAACCUCCAGUCCCUCUAAAAACCCUUUUCUUUGUAUGAAUUCAUGUCCAGAUCCAAAACUGACCCCAUCACAGGAGCUGUGAAGAACACCAAAUACCACCAGCUGUAGUAAGUGUGAUGAAUUAUUGAUUCCUUCAUUCUCUAUUGAUCUCUUGGUUCUACAUGAGUGAAAUCCUCAUUAAUCCUGUAGCCAAAUGAUGUGUCUGUUGUCCUCCUCUAAAAAACAGUGGUGAGGAUUGAAAAUAGUGAAAGUGAAGAGCUGCGAAAUAGAUCUCACCCAUUAUGCAACCUGAUUGUAAUUCAGCCGAGCACAGGGGCUUAUUAUUAAAGUGAGAAAAAGUCCUUUUGUAUCAGGUAUCGCUGCAGCCAGGGGAUUUUUUUUACUGACUUCCCGCUGUAGAAAAGAUUGCUCUGCAUGCACAGAGACACACAAUUUAAUUCACUUUCACUCUCUGAUACCUCUCCUCACAUAUCCUCCUCUCACUUUGUCUGCCUCCCCCUCUUUCUCUUGAAUUAUCCUUGAGUAUGUGCUGCUUUGCAAGCCAAAUAUCUCCUAUGACCCACUUAAACCAAACAUGGUACUUUUCUCUGUGGAUUUAUUAAAAAAAAAUGUUCUCACGUGGCUCUGCAGUGAUCUUCUGGGCCUCGUCACCUACCUGGACUGGGUUAUGAUCGUGGUUACCAUCUGCUCCUGCAUCUCUAUGAUGUUUGAAUCACCUUUCACCCGGGUCAUGCAUGUUCCCACUCUGCAGGUAUUUUAAAAUAGUUUCAUGCUGAAGGAAUGCUGAGCGAGCAGAUGCACGAUGGCACAGGUGCAGCUAAUGCUCGUCCCCUCUGUUGCAGAUCGGGGAGUACGUGUUUGUGAUCUUCAUGAGCAUCGAGCUCAACCUGAAGAUCAUGGCGGACGGUCUGUUCUUCACCCCCACAGCUGUCAUCAGAGACUUCGGAGGAGUUAUGGACAUCUUUAUCUAUCUAGUGAGGAACCUGGUCAUAUAAAUACUGUUUAUUUAAUCAUAGUUUAAUGUAUAACUACAACAAAUUCACCUUUCUCCUUCUUCUCUCUUAGUGCUCAAGCAAACUCCUAACCAGGCCACACAUUAGCACAAAAUCAUGGAUUUAAUAGCUCUUAAUGGCUCUUUCUAGCUUAAUAAGAGCCAUUAAGUUAUUAUGAAAUUCAUUUCAUAGAGUUAGUUUUAAUUAUCCAUUUCAAUAAUUGAUUACAAAAUGUUCCGAACUGCAGUCCUAAUUCAAUAAAGUGAGUUGUUGUUGCAGAAAGGAGAGUAUGUCAACAACUCCUGAGGCUAGAUUUCUUGGUAAUAAAAAACAAACUUUUGUUCAGGUGAAGAAAUGCAGCCUGAUGCAGCAGAGGCAGAAACAUAAGCAAGUUUAAUUAAAGCCAGUCUUGUUUUUUUCCCUUUCUUUGCCUCUUUGUUUUGAUUUAAUAUUUGAAUCAGCUUCAGUGCCAUAUCGAGUCUAUUAGCAUGAAACUGAAGACAUAACAGCCGUGCCUCCAUCAGUGACAUUCCUGUAUCUGUUACUCAGUAGUAUUGAUAGUAAUGUGACCUGACUGAAUUUCCUCUCUAGGUGAGUCUGAUCUUUCUGUGCUGGCUGCCUCCUGACGUCCCUCCUGAGUCUGGGGCUCAGCUGCUGAUGAUGCUGCGCUGCCUGCGUCCGCUCAGGAUCUUCAAGCUGGUUCCCCAGAUGAGGAAGGUGGUGCGGGAGGUCCUCAAAGGGUUCAAGGAGAUUUUCCUGGUUAGUGGUCAAUCAUUAGAGCCUGUGCAAAAGAGAAUUUCCAAGUUUAUCCCACUUUUUUCUGGGUUCAAAAUUGCAGACAUCUGAUAUGAUUGCUGACCUUAUGAUAGGGAUAAAAUAUAGCAGGGGUGCUCAUAAGAAAACACUGUAAAUGGCAACUUGAAGAGGCAGUAUAAAGAAUUAUUACAUUUCACAUAGAAUGCCAAAAUGUUGUCAAGUAAUCAAACCUGACAUAUCAGUCAUUUACCCCGCUCAGUUUCUGCUCAUGUUUGAUUGGCUGUUGUGACAUGUUUCAAAUUUAGCUGGUUUUCACAUUUCAAAGUAUUGAUUUUUUUUCACAUUAUAAACUAUUUAUUUCUUCACCACAUUGGAACUGAAGAGGGAACUCAAAUAAGCACAUUAGAUUUGUGUUUGCUACUAUUAACAGAUGCCCUAGGCAAAAAUGUAAACAUGCAUUGACAGAGUUUUUCUCAUUACUUUUCAGUAAACCUCCAAGCACUAAAUUAAUGUGAUUGGAUAAAGUAAUAUUAGGUUCUAGGAUGGUCAUUUGAUUUUGUUUUCUGAUCUGGCAGGUUGUGAUUUGUGUAAUUUCCACCUUGUUGCUUUAAAAUGUUAAAUAGAGUUUAGGUAGACUGAUUGUGUUUCAAUUUAACAUGUUUUGAGAAACAGUUGUGAGAGAACAGAGAUGUGCUACAAACCCUGGCGUGCUCAGGGAAAAGGUGAACGAUGAAGUAUUCAUGAUUUAUAGUACACUGCUUAUAAACCAUGCAAAAAUACAAGCAGGAUUUGUGCACUGACGCAUCUUAUUCCCCUUUCUGCCAACCUUUUGCCUUUUCUAUCUUGGGUUUUAUGACAUUACGGGGAGCUUGCAGCAGUUAGUGAUUCUCCCUGUGUCUGAGCCGAGGUCUCUACAUCCACUGCAGUCUGACACCCUCAGCUCGCUCUGUAAUCUCUCAGGCUCGGAUUAUGUUGAACUGUGUGCCUUUAAACUCCUGAUUGAUUCUCUUGCAGGUUUCCAUUCUGCUCCUCACACUAAUGCUGGUGUUCGCAAGCUUCGGAGUUCAGCUGUUUGCAGGAAAGCUCGCCAAGUGCAACGACCCCCACAUCCUUAAACGGGUACAGCAAGAAACAUAAUCUCCUCACUAAACCAUCCCCUCCCAAAUGCACACUCCCUGUAGAGAAGCACAAGCUGAAUAAGUACAAGGGGUUUCCCCCAGACAAAUCAAUAAUCCAGAGGGUCCUUUUUAUCCUGCAUUUCUAACAAUAGUCAUUAUACUGCUCUCGCUUGCUGCAAGAGAGGCUUUUCCAUUUCAUGAGGACCCUGAGGGAGACUUCUUAUUGCUUUUUUUGCAUCUAUCCUCACUUACUGUAUUAUUCUCAUGUUCUCAGUAUUCAGAUUAGGUAGCGAACUGUUUAAGUUGUUUUCUCAAACACAGCAAGUAAACUACGUUACAGAAAGGAUCUUUUUCUAUUCCAAUUGUUCCCUUAUUCCGUGUUUUAUUUCCAACCUUUUGUUUGUAGGAUGAGUGUCACGGGAUAUUCCGGAUAAAUGUCAGUGUUUCCAAAAACCUCAACCUGAAACUGAAGCCUGGGGAGAAGAAACCCGGCUUCUGGGUGCCAAGAGUCUGGUAAAUAAUGUUUUUAUGGCAGCUUGAUUUAAAGUUAUUCUUCUGCAGAUGGAGAUUUAUGUUUCUGUUCUCUGUCCUCAGGGCCAACCCUCGUAAUUUUAACUUUGACAAUGUAGGGAACGCCAUGUUGGCCCUGUUUGAAGUGCUGUCGCUUAAAGGCUGGGUGGAAGUCCGGGAUGUCAUAAUUCACCGUGUUGGACCGGUACAAAGGCUUACCUUGGCUUAAAUUACCCUUCAUACAUUUUACUGUGAGAAGACUGGAACAUGUGAAAUUCUUCUUUGCUUUCAGAUCCACGGGAUCUACAUUCACGUCUUUGUGUUUCUGGGAUGUAUGAUUGGACUCACGCUGUUUGUUGGUGUCGUCAUUGCAAACUUUAAUGAGAACAAGGUAAGAAUUUAAAGGUUGUUUUUACUUUCAUAUGGUAAUUAUUAAACCGCAAAAGCAAAGAGGGAAGGCCAAAUUCAAAUGAAGUAACAUGGUAUUUAUCUGGACUCAAAUGAAUCUGUCGCAGUAAAACAUGUUGUGUCUCUUCUCACUAGGGCACUGCUCUCUUGACAGUCGACCAAAGACGAUGGGAGGAUCUGAAGAGCAGGCUGAAAAUAGCCCAACCUCUCCACCUGCCUCCACGCCCAGGUGCUCACAUCAAAAAUAAAUAAAUAACAGUAUAUCAGUCAGCAGAGCGCUUUAUAUUUUUCUAGCAGUGGAUGAUGCAAUAUUCACCUGGUUAUUAUCUGAAAUGUCCAGCUAAAGAAACCUUUUUGUAAAUAACGAGUUGAGGAUUUGUUCAUAAAACUUGAUUCACUUUCACAGCUGAGCCAACACUGAAAAAAAUCACUACAUCAGAUACUUUAUUGGCAAUCUGUUCUAUUUUCAAAAACAACCCCAGUACCACGCUCCAAAAUCCCACAGCCUGCAGAAAGCAGUGAUGAAAUUGUAGGGUUGUGAAAGUCAUGUUUUUUUUUUACCCCAUUCCCUGAGCGAUCAUGUGGUUUCUGUGUGGGAACAUCAACGUGUAGUAAAGUAGUACUUGGAUGAUUCAUCCAUAUUUGAUAGUCCGUGUUUUUUAUCCUUCAGGGACUCAACAUGAUCCCUUAAUGAUGACUUGCUCCACUAAUGAAAAAGCUGAUUUUAAGGACAGAUACCGCAGAUGACUCAGGCACUGAAUCAUGCAUGUUACCGCUUUCUGCACCGAGUUUAUGAGUGAAAUUUUUCAGAACUUAACACCAUGAAGCGGAGGUGAACGAUCAGCUUCAUGCAAACUAAACUAAACUAGAUGAAUGCUGACUUGACUGCAGUUUGUUACACCAUGUACUCUACAUUGCAAUCGAUCACCUUUCAACAUGGGAUUACGAUACAAUUACACUCUUGCUCUUCUCUCUGUGAUUAGAGCUGUGAGAAUAGUUUUAAGGGCCUCAGAGGCAUUGUGGGAAAUCGUCUGUUAGUACAGUUGAGGGCUGAGAACUAACAGAAAAUCAAUGGCUUCAGUUUUCGUCAGCAAUGCCGCUGACACCAGCAGUAUCAACCUGACUUUGAUCCACAUCCAAAGGCCCUCGGCACUGGCACCACUCACUCACUCUUGGCAGUUCAUUACAGCACCGAGCUGGACUUCCCUCACACAAUUCCACUCAAAGUAUUCGCAACAAUCGUCCCUGUGGUCAACAGUCAUGCUUCAUCACAGAGUCGGUUGUUAAAUUUCUAUCUCAUGUUGAUUAGAUAGAAGUGGAUAAAACAUCUUUAAAUUCAAAGACAAACUGUUGACACAUGACCAAAGAAAAGUCUGAGUGUAGAAACAUUUGGUCGAGUUAGUUUGGGCUUCAUUAAUGGCCAAUCACAUCAGCUCCCUCAACCCCUUAGUAAAGCUACUGCACUCUCCUAAUGGCCUUAAGAAAAGACUUCAUCUCCUGUCUGUGAGAUUGAUUUCUGUUUAAGGAGACACGGAAACACAGAGUCGCCUUUUAAGCCACUAACAUUAUUGUGUAGUGAGUUAAAAUCAAAGGCACCUUCGCUCCUAAAGUGAUGUUAUUACAACUCAUCUUGACAUAAAGGCGUUUAAAUGUGUAUCUAUGUUUAAACCUGCAGCACAUUUAAGAGCUUUCACACUGACGAGGACACUCAAACAAUGCAAGAGUGCCAUCUGCAGGACAGUUUAAGACAUUACCACAGACCCAAGCGUCAGUUGAAUCACAGAGCGCACUUCAGACAAAUAGAUCCAACCCAGACAGCAGAAUAAUGUUCGAUUAAUCACAGAUUUUUUCUGUCAAAGUCAUAAAGUUUGAACACAUCACUCGUCUUUCACCUCCCUGACAGAAAAUGGAGGUUUCCGAGCCAAAAUGUACGACAUCACUCAACACCCCUUCUUCAAACGAGGCAUCGCUGUGCUGGUGUUAGCUCAGUCAGUGCUGCUGUCCGUAAAGGUACAGUCCCACCUAUUUUACAGUUUUAAUGAGCUUUUUAUUCAUUAUUCUUCCUGCAGAUUUAUCCGUCUUUAAACUGGUAGGUAGAAACAUGAGCAAUAUUACCUAUUUGGCUCUUUGUGCUUCUUAUGACUGAUUUGAAAAUGUUAUCACUGACAUUCAAAUUGCUAAUCAGACUAGCUCCUGCUUAUCUCUCAGACCCAAUUGUUUAUCAAGGACACGCAAAUCUUCAGACCAGUUUCUUCUGGGUGUCCUGAGGUCCAAAUUGAAGCUCAGGAGGCAUUGAGACUUUUCAGGUGCAGCUCCAAAGCUCUGAAAUCCUUUGCCCCCAUAUGUUGGGCUGUCUUCCUCACUGACUAUUUUUAAAUCAAACCUCAAAACACACUUUUACUUUUACUUUUAGAUAUAUUUUAAGGGAAUAAAAACAUCUUCUCUUAGGGCAAUACAGUAGGAAUGAGCUUUUUCAUGAUAAGCAAACUGAACAUUUGUCAGUAUUUAAUCUGUCAGAUGGACACAAUGCAAACUGCUCCCUCACGUGUUUGAAUCUGUCCUUUUUUAGUGGGAUGUAGAUGACCAGGUCACGUUUCCUCUGGCCACCAUGUCAGUCGUCUUCACUUUUAUAUUUGUACUGGAGGUGAGCCUGUGAUCCUUUCCUCUUACGCAUUUGUUUCAAGGUUUUAUUGUUUAUUCUUGAUUUAGAAACCUGUCUUAUCUAACCUGUUUGUGUUGUUACCCAGGUGACCAUGAAGCUGAUCGCCAUGUCUCCCGCCGGAUAUUGGCAAAGCAGACGGAAUCGCUAUGACCUUCUGGUGACAUCACUGGGUGUCAUCUGGAUCGUCCUCCACUUCUCAUUACUGGUUAGACAAAUCACUCUCACAGUAAACAGAUAGUUUUUGUGUUUUUGAAGAAGAGUUGUGCAAGUAUAAAUGUUUUCAGGCAUGCACAAAGUUCCUGACAAUUCCCCAGAAUUACCCCGAUGGGCUGUAUGUGUAAACACAAACAAUUUCACCAGACUUUACCCAGAAUAUUUCCAGCUAGGACUCCAGUAUUAUUUCAGCUCUUGUGAUACACAGCAGCAAAUCUUCCAGUGAAUUCAGCAGGUGUUCUGGCUCGUUUGGCUGCUGGUUUAAGGUGCUGCUACUUCCUUGAAUUAGACGAGUUUUGCUGUUUGAUUUGAUCACAUCUGCAGUUUAAAAAUAAAACAUAAAAACUAUUCCUCCAAGGAAACAGUGAAGGAUUGUUUUUCAUGUAAAUGUCAACCCUAACGUUUCUCCCCUUUAGAACGCUUAUACCUACAUGAUGGGGACAUGUGUGAUUGUCUUCAGAUUCUUCACAAUAUGUGGGAAGCAUGUGAGUAAAUUUCACUUUAAAAAUAAAUAGAUUUAUACUCCAUCAUAAGGAUAUACUUCUGAAUGUGUUUGUGUCUUUAUGUGAUGAACAUAGGUGACUCUGAAGAUGCUCCUCCUCACUGUGGUCGUCAGCAUGUACAAGAGCUUCUUCAUCAUCGUGGGCAUGUUCCUGCUUCUGCUCUGUUAUGCAUUUGCAGGUGUUGUUCUCUUUGGGACUGUUAAAUAUGGAGAGAACAUCAACAGGUAAGGUUCAAAUGUUCUCCUGCCUCUCCUGCCGGUAGACAGUGGUAAAUUUAUGCAGUGGAAGUAGAAAUACAUAUUAGCAGAGUUGUCUGAUUCUCCUUUUGUCCUCCAGGCACGCAAACUUCUCCACAGCUGGCAAAGCAAUCACCGUUCUCUUCCGUAUCGUCACAGGGGAAGAUUGGAAUAAAAUCAUGCAUGACUGCAUGGUAAGAUGAGCUGCAGGUUUAGCAAACAUCCCGACAGCAAACAAGCAGAUCAUUUUGUUUCAGUUGUGAAUACACUUUUUUACUCUUUUUUUAUUUGGUAUUUUAUUUUGAAAGAGUCGCCCUUCCUCAGUUUUUGCAGCAGCCCCACCUUAGAGCAGGUUUUUGUUUCUGAUACUUAAAGCAAAAUUAACAAUAACCCCCAGUUGUUUUGUGUUCCUCGCAGACUUCACUGUCAGCAGUUUUAUAACCUCAAUGAAAACUGCUUACGUACAUUACAUUACAUAACAUUACAGUAAAAUUUUGAUACAUAAGGAUGCGUCGAACACUGAUUUGAAUGAGGUACUGUUUUUCCUGUCCCCCCAGGUGCAAGCCCCGUUCUGCACCCCAGACAAACAUCGCUACUGGGAGACUGACUGUGGCAACUAUGCAGGAGCACUGAUUUACUUCUGCUCCUUCUAUGUGAUCAUAGCCUACAUCAUGCUCAACCUGCUCGUAGGUCAGUGUGUGUUUAAUCCCUUAAAGAGGACGAGUCUUGUUACACAGUGAUGGAGCUCACCUUCAUUUUAAGGACAAAAAGCAAGUUUACAUUACAGCUCAAUUAAAUUUUAUGGCUAAAACUUUUAGUGAGGUUUGGGUAAUUUUCCAGUCAAUGAAACAUCCCUAAGUGUCAAAAAAAAGUGUGUGCAUACAUAAAAAUGAGUCGGGAGAUUAGGGACCUUGGGCUUCGGCAACAGCGACAACUCUAUUUCAUUUUUUGUCUCAUGUUUCGCAACACUGCACAACUCAUAAAGCACACUUAUGUCUAGUUUUGUCUUCUCUCCAAAGAGACUACGGAGUGAGUUUAGUCUAUUAAAGCUCAUUAUCGGCACAACGAUCAAACUUCCUCAUGCAGAAAAUAUUACUUCAUUUUCACAUCAGAGACUACAAGACACAAGGAAGGGAGGUAUGCACAAUGACAAGGCAGAAAAAUAAAAAAGAUGAACACUUAUAGCACAGAAGGAAUCAAAAAGAAACCAAAGCACCCAUGUACAACUCUUUAAAUCUUACCUGUGUAACUUGUCCUCUGGUUUUGUGGACUCUUUGUAUCAAUCAUUCUUGUAUGGGUCGUAAUUUUGUUCAGAGAGAGGCAGAUGGUGAGGCAUAAACCACAGACACUUACCGUGAUUUGAGAGCCAUCUCUGACCUUUUGCAAAGAAUGCUGUGAAGAAUGAAGGGCUUAAAAAGUCACAGACUCCAAAGUGGCUGCGCAUGAAAAAUUGAAGAGGAGUUAGGGUGAUUAUGUGAGAAUAAAAGGAAAUCCAGAAGAAGAGAGUCAAAGGACUUAUUUGUUUGUUUUUGAUCAUUGACAGAUUGUCACUGUGUCUGUCUGUAAAUACACUGUCUUUCAAUCAAAGCCUCCCGUACCUGUUAACAUGAUUACAAACACCAACUUACUCUUGGUUACUAUGGGUUUAUGUCAGGGUGGAACAAAGUAGUUUAGAGAAGACUAAGGUGGGUUAUGAAAGAGUUGUUUAGGGUGAUACAGAGUAGUGUAAAACAGACUUUGGUAAGGUAGAAAACCAGAUGGUAGAAGAGAGUAGGAUAGAGUUAUACAGGGUAGAUAGAACAGACCCACUGAGAAAUUUUUGGUCUAAAAGAGGUCUUAUAGACAUCUAAAUGUAGCCUAGACAACUGGUCUAAAAUCAGGCUACCACAGGUCUAAAAAUGAAAGUUUUGUAGACGUCUAAAUUUAGACCAAGUUUAGACCAAGUCUAAGUCUGGGUUAUAUCUAUACUGUGGAUUUAUGUAUCUACACUGUCUAUUGCUCAACAGCUAUCAUAAUUAUUUUAGAUCAGUUAUGCAACUCACAGUUGCUUCUUGAAAUAAAUAGUCAUCGAACAACGGGUUAAAGUGCAACGUCUGAACUCUGUCUAAAAAUAUACAAAAUCUAGAUUCUUGAAGACGGUGAUAUUCAGGAUUAACUUCAAGGUUCUUGUUUUUGUAUAUAGAGCUCUGCGUGGUCAGGCCCCAGAAUAUAUUGCUGACCUGCUUCACCCCUACAUUCCGAGUAGGUCACUCAGGUCUGCUGACCAGGGCUUGCUAGUUGUCCCUCAAACUCAUCGAAAAACAAGAGGUGACCACGCUUUUGAAGUGAUGGCUCCAACACUGUGGAACAAUUUACCUGCUGAUUUUCCUUCAGCUGUUUCCAUUGUCACUUUUAAAAAGCUUUUAAAGACUCACUUAUUUAAACAGGCCUUUACCUCCCCCAGUUUUAACUAAUGCUCUAUUUAUGCCAUUGUUUUUUUAUUGUUCUUUGAUUUUACUUGAUGUUUAUGAUUGUAGUUUGAUUCUUUUACUGUGAGGCACUUAGGGAAUCUUUUCUGUGAAAGGUGCUUUACUAAAUAAAUUUUACUUUCUUACUUCCUUGAAAUUAGGUCUGAAAAAAAUCACUAGACGUCUAAUAGCUGUCUAUUGCUCAGUGGGGAGUAGAGUAACACAAGGUGAAGGGAGGUAGAGGAGGGCAGGAUGGUAAGGACAGUGUAGGGUAGGGUAGUACAAAAAUAGAGUCGGGUGAAACACAGUAAGGUAGGGUAAUACAAGUAGGAUCAAGUAAAGCAGGGGAGGGAAAGGUAGAGUAAGGUUGGAUAAAGUUUGAAAAAUUAAUUUCAUUAUUCCAACGGUCUGUUUCAGUUAAUUUGACACUCUGAAAAUAUGUGUUCACUCUCCAUGUGCCCAGGCUGUCCACCUACAACUGCACAACACUUGAAUCACUUUUACGCAAAGAAAAGUUGAUACACCCCAAGAGAAACUUGCUGUGCAGUUAUAUGUCUCUUUCUAUCGCCACAGCCAUCAUUGUGGAGAACUUCUCCCUCUUCUACUCCACGGAGGAGGACCAGCUGCUGAGCUAUAAUGACCUGAGGCACUUUCAGAUCAUCUGGAACAUGGUGGAUGACAAACGGGAGGUGAGAAAUUAGCAAUAGGAAGAGAGAUGAGGACACAGCAGAGGGGAGAGGGUGACGAUCUUAAAGCCACUCGCAGAGGACAAUAAAGAAAAGUUAAAAGAGGAAAGUGAGCUAAUGAGAAGGCCUGGAGGAAAUAAGUAAUGCUCUGAGUUAUAGGAGGAGAAGUAAUUGGGGUAACAGUAAAAUGUAAGACCCCCCUUCCAUUAUGUUAUUUGACUGCUCUAUAGGCUUCUCUUCAAUUAAGGCGAGCUGAAUAAUGGGAGAUGCAUCCAGCCUAAGCUUUGGUUUGAUACCCCAUACAAUAAAAGGUUUUACUCUCAGGAAUAGAAAUCAUCUUUAUUUAGAAGUUUUCCCAAAGCCCUUUAAAGCCUCUUAGUGAUGCCGUUUUUUUUUUUCUUGUUUAUUCAGCUCAACCCAACUAAAAUUAGUAAUAUAGCCUCUUUAAUACAUACAAAAAUUCAGCCAGAUGGAGCAUAAAAAAAGAAUUGACUGGAAAAUAUAUAUAUAAAAGAAAGAAAAAGAAGGGGUAACCGAAUGAUUUAAAAAUGGUUAAAGCAGAAAAUAGCUGAAAUUAAAAAAAAGUUAAACUAUUAUAGAAACAUUGAUGAUAAAGCAAACCAAGGCUAUUUUAUAACCUGAUUUAGUUUAAUAUGUCGGGUUCAAGCCUAAUUAUACCUAUAAAAUUUAGUAAGUUAAAUAAAAAGGCAAAAAUAUUUGGUAACACUUUAUAAUAACCAUCCAUUAUAACUAGUUAAUAGAUCAUUAGUAAACUGUUUAUUAAUGAGUUAUUAAUGACUUCUUAAGUGUUGUAAACAGUUUGUUAAGUAUAUAUAACAAUGCCUACAGAUAAUAAUAUAUAAUUGAUAAACUGUUAAUUAAUGAGUUAUAAAUGACUUAAUAACUGUUUUUUAAUGAUUUAUAACUAUACCUUAUACAUUAGUAAUAGAUCAUAAACAAGGUAUUAGUAAAUUACUUACUAAUGACUAGUUAAGUAUCAGUUAAUAGUUCAUAGAUGUUAUUAGGACGUUAUUCCGGAGUUGCAACCAUUCCUCAUUUAUUAACUGUUAGUAAACGAGGAAUAGUUGCAACUUUAGAAUAAUGGAUAGGUAUUAUAAAGUGUUCCCAAAUCUUGUUUUUCAUAUAAAUUUAUCUAUUGAAUUUUGAAUACAAGGACUUUUCCAAACAUUUCAGCCUAAGACCCCUUAAAAAUAGUACCAGGUACCCCUGCUAUCCAUUGAGGUGGCCAAACAUUCUCACUGCUGCACGAAUCAACAGGCCAUUUUAAGAACAGGUGUGAGAAAAACACAAAAUGCACAAAAAAAUAAUAAUUCAAAAUUAAUUAAAGGUUCCUGUGAGCGACUUUCUGUAUGUGUUGACUUUGGCGCCCCCCUAUGGAAACCCUCAUGGUUGUUGAUUACAGCUGGAAACUCUUAUAGAGGCAAGGCUGGUUGAAGAUGAACAUAUAGUUAUGGUCUUUUCCUGUUCAUUCCGAGCUCCAUGAAUAUAAAUCUUCUCUCCUAUGACUGUUUCUCCAGGGUGUCAUCCCCACAUCCAGGGCAAAGUUCCUGCUCCGCCUGCUCAGAGGCAGACUGGAGGUGGAUUUAGACAAAGACAAGCUGCUGUUCAAACACAUGUGUUAUGAGAUGGAGCGACUGCACAGCGGAGGAGAUGUGACCUUCCAUGAUGUGCUCAGGUGACCACGAAAAGCCUCAUACACACUUAACCUGCACUUAUGAGAACUCAAGGACCCACCGCGGCUAAGACCAUGUUGCAUCCAUAUUUAACUACACCCUCAUGUCUUGUCGAAAGUAACUGGAAAUGGAUAAAUCUCAUGUGUGAAAUCACUUCCUGCUAAGAAUCAAGAGGUUUUAUUAGUCCAGAUUCUCUCCACCUUGGGUUCCCCUCAUGAGUAGUUUCAUGUGAGUAGUUUCAUAGUCAUUAUACCUGGUGUUUUGGGGGUUUAGAGCUCUUUCAGCUCAAGUUAGAUUGGUACACUGUUAACUUGUACAGCUUGUGUAAGGGCCUACUUCCAUUUAGUGCCCUGCUUCUACUGAAUUUAAUUGAAGCAGAAAAAGAAACCCCUCUAAAUCUGUCCUUUUUUUGUGUCUGAGUGCAGCAUGCUGUCGUAUCGUUCAGUGGACAUUAGAAAGUCUCUCCAGCUAGAGGAGCUGUUGGCCAGGGAACAGUUGGAGUACACCAUCGAAGAAGAGGUCGCCAAGCAGACCAUACGCAUGUGGCUCAAGAAGUGCCUCAAACGCAUCCGAGCGGUUUGUCUCUAAACAGACGACACAAAUACACGCCCCGAGAUGUUUUAACUGUGUGUGCAGUGCCACAUACUGACCACACGUGUCCCUGUGCUCUUGCAGAAGCAGCAGUCAUUUAGCAUCAUCCACAGCCUGAGAGAGAGCCAGCAGCAGGAGCUCAGCCGCUUACUCAACCCCCCCAGCAUAGAGACCACGGUGCCAAGCGAAGACCACAAUGCUAACAACCCAGACAACCCCUCCCAGCCUGAGGUAAAGCCCCGCACAGUCAUACACACACUCACACAUCCUCACAGCUUGAUAUAUAGCAGGCAUGUCAUAGGAUCUGCAGGUGUGCGGUCACACUGCCGAAACAAAGGAUGUGUCUUGUUUGUUUAGAUGAGUGGUCUCCAGCAGCUCCUGAGCCCCACGUUGUCAGACAGAGGAGGCUACAGACAGGACUCUUCAGACCUGGGGAGACCACAGAGGAAGCUGGGACAGUGGCGGCUGCCUGCAGGUGUGUACGACUCUAUAAAACGUCUGCUGCAAAGAGGCACAGCUUGUAGUUUUAUUAACCUGAUUUUGAACAUGAAAGAAAUCUUUUCCACCUGCACUUGACUCAGAAACACAGAUAAACGAUCACAAAAGUGGUCUGACCAAGAACUAAGCACCAAAGUAGAGCCUGACUGAUAUACCAGAUGAUAUCGGCCAAUGACAGGUACAUUGGUAUGCAUUAUUAACUCAUUACUUGGCAGAAAAUCAUGUAUGUGGUGGAAAAGGCCUUGUUAAGUAUUUUUUAUUUAAGUGUGCCCCAGCUGAAUUACCCAGACUGCAUUUAUUCAUAUUAAUAAAAAUGGCAUUUAACUAUUCAUAUGGAUCAAAACUGGAGAAACAUUUAAACUACAAAUUUUCUGACUUCCUGCUCAAAUCUUUUUGGCUACUUACAUUAAUUUGGUUUUAGACAGAGCCUUUGCGGUCACCACAGGUAACCAACACACUUCUUCCUCCUCUAAUAUAACCUGCGGUGUGCCACAAGGAUCAGUUUUAGGUCCACUUUUGUUCUCCAUUAAUUUGCUUCCAAUUGUCACAGUUAAUCUUUCCAUUGUUAGGCAGAUGAAACACAGUUAUACGAUAUGCUGAGACCUGGUGAUUCAAGAAGCCAAGAUGCUGUCUCUGAGUGUCGUAGUUAAAUGUUGGAUGGCUCAAAGUUUCCUUCAGCUAAAUGACUCUUAUCGUCAUAUGCUUGAAUUAGCCAAACUCCUUCAUUUUACAGAUAGAAAACUCCCUCUGUCUGUUUUACUCAAACAUCACAUCAACAGAAUUUUGUAUCCUUGUUGAUUGAGGUAUAAAAAUACCCAUGUAGAAAUGCAGAAUUUCAGUUCUGAAUUGUUUCUUUCUCAAGUCUGUAGUUUUCCUCCUUUUAAAAUCAGCGUCUGUUAAGAAAUAAAGAAAUGCAGACCCAAACUGUGAAUUCUGUGUUGUUCAUGUGUCAGGUCGCACAAGCGUCAAGUCCAUCGUGUGCAAGAUGAACCCCGUCAACGACGAGGCAUCUUCAGGGUCAGAGGUGAAGAAGUGGUGGACCCGCCAGCUGACAGUGGAGAGCGACGAGAGCGGGGACGACCUCAUCGACAUUUAGAGGAUGGAGCUCAGUGCAUCCUGACGAUUUUUUACAGAUUACAGGAGAAACUUUCUGGUUGUCUGGAAGUGGUUUCAUUUUCUUCUUGCUGAUCAGUGAAACAGUGCUUUUUAACAAUCUUUUUUUUAUUCAGGUUCAGAACUGUUCAGUGUGUCAUGCUAUACAUGCUAUAGAUGAUACUUUAAUUUCGCAGCCUUUUUGAAGUGCAGCAGUAUCUCAUACCUCUUAGCUAGGUAGUUUUUUUCUCUGUGAUUUUCACUCCUUAUAAUUGCUGAGUGCAGUAUUUCUAUGCAGACACAUAUAUGUUGAUCAAGUAAAUCAAAGCAGAAAGGGACACGUUGCAAAGAAGCUGCUUCUGUUUGUGUUUUCUACUGUUCUGCUGUUUCAUGUGAGUUUCAGUCAAGUUUGUUGUGUUGUUGCACCCAAAAUAACUCGGUGCUGUCUCUUCUUUGUUCUUCGGUUUCUGUCAGUGUUUUUAAAAGAGUCUACAGUAUUUAUUGUCUAAAUGUUGAAUUUCAUAGAGUCACUUUAUACUUCAGGCAGGCCUCUUGUUCUCACUGGUGGAACAAGCAAAUUCAAGCAACUUUUAGAUUGAUGACUGUGAAUGUAAAUGAAAGUCAAAUCUACUUUGUGAAUUUGUGUGGAGGUAAAACAUAAAAUAUUUUGUAAAUUAUUAUAAAUUAUGAACUUUAUUAAGAACUGGUUAUUCUAAUAAAGGCCUACAGUGUUAGGCACUUAUGAGAAAA
Molecule: messenger RNA, 90228 nt
Organism: Xyrichtys novacula (pearly razorfish)
Lineage: Eukaryota; Metazoa; Chordata; Actinopteri; Labriformes; Labridae
Source: the annotation of a GenBank genome assembly